Molecule: messenger RNA, 96848 nt
Organism: Pelobates cultripes (western spadefoot toad)
Lineage: Eukaryota; Metazoa; Chordata; Amphibia; Anura; Pelobatidae
Source: the annotation of a GenBank genome assembly
GGCGUGUUCCUUUAAUACGAAAAGGACAUCCCAUUAAAACAUGCAUUAGCCCCUCCUCUGAGAAGAGGAAACAUCCGUUUCUACUAAACUACACUCUCUGUAUUGUCACCCCAUCCAUUUAUUGAAACAAUACAUUUUUUAAAAAAAUGGUACGAAAACUCAAAUAUCAUGAACAGAAGUUACUGAAAAAGGUGGAUUUUAUCAAUUGGGAGGUUGACAACAAUAUCCAUGAAGUCAAGGUACUUCGAAAAUACCGCGUGGACAAAAGAGAAGAUUACACAAAGUAAGUAUGUUCUAUGUAUUUGAUUUUUUUUAAUUUUAUUUCUGACUUACAUAGCUUAUUAAAAAGCGUUUCUCUGAAAAGCACCUUUGGACGGUCGUUACGUUGCUUUAUAUUUCUUCUAAAUACACAAUGCUUUCACAGUGUCACAUUUCGCCAUUUGUCAAAUUAGUAUCGCUCAUUACGAGCCCCCGUUAAAAAAUAUUGCCCCUUUGAACACGUGUGCUCUGGGCGCCGCCAUGACACUUUCCACGGAAUCCAGUCCGACAUCUUCCGGGUGAAUGAUGCCUCUUUGAAGUUUGUACUCAAAUGUCUAUAAACAUCCUUUGCUAUAGCACUGCAAACCAUGCCUAGCUUUUACUUGUGCAAUGUAUAAUUUUACAAGCUGACUUCACCUGAAAGAAUUAUUUCCCUCAAUAAAUAAAUAAGAAAUAACGUUUAAUAGGGUUUCUAAUUGCUUUAGGUGUACUCUUUAAAGAUAAAGCUGAAACCUUAUAAUGGGCAAGAGGGACAAUCGCAAGUGAAUCGCUAAGAGACCGUCUCAAAUGAGUAGUAUUUUUACCAUUUAUACCAUUAUUUAUUUUUACCAGUUUUUAUACAUUUUCGGAUUUGCACAUUGCAACAUUUGCCUUACAUAAACUGAAAUUGCUGACCAUUUACUAAUACCAAUUUGGGUACCAUUUCCCCUGUUCUUUGAAUGUGUAGCUUUUGUUGGCUACAUAGAAGAGAAAUGACACCAUAUUUAAAUGCACUAUAUAUAUAUAUAGACAAAAUUUAUCCUUUUUAUAGUUUUCUCCAAAUGCAUUAUUUAGUACCUGAGCAUUGGUAUGACUGCUGUUUUUUUUUUUUUAGUUUUUUUUUUUAAAUGGAAGCCAAUCCAGUCCCCAUUCAUUUGCUGAUAGUGUCAGCUGACUUCUCUCAGCUAAAUAAUGGCACACUGUUUGCACAGAUGUGACAGCCAGCCAGGGAUCUCUUGUUUUGGGAUGGCUAAUGAUGUCCCAAUGAUGCUGCUGAAGAUUGUUACACCUCCAGCAAGAAAAAGUGUUAAACUUUUAAUAUUGUAAAGCGCUACGGAAUAUGCUGGUGCUAUAUAAAUACCAAUAAUAAUAACCAUGUAUGUACAGUAUUGUAUACUAUAUAUAACACAACCCCGUUAUUGACGGGGAAUUAGGGGAAAUAGUAUCAUGGGGUUUGGGUUGUACUGGUAGAUGCUUGCAAAAAAUCACACCAGUUCACAUAGCGAGCAUGCCUACCAACUCUACCCAGGUUACUGACUUACGGAUACCCUCUCAAUACCAGGAUCUAUAGGCAGUCUUUGAUAAAGGGAAGGCUGACACCUUACCCCCCAUAGGUCAUUUGACUGUACUAUUAAGCUUCUACCUGGCACGAUGCCUCCUAGAGAUACUGUGUAUCCAUUAUCCACUAAGGAGAACCUGGUACUAGAAGAGUACAUAAAGGAGAAUUUGGAAAGGGGCUUUAUUAGAAGGUCUUCAUCACCAGCGGGGGCUGGAUUUUUCUUUUUAGUUAAGAAGGAUGGCACUCUGAGGCCUUGCAUAGAUUACCGGGGUCUAAAUAAAAUAACUAUUAGGAAUGCUUAUCCUAUUCCCCUGAGCGUUAUUUGAUAGACUUAAAGGCUCCAGAAUUUUUACCAAAUUGGACUUAAGAGGAGCUUAUAACUUGGUAAGAAUCCAGCAAGGAGACAAGUGGAAAACCGCAUUCAAUACUCAUUACGGUCAUUAUGAAUAUACAGUAGUGCCAUUCAGGCUAUGUAAUGCUCCAGCUAUCUUUCAAGAUUUAAUCAAUGAGGUUUUGAGGGAGUUUCAACAAGAAUGCGUAAUAGUAUACCUGGACGAUAUACUAAUACAUUCCAGAGACAAAGAGAUUCAUCACAGACAAGUGAGAAGGGUGUUGUGUAAAUUUUUGCAAUAUGGGUUGUACAGCAAAUUGGAGAAAUGUUGUUUUGCCCAAUCUCAGAUAAAUUUUCUAGGUUAUGUCCUCUCCGGAGGUGGAUUUAAGAUGGACCUGAUUUAAACUUAGAUCCAUCAUACACUGGCCUUUACCCAGGGGAUUCAAAGCCAUACAGAGGUUUAUCGGAUUCUCCAAUUAUUAUAGGCGCUUCAUUAAAGGAUUCUCAUCUAUAAUAGCAUCCAUAAUUAAUAUGACGAAGAAGGGUGCUAACACCAGAAUGUGGACUACGGAGGCUUUAUCUGCCUUAAAGACUCUCAAGGAGAUUUUUGCCUCUGCCCCAAUAUAGGUUCAUCCAGACACUUCUUUGCCUUUUUUGCUUGAGGUAGAUGCUUCUGAAAUAGGGAUAGGAGCAGUAUUAUCGCAAAGACAAGGGUUGGAUAAACCAUUGCAUCCAUGUGGAUUCUUCUCUAAAAAAUUAUCUAUAACGGAGAGAGGUUAUGACAUUGGAGACCGGGAACUGUUAGCAGUAAUAAUGGCUUUGAAGGAAUGGAGGAAUCUAUUAGAGGGGACUUUACAACCAGUUACCAUUUUGACAGACCAUAAGAAUUUAUCUUGAAUAGGAGAGGUCAAAAGAUUAUCCGCCAGACAGACUUGUUUGUCUUUGUUUCUUACCCAUUUUAAUUACGUACUUACCUAUAGAUCGGGCUCCAAGAACACUAACGCAGACGCCCUCUCACGUCAACAUGAACCUGCUACAUUUACUGAAAUUCCUAUGUCUUCCAUCAUUCCCAAGCAGAAUAUUAUAGCCAAUACCAGUGUGAAAGUACACUCACCUUUACUCUUCAAUAUUUAGAAAGAGUAAUGUGUAGCGCCAGAACAUACUCCUGAGGGAAUGUAUUAUGUUCCUCCCCAUCGCUUUCAUAACAGUAAAGCUGCCGGCAUACACAAGACUCAGGCAUACACAAGACUUACUCUCUGAUUUCCCAAAGCUUUUGGUGGUCUACCUUAUGCAGGGAUAUAAGAGAUUAUGUCAUGGCUUGUGAAAUAUGUGCCAAAAAUAAACAACCUCACACCCUUCCAUGUGUGUUGCUUCAACCUUUAGAUAUACCAAAGAAACCAUGGUCCAGUUUAGCUAUGGACUUUAUUGUUGAAUUACCAGUAUCCAAUAAUCUAACAGUCAUUCUCACAGUUAUUGACAGAUUUACUAAAAUGGCUCAUUUUAUACCUUUACCUAAACUACCUUCUGCACCCGAAUUGGCUGAAAAUUUAGCGAAAUAAAUUUUUCGCCAACACAGUUUGUAUCUCGUUUUUGGAAGUUACAUUUCUCGUUGGCCUACCAUCCCCAAUCUAAUGGUGCAGCCGAACGUACUAACCAAAAGAUUGAACAAUAUUUGCGUUGUUUUGUGUCUGAAAACCAACAUAGUUGGGUUGGUUUGAUUCUUUGGGCGGAGUUUGCACACAACAAUCUUGUUUGUGAUUCUACUCGUAAUAGCCCCUUGUUCAUGAAUUAUGGCUUUCACCCUACCAUUCUUCUGUCGGCGCCAAUCUGAGGAAGUUAUGGGAUCAGAUUAAUCUUGUUCACACUUCCGCUUUAUUUAAACGGCAAGCGGAUAAACGCAGAAGGCCUGCCCCUGUUUUUUUACCAGGUGGAUAAAGUAUGGUUGAGUACCAGACACAUCCGUUUAAAGGACCACUAUAGGCACCCAGACCACUUCAGCUUAAUGAAGUGGUCUGGGUGCCUGGUCCAGCUAGGGUUAACCCUUUUUUAAAUUUAUUUUUUUAUAAACAUAGCAGUUUCAGAGAAACUGUUAUGUUUAUAAUAGGGUUAAUCCAGCCUCUAGUGACUGUCUCAUUGAGAGAAGACGAGAAGACGCCAGCGUCCAUAGGAAAGCAUUGUAAAUGCUUUUCUAUGAACUGGCUGAAUGCGCGCACAGCUCCUGCCGCGCAUGCGCAUUCAGCCGAUGACGUCGCUAUGAAGGAGGAGAGGAGGAGGAGAGCUCCCCGCCCGGCGCUGUAGAAAGGUAAGAUUUUAACCCCUUCCUCUCCCCAGAGCCCGGCGGGAGGGGGACCCUGGGGUUGGGGGCACUCUCAGGGCACUAUAGUGCCAGGAAAAUGAGUGUGUUUUCCUGGCACUAUAGUGGUCCUUUAAGGGUUCCAUCCAUGAAGUUCGCAUCUCGUUACAUAGGACCUUACAAGGUCUUACGGAAGAUCAACCCGGUUGCUUAUCAGCUUGCUCUUCCUCCUGGCCUACGCAUUCCUAAUUCUUCAUGUUUCGCUUAUUGAAACCUCUCGUUUGUAAUAAAUACACCUCGGCAUCGACUGCUCCCUCUUCUGUUCAGAUUGAAGGUCAGGAGGAAUAUGAGGUCAAAUUCAUUCUCGACUCUCGUAUUUCUCGUGGAAAGUUACAAUAUCUCGUUGACUGGAAAGGUUAUGGUCCUGAAGAAAGGUCCUGGGUAUCUCAUGUGGAUAUCCACGCUCCUCACCUUCUCCGGGCAUUCCAUUUUCGCUUUCCGUCUCGUCCUGGAUCCUUCCGCCCGCUGGACGUUCCUAAGAGGGGGGGUACUGUGUGGAAAUUGGGCAUCUUGAAGUCCAGUCUCAGGUGGGCACACAGGCACCCUUCUUCUCCAGCAAUUUCGGCAUUUUAGACGCCGGCCGCGAUAGCACCGCCCCCUUUUAUAACGCGGUGCAAUUUCGCCGAUGUCGUGACGUCGAUGGCGUCACGGCCCGCCGAAAGUCAAACAAGGACGUUUUUGGGGAGUGGACAUCAAUUAAGGUGGCAGGGUAUAAAGGGUACUCACUUACAGUGAAUCAUUGCCCUGUCGUGGUUUCAGCUUGUCUGUUCCCUCAGUGCGUUUUCUGUUAUUGGUUUGUGGUUAUUGACUUGGCUUGUAUUCUGACUUUGCUUCUCUCUCCUACCUUUGGACUCUGCUUGGCUUCCGCUUACCUGUCUUUUCGUUCCCUCGACCUCGGCUCGUUCCUGACCAUUCUUUGUUUGUGUGACGUUAGUCCGGCCACUCUAAGGUCCGGAAUACAUCUUUAUAGAUGUUAGUACUCUGCGUGUUGGAUCCCUGUAUCGAUCCUGACAUUCAGUGCUUGUAAUAUAAGCCCAACCCCAUAAAUAAACCCUAGUUGAGAUCAUCGCUAGUUUGCUAAUCCUAUGUUCGGGGAAUUUUCUCCGAACAUAGAUUCGUGGGAUUCCUUGAGCUGGUAAGCUAGUCUAUGUUCAGAGGAAUUCCCCCGAACGUAGACCUUCUUUCUUGUACAUGCUCCUGAAAAUAAGUCCUAGUGCGUUUUUUUUUUUUUAGUAAAAAUUAUAAGCCGCAGUCUUAUUUUCGGGUGAAAACGGUAUAUGUGGUAUAUGCUGGCUAGAUGGAUGUAGUGUGUGUGUUGAUUUUUGUAAUGUGUGAAAACUGCUUACCCACAACAUAACUUGUUUUAAGGUAUGUAACGGAACCGCUGGCACCCCGACCGGGUACCUUCCGAGGACUCCAAGCACUCUGCCAGACACCAUAACCACUGCAGACCCCACGAACCGCCGCAGCUUGGUUGGGAUCUCGCCGUCUCCACCCACUCUGGACCCAGGACCAGGGUCCAGCUUCCAGCAGGUCGACCUCUCUCCGAAUUCCAGAGAGCAGGAACAGGAACAAGCUCUUAGCAGAGCUUAGUGAUUAUACCCUGGGGAGUAUAGUGAUUAUAGCAAUCCCCAGAGUGUAGUUUCUCCAAUCCUCCAAACUUGAGCCGAAACUUCAUGAAGGUACAAGAUGAUCUGUUUAUUGGCACACAAAGAACCUUCUUUUAUGCAGGUCCCCACACAGUGGGACACAGUACAACCAAUCACACAAUGGUUACAUCUCACACAUCUCCUCCCCUUAGCCUGAGAGGUAACCCAAUUAUCCAUACAUUUUAAAACACACUUUUUACCCAACUUUCAUAACUCUAAAACUAUACAUCACAUUCACAUAAAACUACAUAUUCACAAUCAAUCCAUUCAGGGGAACAACAUAUUAAAAAAUGGCCUGAAUCAGACCAGGGGUUCAGAAGUUAGCACAAGUAUAUUUUGGGGCCUGGCUGGCAGCAUGGCUAUCUGGCCCAAACAGGUUUCAGAGUCUUCUAUUCUGGAGAUAAUUGAGAAGUAAUGCAAUUAUCUCCAAGGACAGAGGCAAAACUCCAUUAGCCACAUGUCAGACAAAGGACAACAAAAGACAUAAAAAUACAUACUGUUACAUUUAUCACAUAGAACCUACACAUUUCCAAUUUAUCGAACACAUAAUAGCAUAUAUAAUAUUGCAGACCGCCUGAAUGCAAUCUGCUACACAGUCUUAAAGGGACAUUGUUCCUAAAAGUCAUAAUAUGUCCAGGGAUGGUUUUUAAAGGGCCAGCAGCAGCACCAUACAAAUCCAAUAUGCCCAAAUAUUGUACUUGAAGGGCCAAAUAACCCAGGGCCAUAGUCAUGAGGCAAGAGGCUGGCAAUCAGGCUCCUCCAACAGCCAGGGGAAAAUCCGGUGACAAAAGGCGUUUCGUCACAAGGUAAAUGACCAAAACACAAAAACAAUAGUAUAAAAACAAGGAAAACAGGAUGAUAAAUAACUGCACAGCCUAAAAUGUAUAAGCUAAUGUCCCAGAAUGUAGCAAUAGUUUAUUGAUCACAUUAGAUACUAAUGUGACAAAUGUUAGUCUCACUUGCACAUCUAUCUAUUUCUAAUGUUCUAAGUCAAGAAAGCACACAGGAUGCGUUAUUAAAGGGAAACUUUCAUUCGUGCUCUGCUUGUCAAUGCAUACUGACCAAUUGGGCAUUAUACUUUAGGUUCCCCAUUUCCUAAUCAAUGCCAUCCGUCUGUGAUCUCUAAAAUAAAAUGAGCAAAAACAUAAUGCUUACUUAUAUAAAGAUUUAUUAAGCAAAAAUAAAAAUACUCUUACAGAAUCCAAAGAGAUGGGGGGAUGGGAGGGGGAAGAGAGAGGGAAGGGGAUGGGGGGGAAAGACAUACAGAGGGCUGGAGAAGAGUAAAAAGAGACACACAGGGGCUGGGAUGAAGUAAAAGAUACAAAGGGAUGUUGUAAGAAAGACAAGAUACACUAAAUGAGGUAUAAAAAAAAAAAAUCAAAAGAGGGUAUAAGAAACACAAAAAACAGCAAGAGAUUCAAAAGGGGGUUGCCUUUUUGCCUGUGCUGGCGCGACGCAUUAUUGGGCUGGUAUAUAAUUUUUUCCAGGGCUGCUUUUAGUUCUCAGUCCGGCCCUGUUGAUACCCUUUAGAAUGGAAAGUCAGAGGGUCAGAACACAGAUCUGCUCUGGAACACAGACUUAACCCCCAAUGGUAAGAAAGUGCUAGGGACCUUCUGACACCAUAACAACUUAAUUUUAAUUAAGUUAUGGUGUCCAAACUGUUCCUUUAAAUAGAUAUGUAUCCCAUUAUACUAAUAGCCUACCUAAUGGUAUUGAAUCAGACUACUGAAAACUCCAGGGUUUGAUUUAUAUUUUUGUGAAAGGAUGUCCUUUGAUUUUCUUUGGUUCCUUUGCCAUGAUUUGAACUUGAGUAAAUAGUCCUGUGUUUGUGUGUGUGUGUGUGAAUGUGUUAGUGUGUAUGUAUUUAUAUAUUAUAUAUAUAUAUAUAUAUAUAUAUAUAUUUAUUUAUUUAUUUUUCUAUUGGAUUAACAUGUAUAUUAAAAUGUAUCUCUACUUUUAGGUAUAAUAAGCUCAGCAGGAAUGUUAGAGAACUUGCACAAAAAAUUCGAGACCUAGAUGAAAAAGACACUUUUCGAAUCCAGAGUACUUCCAAGCUUCUAGAGAAACUGUAAGUAUAGAAGUUGGGUUCGUGGACUGUCUAUUUGUGAUCGUCAUUUUACAUUUUAGUGGUUUGUUUUAAAUACAAUUCUGCUCCCAUCCUCUUAAUGUAUAUUUUGUAAAUUUUAAAAUGACUAGCACUAAAAUAAGUACACUGUGGUCUUGAAUAUUCAAAAAAAGGUUUAGUUUUAAGCAGAUGUACUCAGCUUUUUUUAAGCAUAGUCGUGGAUUUAUAUAAUGCUUAGUUUUCCUUGUGGCAAUGUAUUUACAGUUUUCAGAUAAUGCUACUUUUACUUUUUUUUUUUAAUAUAUAUUUUACUCAACUGGCACUAUUUUUUCCCUUUUUUGUAAUUUUUAAACAAUUAAGUGGUUAUUGUACUGAAGACUUGCAGGCAGGUUAAUUAUGUUUUUCAAUCUCCAAUGGUCAUUAAGGAUGGCUAUAAUUACAGACUUGAUGUAAAGAACACUGCCAUCAUGGUAUUUGCUCAUUGUUAAAUUAGUUGACAGUAAUUUGUUAGAAUUUAGCAAUAUCAGAUGUUUCUUCCUCUUUCUGGAACAGAUGAGAUACACAUUUCGAAGGCAUGGCAGGUCAUAUUCAGCUAUUUGCAAACAGAUGGUUUUUGAGCCCAGCAAUGCUACCUACUAGAUGUAACAAUUUCCAUAUUUAUGGCAAACAUAACUAAAAGUUACAAUCGCCAAAUUUAUGGCAACUGUAACUCCUAUUGCUUGUCUAGAUUACUUUUCCAAGUUUUUGAGUAUGUGGUAAUAAAGACCUGUUUAUAGCAAUCACACCCAUGUUUAAUUAUGGGGAAGUGGGAGAUAAUUUGGACAUGUACAAAAAAUAUAAAUGUCAUGUGCAGUAAUCUAUUAACAUUGAUAAAGUUACAUUCUUGAAAAAAUAUAUUGCUCUCCUUUUAGAAAUUGGUUAAUGAUUUGUUUAGUAAUUAGUAUUCUGUUGUUGGUGCAUGUUUUUACUCUUAAUGCACAUUUUCUUAUUGUUUACCGUUUGGGUCAAUAGAAAUCCAUGAUUUAAAGAAAUAGAAAAUCAGUUUUUUUUUGUUUUUUUUAAAUGAUUUAUUUAAAUUGGAUUUAUUUUAAUACAAUGCUUUUGGAUGAAAAAUCUGUCUAGAAUAGCCUUCUAUUUAAGGGCUAUUACAAGGGUUAAUUACAUGAUUUUUCUAUUACAUGACGUAAAGUCAUGAUUUUAUUAAAGACACGGAGGCGAGUAUUACAUAUCCCUUUCUUUACUGUCCACCAAUAGCAGCAAAGAAUACAAAACGGAAUGAAAAAAUAAUGCAUACAUGGUAACAUAGGCCACUCCCAGCCAAGUCCCAGUAUAAUGGUAGGCACCACACCCUCAGAUCUCCCUCUUUAUUAAAAAAGCGACACACCACAACAGAAGUCUGCAAAACCGUAAACAAGCAGACAUAAUUCUUCAGCAAACGAAACGUAGCAGGUCAUCGUUGAGAACACAGGACCAUUUAAUCCACAACAGGAAACCAAUUCGAAACUGUAACUGCACCCUCAGGCAUAAAAGGGGUUAAAAGCAGUUUAGUAGAUCUUCCCUUCCAGAGACACAGGCAAAGCUACUGCAGAACACCAAACUCCCGAACUGGAUACAAGGGAAUGCUCCAAACUCCUGAAUUGGAACCAUACGAAUAGCUGCUACCAGACGAACAGGAAAAGCACCCAAGCGGCUUACACUCCUGGCAAUCAGUCUCUAACAGCAUACAGUAAAUCCCCCCCCCAAAGACGAGACAAGGCUCCGUGUUGGGGGGUCAAGCAGUAGUCUGGUUUAUUGAGGGCUACCUGCCCAGUAUUUAUGCAGGUCUCCCACCUGGUGGAUACUCACCUAGGGGACCAGAUGGAAGACUGUAACACAGACAGACAUGUAUCACAUUCAGACACACAGAAGUAAAACAUCCCCCCAAUGCAUCCUAAUUUCCCUCCCUUUAUCAUGGAGAUAAUUGGGAAGUAAUCCAAUUAUUUCCCAGGACAGAGGCAAAUCGCCAUUAUACACGUGGGGACACAGUCAGUAAAAUACAUUAAAACAUAUAAUAUUACAUUUAUUACACAAAAUCCAUACAUGUCACAUAUCCCCAGAUAGCUUAGAUCUGAGCGCAUAUAACUACCGAAUAGCGCUCAGAUCCCACACAUAGUUCAAUUGCCAUGGAGCCAAAGUCUUUAAUUACACGAAUAGGCUCCAUGGCAUAGCUAUCUGGGUUAAAACAUUCACUUAAGUAAAGUCCCGAUCAAUCCAGCGUUCGUUUAAACAACCGAAAUAGAAGCAGGGAAGGCUGGAGGCUCACCGGUGCCUGCACAUAAAAGUAUCCGCUUUUAGUGCACUGAUUCCGGGCUGAGCACCGCUGGCCGUCCGGGGAGCUCCAUAACACCGCCACCUAGCGGCUGCUAAGUGUAACCGCGGCCACCCAGUAAGUCAAUUAAGCUGCGGUUAACUGCAGCUACUGGGUGGUCAAUUGAUGGCCCACGGCUCUGGGGAGGCUAAUAGAAGGCUGUUUGUGCGGUAGACUAAAUCUACCGAACGGCUGUGCAGAAAGGCAUGAAUAAACCUUUCUGCAUAGUAAAAUUAACUGUUUAACUGCCGUCCAUAAAACAACGGCAGCAGGCAGGCAACCAGGCUCCUCCAAUGCAAUGUAGUGAGAUUGGUCUCGUCACAGGAACAUCCAAGGAACAGCGCCAACAAAAUAAUGCUCCUCCAAGGUAGAUGAAAGAGAAACAGGACUGGAUCAUCCUGUGAAAACAUAAAGAACAGGAGCCCAAGGGUUAAAUCGGUACCAUAGACCAACAACAAGGCCAGAAUUAUUAUAGGCAUUAAUCUACCGUAUAUACUCGAGUAUAAGCCGAGUUUUUCAGCACAUUUUUUGUGCUGAAAAACCCCAACUCGGCUUAUACUCGAGUCACUGUCUGUAUUAUGGCAACUUACAUUGCCAUAAUACAGACUGGGGGCUGGCAGAGCUGUUACUUACCUCUCCUGCAGCUCCUGUCAGCUCUCUCCUCCUCCGCGCCGGUCCGGUCAGCACCUCGGUCAGCUCCCAGUGUAAGUCUCGCGAGAGCCGCGGGGUCAUAGUGCGGCUCUCGCGAGACUUACAGUGUGAGCUGACAGAAGAGCUGCACGGACCGGCGCGGAGGAGGAGAGAGCUGACAGGAGCUGCAGGAGAGGUAAGUGCUUCCUGCCAGCCCCCUCCACUGAACAGUCAAUGCCACUGGACCACCAGGGAAGGAGAGCCCCCCUCCCUGCCAUGUAUCAAGCAGGGAGGGGGGACGAAAAAUAAAUAAAUUAAAAAUAUAUAAAUAUAAAUAAAAAAAAUAAAAUAAAUAUAACAAAAAAAAUAAAAUAAUACAUUUUUUUUAUAUAAAAAUGCCCACCCCCCACCAAGGCUCUGCAACACACACACACUGCAUCACACACACUGCAUUCAUACACACACACACUGCAUUCAUACACACACUGCAUUCAUACACACACUGCAUUCAUACACACUCUGCAUUCAUACACACUCUGCAUUCAUACACACACUGCAUUCAUACACACUCUGCAUUCAUACACACACUGCAUUCAUACACACUCUGCAUUCAUACACACACACUGCAUUCAUACACACACUCUGCACUCAUACACACACUGCACUCAUACACACACACUGCAUUCAUACACACACACUGCAUUCAUACACACACACUGCACUCAUACACACACACUGCAUUCAUACACACACUGCAUUCUUAUACACACACUGCAUUUAUACACACACACUGCACUCAUACACACACACUGCACUCAUACACACACACUGCAUUCAUACACACACACUGCGCUCAUACACACACACACUGUAAAUAAAUAUUCAAUUAAUAUUUUUUUAGGAUCUAAUUUUAUUUAGAAAUUUACCAGUAGCUGCUGCAUUUCCCACCCUAGUCUUAUACUCGAGUCAAUACGUUUUCCCAGUUUUUUGGUUUAAAAUUAGGGGCCUCGGCUUAUAUUCGGGUCGGCUUAUACUCGAGUAUAUACGGUACAUCCCAAAACUCUAAACCGGUAUAAUCAAAACCAAACAUCAUAAAUACAAUGCCCCACUUACCAUACCAACUAAUCCAAUCACCUAUAACAAACAAUACGGGUGGGAAAAACAGAAAGCAAAACUGAGAUAUUACUUCAUAACGGGUGGGACAAUACUCUCCUCCGUGUCUCUAAUAAAAUCAUGACUUUACGUCAUGUAAUGGGAAAAAACAUGGAGUUUCAUAUUGCAAGUUUAAAGCUGCAGAAAACAUAUGAGUAAUAGGCCGGAAAUUUUUUUCCCGAAAUGUAGAUUCCCGCGACCGAUUGGCCAUUCUCAUAAGGUCUUCCAAACGUGCGCCCGAUGCCAUAAUUGAUGAGGCAGAGGGUCCCCUAACAGAAUGCGCUCCAAAAACAAAUAUCGAUACCAGCUUGGUCCAGAAUCCACUUCAACCAUCAUGACAACGUAGCGCUCGCAACUGGGGCAAAAGGGGGAUGAAAAGACAAGAAAAGUUGAGGUGUAGAUGCAGGACGAUGCAGCCUGGUACGAUAGAAGUCUUAGUACGUCUGAAAAUAUUGAAAGUUACACCCUCUGGAGUGUAUGAUCUGGCAUCAAAAUCCAAAGCAUGUACAUCCAACACCCUUUUGCAAGAAAUGAAGCAAAAGAGACAAAUCAAUUUAGCCAACAACUGUAGUAAUGAGAGAUCCCGGUUAGAAGGCCAGGCAGAGAGAAAAAACAGAACAACCGAGGCAUCCCAAGUGGAUGAAUAACGCGGCCUAUGCGGAUGGGAAAGACUGGAGCCGCGUAGGAGUCUACUAAAGGAUACCAGCAAAACCAUGGUGGGUAUCCUUUACAGAUUGAUCGUUCCGUAAGCCCUGCCAGGGUAAAACAGAGAAGUCAGUCAGGAAUUCCAGAAUAGUUGUUACAGAGGCUGAAACGAGACUCGCGUCCCCAAGCUCGCCAAGCUGACCCAUAUGAUGGUCUAGUUCCGGGAGCCCAUGAGUCCGCCAAGAAUCGUAGAGUAGUCUCCGAAAUCCCCUGGAUUUCCCAGGGUCCCCUGAAAUCUGCCAUGCCAUGAGAAAGAGGGAUCCAUCCACCAACAGAGGGUGACAACCACCUGCCGGAUCGCGAAGCACGCCUGGGAAAGACUGUAAAAGCCUGGGACAAUCCACCGACAUAUACAGAAGUUGAGGGAACCAUGACUGCAUCCCCCAAAAAGGAGCCACAAGCACCAGUUCGGUUUGUUGGCGUUGAACCUGAAGGAGCGUGCGUGUAAUCAAGGAGAAGGGGGAAACGUGUACAGGAGAACCCCUUGCCAGUCUUACAGGAAAGUGUUCACUGCCUCUGCCAAUGGGUCUGGUCUCCAGCUGAAACACCAUGGGAGCAAUGUGUUGAGCCGUAAGGUGAAGAGGUCGAUAACAAAAUGACCCCAGAGAGACUAUACAGUUGAGAACACCUCUGCGUCCAAUUUCUAGUCACUGUUGUCCGGACUUCCAAGAGCUCUCCUCCAUCCGAGGAUCACACUGCGUCACUUGGCACAGCUUAUCGGCCUGCUGGCCUUGUCUAUUCAAGCGGUGUUCCUGGCCCCUUUCCAUUACAGGGCACUACAAUAUAGCUCCUCUGCAAGAGGGAGCUUCUUACGCAAAUUUGGUUACCCAGGAUGGAGAAACGAGGGACAAACUGAAGUGGUGGAUCAUGAACCUGGCUGAAUGGAACGGAAGGACGAUUUUUGUUUCGCAACUGGAGUUCAUCAUAGACUCUGACGCGAGUUGGGGUGCCCACUGCGAAGGUGUGUCGACUGGAGGUCGUUGGUCAGAUUCAGAAUCCCGGCUCCACAUCAACGAGUUGGAACUUCUGGCGGGUUCUUUCGCAAUCCGGAGUUUCGCAAGGGACAAGGCACAGGCGUGAAUUCGCCUCCGCAUGGACAACAUUUCGGCGGUGAGGUAUGUCAACCACAUCAGUGGCACCCAGUCUGCGGUCUUGGCCAGAUUUGGCGAGAUUUUGGGAGUUCUGUCUAGCUCUGAAUUUGGUGGUCCAAUCGGGAUAUCUACUGUGACGGUAGUAAUCAGUAUCACCGUCUAGUAUUCCCUUUUUUCCCAGUAGCAGAAUAAUCACAAUAAUCCACAGGGUAAAAUAUCGCUGGAAUCACCAAAUAAUCCACACAUGAGUCAAAGGUUAAUGCUGGAACAAGACUGAUUACUGGAAGCAACAGGUAUUCAAUUUAUACAGUAACAGACUCCUCCUCUGGGCCAGGCUAGACAAUUGAGUUUCAGCAACAUACUAAACUCAAUUAUCUGCUGGCCAGAAACAUUACAAUUUUCAAAAUUUUUAGAAAUAUACUUUCUACAUGACAUAUAAAUAUAAGAACUAGCUGAGGAUACUGGGAGUCACAUAUCCAAAUUGCACGAAAAUCCGUUUGGUAGUUUCUGUGUCACAUCGUGUGGAAGUUUGACCGGCUCGCCAUGUGGUGGUAUCCGAUUUAGAGUUCCAUGAACUCAGUAGUAAGAGCCGGUCUCCGUUCGUGCAGAAUUACACAAAAACUACCAUAGAUAUGUUGCAGCUGGUUACAUUAGAGUGCUCCCCUCGCUCGGUAGAUUAAAACUCCCGAACGCCGGUUUGAUACUAUGGGUGGAAAUAGGUCAGACGGGACUUCCAUAAUGACCGGGCGUUCGUGUGAUUGCCAUGCCGAAAACAGUUCCAGGCAAUCCACGAGUAAGUCCCGCUGGCCGCAUUCGGGAGAUUUGAGAUGGCCGCUAUCCUUUGUUCUCGCCACGUGUUCGUAUGGCAAAUGGCGGCCACCUAGGAGUACUCAAUUAAGUUGCGGUUUCGUGUGGUUACUCGGUGUUCUAAGUUCUGAUUGCUACCCAGGGUGGUCUCCGUUCGGUAGAACGAAGAAAAUGUCCUGAACACAGAAAUAACAAUGAAUACUUUACAGUCACUUAACUAGCAGGGAGAUAAAAUACCGAAUACAUGGAUGGUGAUUCUUCACGUCUACCAGGCCUACACAAUGUCCGAAGUUCCUUGCGAAUUCCUCCUCUGAAUCCACAAGGAAACCUAGAAAUUUCAUGCGUCUGGAUGGGUUCAGGCAGGAUUUUUCCCAGUUGAUGAACCCUAGACGACUGAGCAGGUUCACGGUCCAUUACAGAUGGAGCCAUGAUCAGGAUGCCAUCCAGGUAGACUAUUAGGCAAACGCCUUGACUGCGGAUCCAGGCCAUCGCCAGGUGCAGCAGCUUCACGAAGCACCAGGGCGCCGAGGAGAGACCAAAAGGAAGACCUGUAAAGCACCAAACUCUGUCUUUCCAACGGAAUCAAAGUAGAUCUUGAAGUUUCGUUUACCGGCACCGUCAGGUACACGUCCUUCAAAUCUAGUUUCGCCAGCCAAUCUUCAUGCAGAAGAUUAUAAAUAAUAAGCCCUGGGCGUCUCUACCAGCUUUAGGGAGGGUGAGAUUGGCCAUCUUGGGCUCUAUUAUAAACAGGAUGGCUUUACGCCGUUCCAUGGACAGGGAGGCAUUGACACUUCCGGCGAUGCAAAUCGCUCUCUGGACCCAACCACGGAGUUCCUCCGGGUCUACCAUCCGGUUUUCGUCUCUGGCAUCCUCCGCCAAGUCAAACAAUUUUUGACCAAAGACCAAGACCAAACACAUCAAGGUGUUUGUCGUGGCACGAUCUAAGUGCCGAAGCCAGUCCUCUGCGUGGGUUCCAACCCAAUUUAUCCAGAAACUGGGUCAUCCUAGGGUCUACCUCCGAGGUGUCACAUACUUUGUUGGGCACUACAGGCCUGGGACACUCUGCCCUAAGUUUGUUGUGGGCCACCUUACUGAGUGGGCACUGUAACGGAUCACCUGGCACCCCGACUGGGUACCUCCGUUGAAGGAUGCUCCUAGCGCUUCCUGAGGGCUCCAAGCACUCUAGCAGACACCACAACAGGUCAAACCUCUCUUCAAUCAGAGCUAAGCAGGAACAAGCUCUUAAAAGAGCUUAGGAGUGAUUAUAGCAAGGGAAUAUGCAGAGCAUAGCAAUCCCUUGUAGCAGAUCCCCCAAUAAGAGACAAGACUCCAAACUGAGGGUGAAGUAGAACUGACAGAACUGUGGGUUUAUUGUUCUUAUAUACACAUUCUUACACACUAGUACCACCCACAGGGUUUUGUAAAACAACCAAUAAACAUGUACAAUACACUCACACUCCCACACAAAAUCCUCCCCUCUGCCUGUGAUACAAUUAUCACAGGCAGGAAAUUACACAGUUAUACACAAUAUUCAUAACUUUAAAAGUAUGCAUCACAUUCACGUAAAACUUACGUUUUCAGCAUACUCAAAAUACCAACAUACGUCAAAAUCAUACAAAUUGGUCCAGUGGGUCAAAAGAUAGAUCGACGUCCUUUGUGACCAAAUGAAGCAUGGCUUUUCUGCCCAAAACCAGUUCCACAGAGUCUUCUAUCCUGGAGAUAAUUGGGAAGUAAUCCAAUUAUCUCCAAGGACAGAGGCAAAACUCCAUUGAACACAUGGUAGCAAAAGACCAUAAAAUACAUACACAUAUAUAACUCUGCAGCUAUUGCAUAAUACAGGUACAUUACUGAAUGGUGCUCAGAUCACAUACAUACAGUUCAAUUGCCAUGGAGCCAAAGUCUUUCACAUAGUCUUUCGUUAUACGAAUGGGCUCCAUGGCAUAGCUAUCUGGGGUAACACUGCUCACAUAGGGAAGCUCAUGGGGUAUCAAUCUCCCAAGUGGUAGGUGAACAGGCAGGCACCCUAUGUUUAGGCAUGAUACAAUGAUCCACACAAAAGAGAUAUAAAUACAUAGUUACAUAGCUGAAAAGAGACUUGCGUCCAUCAAGUUCAGCCUACCUCACAUUUGUUUUUUGCUGUUGAUACAAAAGAAGGCAAAAAAAAACAGUUUGAAGCACAAUUUUGCAACAAGCUAGGAAAAAAAUUCCUUAUUGACCCCAGAAUGGCAUUCAGAUUUAUCCUUGGAUCAAGCAGUUAUUACCCUACAUUGAAAGAUUGUAUCCUUGAAUAUUCUGUUCUUGCAAGUAUGCAUCUAGUAGCCGUUUGAACAUCUGUAUGGACUCUGAUAAAACCACUUUUUCAGGCAGAGAAUUCCACAUCCUGAUUGUUCUUACAGUAAAAAAACCUUUCCUUUGCCUUAGACGAAAUCUUCUUUCUUCCAGUCUAAACGCAUGGCCUCGUUUCCUAUGUAAAGUCCGGUUUGUGAAUAGAUUUCCACACAAUGGUUUGUAUUGGCCCCGAAUAUAUUUGUAUAAUGUUGUUAUAUCCCCUCUCAGGUGACGUUUUUCUAAACUAAAUAGGUUUAAAUUAGUUAACCUUUCUUCCAUUCCUUUCUUCAUAGCCGAUAUGUUCCAUUCCUUUUAUUAAUUUUGUAGCCCACCUCUGCACUUUUUCUAGUGCCAUAAUAUCCUUCUUUAGAACAGGUGCCCAAAAUUGCACAGCAUAUUCAAUAUGGGGUCUUACCAGUGAUUUAUAAAGAGGCAAAAUGAUAUUCUCGUCCCGAGAAUGAAUGCCCUUUUCAUGCAUGACAAUACCUUACUGGCCUUGGCCACUGCUGAUUGACAUUGCACAUUGUUGCAUAGUUUGUUGUCUAUAACAAUUCCCAAGUCCUUUUUGUGUGUUGUUAUCCCUAAUUCGCUUCCAUUAAGGGUAUACGUUGCAUGUGUAUUCUUUACGCCGAAGUGCAUAAUUUUGCAUUUUUCAACAUUAAAUUUCAUCUGCAAUUUGAGUGUUCAGUCCCCCAGUCUAUCUAAAUCCCUCUGCAGCAAAGUAAUAUCUUGCUCACAUUGUAUUGUUUUACAAAGUUUUGUGUCAUCUGCAAACACUGAAACAUGACUUUCAAUGCGGUCUUCAAGAUAAUUUAUAAACAUGUUAAAUAGAAGGGGUCCCAGAACAGACCCCUGAGGGACACCACUUGCCACCUCUGUCCAGCUUGAGAAUUUACCAUUAAUGACAACUCUUUGUACUCUGUUUUUAAGCCAAUGUUCUACCCAAGAACAAGCAUUUUCAUCUAGACCGAUUUCCUUGAGUUUGAACACUAAUCUAUUGUGUGGAACUCUAUCAAAUGCCUUGGCAAAAUCCAAAUAGAUCACAUCCACGGCAACACCCUGAUCUAUACUUCUACUUACUUCUUCGUAGAACGCAAUCAAGUUAGUUUGACAUGACCUGUGCUUCAUAAAACCAUGCUGAUUUUUGCUGAUAGCCAUGUUCUUCUCAAGGAAUUCUUGAAUAUUAUCCCUUAAUAACCUUUCAAAUAUUUUCCCAGCCACAGAAGUUAAGCUCACAGGUCUAUAAUUUCCAGUCAAGGAUUUUGAACCCUUUUGAAUAUAGGAACCACAUCUGCCUUCCUCCAAUCCUCCGGAACACUUCCUGAAAGAAAAGAAUCUUGAAAGAUUAAAAACAGAGGUUCACUUAUUUCUACACUUCCUUAAGUACACGUGGAUGGAUACCGUCAGGCCCUGGAGCUUUGUUUAUAUUAACUUUCUUUAGUUGCUGCAGCACCUUGUCUUGAGUUAACCAAUUACAAUUAUUCUGCAAGUUUUUAGUAGCAAUCAUUUGCACAUCUCUUGCCAUGGGUUCUUCCUUAAUAUAUACGGAGGAGAAAUAGUUAUUUAAAAUUCCUGCCUUUUCCUGGUCUUCAUUAACUAACACCCCCGUUUCAGUUUUUAGUGUACCUACACUUUCAUUUUGUUGUUUUGUUUUUUUUUUAGAAUUUAUGUACUUAAAAAUGCUUUGGGUUUGCUCUCUUUAGCUAUCAUUAUUUCAUUUUGAAGUUUAGCAAGUCUAAUUGCCCUUUUUCCACGCAUUAUUUGCUUCCUUAAAUCUUUUAUAAGAUGCAUCUGAUUUGUCCGAUUUUAAAUGCUUUAAAUGCCCUUUUCUUAGUUGUAAUCUCUUGUUUUACUUCUCUACUAAGCCACAUUGGUUUUAAUUUGUUUCUUUUAUAUUUAUUUCCCAACGGUACAUACUGAGAAAUGUACCUUUUUAAUAUUUGUUGGAAGAUGAUCCAUUUAUCCUCAGUGUUCUUUUCAGUCAAUAGAUUGUAAAGCUUCCCUUAACUUAUUGAAAUUGGCCUUUUUAAAAUUAUAUGUUUUAGUAUUCCCCAUGUGCUUUUGUUUUUUUGAGUUUAUUUCAAAGGACACUAUAUUGUGAUCACUAUUUCCCAAGUGCUCACCUACUUGAAUGUUGGUCAAAAGAUCAACGUUGUUUGUUAAAACCAGGUCCAGACAAGCGUCCAUUCUAGUUGCUGCUUGUACAAGUUGUGACAUGAAGGUGUCAUUUAACAAGUUUAAAAACCUAAUUCCCUUUGCUGAGGCACUAGUCCCUCUGUCCCAAUUUAUAUCCGGGUAAUUAAAAUCUCCAAUAAUUAAAGUGUUACCCAGAUUUGCAGCUUUCUCAAUUUGCUCAAACAGCUGUUGUUCCUCGUCAAUAUUAACAUUAGGUGGUUUAUAACAUAUCCCAACCAAUAGUUGGUUUUCCCCCAAGCAGAUAUUUACCCAUAAAGCUUCCACAUUAUCCUCCUCGCAUUCCAUUUCCUAAACAUUUGGCUUUAAAUCAUGGUUGACAUACAAACAUACCCCACCACCCUUCUUGUUUUUCCUAUCCUUCCUAAAUAACAUGUACCCAUUUAAGUUAGCUGCCCAGUCACGUGUCUCAUCCCACCAUGGGACUCCGAAUCUACCAUAAACAUAGCAAAUACAAACUGAAAUACAUGUAAUAUAACAGCAAAUACUAACAAAUGACCAAAUAGCAAAACGAACCCACAGAUCAGGGUCAAUUAGGUACUCCUCUGACUAGGGAGCAGCAAAGAAAGAGGAGGAUCUGAGGGUGUGGUGCCUACUAUUAUACUUGGACUUGGCUGGGAGUGGCCUAUGUUACUAUGUAUGCAUUAUUUUGUCAUUCUGCUUUGUAUUCUUUGCUGCUAUUGGUGGACAGUAAAGAAAGGAAUAUGCAUUUUAAAUAUAUAUUAACUGACACUCCAACAGCUGUAAAGUAAUCAGUACAGUAAGGGUUAAUCACCCAUACUAUGCAAAUCAGGGAAAAGGUCAAUCGAGAUCUCACCAGGGCCCAGGCCAGCAAUAAAUACACGAGGCAGGGAAGGUAAAACGAAGGAGGGGGACGAGAGACAAAACCGGAAGGAAAUACACUCCCAAAAACUGGUGAGACAUGCGGGCAGCUAAAAACUAUUACUGAACAGGCGCUAUUUGCUCGCGAAGGGUUGAACGCAUCCAGUAUGUAGAAAACCCGUGAACGGGUAAAAACAGCCCAGCGUACGGUUACAAGUCCGCGAACGUGAAAUAGCACUCGCGAACCGAACAUUGCCGCGAAACAAGCAGUUCAGGUGUUCGAUCAGGCAAACAGCCAAACGCCAGCCCCACACAGGGCGAACGGGGUCAAAAAGGGCGCCAAAACAGUACGGGACUCCAGGGAGCUCCAGAGACAGAGGGAAAACACAGGGGCACCAAGAGAAAACAGAGCAAGACAAGACAAAGGCAGAAAAAAAUUCAGACUGCAGGUACCAAAAACUGAAAAACCGCAAGUAUAGAUGAAAGAAAAAUAGAAAAGUGAGAAAGGAUAGGGGUACAACAAAUGACCACCGGAAAAAAAAAAAAGCCUUCAGCUGGUAUGGGACUCCGAAUCUACCAUAAACAUAGCAAAUACAAACUGACGUACAUGUAAUAUAACAGCAAAUACUAACAAAUGACCAAAUAGCAAAACGAACCCACAGAUCAGGGUCAAUUAGGUACUCCUCUGACUAGGGAGCAGCAAAGAAAGAGGAGGAUCUGAGGGUGUGGUGCCUACUAUUAUACUUGGACUUGGCUGGGAGUGGCCUAUGUUACUAUGUAUGCAUUAUUUUGUCAUUCUGCUUUGUAUUCUUUGCUGCUAUUGGUGGACAGUAAAGAAAGGAAUAUGCAUUAUGAGCCUCCGUGUCUUGUAACAAAAUCAGCAUGAAAUAAAGAUUAGUUGUAUAGCAUGAUGCUGUAAAUUUAUGCUCAACAUUUUUGGUACAUUAAAUCCAUUAACCAAAGUUAAUUGAACUUGUCUUCAAACAUUCACUUUGUCAAAGCAAAAAUGAAUAAAUUUCAGAAAAUUACCUAAAUCGCAUUAUCUGCAAAUCUAUGUAUACAGAAUGAACAGCUUAAGGGUUGUUCCAAGAACCAUAACCACUGGAACAAGUUCCCGGGUAUCUGUCAAUUCUAUGUAUAUUCUUUGCACAGUGGGUUGUUCAGCUUGACGCUCAGUAAGGACCCAAGUAAGAGGGCAAACCAUUGCAGUGAAAGGUUUUUUUUUUUUUUUUUUUAUUAUUUUUAAGAUAUUUGUUUAACCACUUCAUUUAACAAACAUUGAUGUUUAUUUAACCCCUUAAUGGUGGAGGCAAUUGUACACGUUCUGAUCAAAACAAAAUGUAAACAGAACUUUGAAUUUCUGCUAUGUCUGCUUAGUGCCUCCAAACUUUUAUAUAUAAUUUUGUUUAGAAGAAGCAGGGCUUUUAUUUCACAUCAAAUAUUUUAUAUUAAACAUAUGUUAACAUGAAUUAAAUAUAAAAAAGUUUGAGAAAUCCAAAAAAUAUUUUACAAGUUCUGCAUUUUAACUGUGAAUGUCAUAAUACUGUUGGUUUUUACUACAAUAAAAUACACAUUUUUGUGUUCGGCGAUGUUUCACAAGUACAAAAGUACCCCCAAUGUAGAGGUUUUAAUGGGGGUUUGAAAGUUACAGGGUCAAAUAAAGAGCUUGCAUCAUUUCAGUUUAUACACAUGGAAAUUUUCCAAAUUGGUUGUUAUCUGAGACUAUAUGGCAGCCCAGGAAUGAAAAUUAACCCCAUCGUGCCAUACCAUUUGCAAAAGUAUACAAUCCAAGGUAUUCAAAAUGGGUUAUGUCCAGUCUUUUUUUAAUAGCCACUUAGUCAAAAACUCUGGCAAAAGUUAGUGGUCAUAUUUGUGUUUCUUUUUCUUUUUUAAAUUUCUUUUUUAAUUUUUUUUUUUUUUAGAUUUUUCACACAAAAAAACUGCACGGUCACUGAUGACAAAAUUAUUAUGAUACAUUUUACUGUUUUAAAACAUUUGUGUUCAGCGAAGCUACAGGAUCAAUAUAGGUAUUUCCCAUUUCAUUCAGACAGAUUGGUUUGUUGCUUUUGAGACCAUAUAGCAGCCCAGGAAUGAGGAUUAUCUCCAUCAUGGCAUACUAUUUGCAAAAGUAUACAACCCAGUAUAGUUUUCAAGCGGGGGAUGUCCAGUAUGGGAACAGUGGACCAAAAAUGCAUACCCUAUUCAUACGUAUCUCAUAUUGUAUAUUUUGAUUCUUAUUGUUGGGCAUUUUUUCCACCAUUUUCUUUCAAAAUGUAUUAUUCACAAUAUUUAUUAUGACAUUUAUUAUCUUUACUUAAUUGUACAUGCACAUUGCAUUUUAGCUGUUUAUUUUGUAAAUCUGAUGUGAUAAAAAUCACUAAAUUGCUUAUCUGUAUCUCCUAUUUACAGAAUUAUUUAAGAUGGGUGCAUGUUGCGUUUUAGCAGCUCACAAAUUUCUCCAUAAAACCAUAUUGUUCGCAAAUGUGGAUGCUUGGUCUUUCACAUGCUAUAUUUCGAGCUUUAUUGAGAGGCCUGUUUAACAAUUUCAUUUCAACGUUUACCCCAACUGUAACCCGAAAUAUCAAAUGUAACCCAAACACUAAAAGUAGUGAGCAACCUUAACUUAGUGUUAAAGCGUUUCCCUCUGCUGAUGUCACUCCUAAAAUCUUCAGAGGGAUUCCAUUACACGUUAUCAUGAUAUGAUUUUAAGCCCCUUAACAAUGUAAUUACACACACAGUGAUCAGCUCUGGGCAGCAUGCAGAGCCCGGUGCUCAUCACUCUCUGCAGUGGUUAAUAGCAUUGUAGGGAGACACAAUCAUGGUAUUCUUAGAACCCUUGCUUCUUCCUCUCUCUGCAGGAAACCGUAAUGUCACCAGCCCAUGACUUAAUGUACAUGCUCGGCAACGAUCCAGUGUCGUUAUUUGUGAUUCCCUCUGAGAGACUAUAUUGGAGUCUAGAUCAUCAAUUUUGAUAAUCUCAGCCAUUCCAAUGCUUCGCCAUAGGAAAGCAUUGGGAAACAAUUGCACAUACACAACAAAAUGCCACUGCGCCAUUUUAACUUCUCACAGAGAUGCAUUGAAUCAAUGCAAUCUAUAGGGAACAUUAACAGUGUGAAGCACUGACCUAGGAAGCACCUCUAAAGGCCGUCUGAGUGACUGUUGCUAGAGGUGUCACCAGGCAGCAAUAUAAACGGUGCCUUUUGUCAGAAAGGUCAGUGUUUACAUUGAAAAGCAUUCAGGGAAAGGAUAUAGACUUCAGAACAACUACAUUAAGCUGUAGUGGUUCUGGUGACUAUAGUGUCCCUUUAAAGGACCACUAUUGGUAACCAGACCACUUCAGCUUAAUGAAGUGGUCUGGGUGCCAGGUCCAGCUAGGUUUAACCCUUUUUGCUGUAAACAUAGCAGUUUCAGAGAAACUGCUAUGUUUACCUUAGGGUUAAUCCAGCCUCUAGUGACAGCCGCUAGAGGCGCUUCCGCACUUCUCACUGUGAUUAGCACGGUGAGAAGACGCCAGUGUCCAUAGGAAAGCAUUGAGAAUGCUUUCCUAUGGACUGGCUGAAUGCGUGCACGGUUCUUGCCACGCAUGCGCAUUCAGCCAGGGACGUCAGAAGAGGGAGGAGAGUCUCCAGCGCCGAGGGAGCCCGGCGCUGGAAAAAAGGUAUGGUAUUAACCCCUUCAGCUCCACGGGAGUGGGACUCUGAGGGUGGGGGCACCCUCAGGGCACUAUAGUGCCAGGAAAACGAGUAUGUUUUCCUGGCACUAUAGUGGUCCUUUAAGAAUUUUAUUUUUGGCGUUAAUUUCUCUGGCUCCUCACUUUUCUUAUUGUGAUAUUAUUCAGCUCCUCUUUAUUUAUUUAUUUUUUUGGUUGUGCACAGAUAACCGUCCUGCAUUACCCCGAAAGCAGUAGCAAUAUCUGCAAAAUACACCUAGUAUAACAGUGUGGCUAUAAAUAUAACGGUACAUUUUUUGUUGAAAUAUGUAGGUGAGAAGAAACACAGUUUGAGAUAUGUCGGUGUACCUGAAUGAAUUAACGAGCGAAGGUCUGGUUUUUGUAGCUGACAUUAGACAGGAAAAUGGUCAGAGGUCGUAGCGAUCGACGCCAGUCCAUUGUGUCCCUGGACAGGUCGGGAUAGGUCAGGGAAUGGCACUCAAAAUGUAGGUUAUAUCCCUCCCCUUGUCCGGGGUGUGUGUGUUCAGUCUAGAAAGUGUGUACCAGACAUCCAGCGGCAUAGCUUUAGCUUGUUUAGAGGUAAAUAGUGUGCCAAAUAGUCUGCGUAACAGAUGUGGUAUUUCAGUAGACUCUAUAUUUUCAGGCAGUCCGCACACUAUAACGUUUUUCUAGUGCCUUUUAUCUACCAGGGAUGCCAUGCUUUUCCGGUUUUGUGCUUGGGCCCUCUUGAGGGUCGUGAGUUGUCUGGUCUCAUGCGCAUCAGUGUUGAGCUCUGUAUUUUGCAGACGCGCCUACACUCUGCUGAUUUCUUCCCGGAACAAGCCAAUGUCAGCUGCAAUAUUGCGGCGCAGCUCAUCAAGCAUGUCCCUUUGCUUCUCUUCCGACACCGGAGGUUUCUCCACGCGUUUAGCAGGUGAGUGUGCAGGUCGGGAUGGGGCCCUUGUGUCGUAGUCCCCUGCGUCUGAGACAGAUGCCUCACUGGAUGAGCGGUACAACCUUUCUGUCAGCGACACCAUUGCGGCCCUUCUGAGAGUUUGGAAUUCCUCCGCAGAAGUUAACUGAUCUCGGCUGUAGUUGGGUGUUGAUCCACCUUAUAUUUUUUGCUGUGGCGUCCCCUACCCUCAGGAAGUUAAGCUGUGGAAAUUUGCGCUGAAAUAUUAGAUUUUUCUUUGUUUUUAGUUGAUUUUUGCCAAGUUCUGCUUGGAGAUCCACUGAGAUGCGUCCUCUCGGUAUGGCUGCUAGCUCCGCCCCCUCAGCUCCUCUUUUUUUUAUUUUUAUAUAGCUAUAUUUUAUUUAUCAUUAAAUAGUAUUUUUAUGCAACCAGUUUGUAGAUAUCCUAUAUUCCUCAAAAUACAAUCAUUGCCUGUGAAGUGGGCAACUAAAGGUGCUUAAGAGUGCCUAAUAUGGCCUUGGGCCAUGUGAGUUGGCUUGAUUCAUAAUUUUUGUUUUACAUAUUAUGUUGGCUUUGUGUAGAUACAUUCCCCUCUUUUUUGCUUUCUGUAGAUAGUUAUUAAUUGGAAAUACCUAUAUCUACCAGGGAUGCCAUGCUUUUCCGGUUUCGUGAUUGGGCCCAAAGCACAAAACCGGAAAAGCAUGGCAUAUAUAUAUAUAAUACUGCGGUGUAACUCUUGCGGGAGGUUUGGGGGUGACAAUAAACUUGAUUGCAAAAAACCUGUUAAAUAAUUUAAAAAAGAAAAAUACAGACUCAAAAACUGGUAUGUGGCCUUUAGUUUUAAAAAUAUAUUUAUUUUCACUUUUAUAAUGUGGUGGCUGACCAGCUUCCAUAAAAUGUAAUUCUGAAUACAAGCCUAGUUCCCAGCCAAUUAAACAGAACAAAUCCCAGCACCGUUCACAAUUGUCUGGGGACAGGUAUGUCUUCAUAAAGCUGCCUGCUCCCCCGAAAAACCAUGGCUAAGUGAUCGGAUUCAUGAAUGAGUUAUAAAAGGACUUUGCGCUGCACAGAGCUCAUUGGUCAGUCUGGGGGCACUAAAAAUCGCUGAUUAACAGGAGCCCCAGGUAUCUUUGAUUGGUUAGUGAUGUGAGCAGGAAAUUAAAGGAUCACUAUAGGGUCAGGAACGCAAACAUGUAUUCCUGACCCUACAGUGAAAACCCACUGUGUCAAAAACACAUUAAAAUACAUAACUUAUGUUUCACAGAACUGAACACCACAUGUGACAUAUCCCCAAAUAGCUUGGAUCUGAGCGCUCAAUAUAUCCGAACAGCGCUCAGAUCCCAUGAACAUAGUCAAAUUGCCAUGGGGUUCAAUUGUCUAUGGAGGUCUCUUUUGACCAACCGCAGCAUGGCUUUCCUGCCCAAAACAGCUCCAUAGAAUUUGGCUGUGUGGCCGGUCUAUUUCCCAUGUUAAAGUCACUUCAAAUAGACGAACGGCAACCAUUUGUGCAAAUGUCAGUGAUAAAGUGGCGUUCGAAUUGUCGAACGCCGUUAGACACCCGUUAAAGUUUAGAGAAGGCAAAGUUCAGCAGUGUUCCUGCUGUAGCGUGUCCGAUUUGAGUUCCAUGAACUCUACAGCCAAACACCGCUGAACGUGUUCGACUAUACUAACUGCGACAACCCAGCCGUUCGUCAAUUAGCGGCGGUCUCUAUCUCAGUCUAAUAUAUGGGCCAUAGUCCUGGGGCAAGAGGCUGGCAAGCAGGCCCCUUCAAACACCAGUGACGAAGGUGCUUUCGUCACACCCACCAUUUAGGUAGUUUGCCAGAUGACAGACUGCCCAUCAGGAUAACUAUACACAAAGUGUUGCUGUAGCACUUUCAAUCUUGUCCUUACACUACAGUUCUCCUUAGUCGUCCUGGCACCGACUAGGUGAUCUGUGACUGUAGCAAAACUGGGUGUCACAUAUUUUAUACAUCUAUCAAAGAAAGAUCACUCAUAGGAUUUUCAUUGGAAAGUAUAUUACAAAAUCAUAGAUGUCUCAAUCUAUCAUGGUCUUUGUUAAGAUAUAUAUAUAAAUAUAGUGAAAUAGAUCUUUUGGUUAAUAAAAAAAAAAAAAAACAAGCACAAUGAAUGUUACAGAAAGAAAAACCUUUGGCAUAACAAUAUUUUUUUAAUAUGAUUUAAAAGGUGAAAUCGAUGUGGAGAAGUGUAACUAGAUACGCUGUCCCUCGAACACCUAUCUUUUAUUUCCAUAAAACAUUCCGUUACAUGAUAGAUAUCAUUGUCCGAUAAAAUAAACUUACUUUAUUAGUGCAGUGAUAUUUAUGUGCAUGAUUUAUCGUUUUCCAUUCUGUUUUAAAACUACUUUAACGAAACAUCAAAACUUCUCGCAUUUUGCAACUCUGUUAUACGUAGUUUUUAUGAUUUAAAAUUAGACCAUCUAUCUUAACUGCCAUACAAAGAAAUAAUUAUUAAAACUGAGACCAGUUUUUCCUGUUUUUUACUUGAAACUAUUUUGAGACUAGAUACUUUCUACUUCUAGAAUUACAGGUUUAGCAGACACAGGAAAUGUGGAAAGAAGGUUAUGCUGCAUUUUAUAUAUGAAGCAUGCUAUUCAUCUUGUGAGUCAUCACUGCUGGUUCUGCUCCAAAACCUAAAUCUGCUUUCUACAUCUUUUAUAAGUGUUCUCACCCCACCCCCACCUCACAUUUUAUGCUACUUUAUGUCUUAUAAUAAGGCAAUAUUAUUUUGUAUGAAAGUUAUUGAAAACAAAUGUACUUCAAGAAAUAGUGGGCUUAAUUUUCUUGUGUAGUGGAUUUGUUUUUCACGACUGCUAUUGUCACUUCCCUGGAUUUUUAAUUAUGUAUAAUUACCUCGAUAUUUAAAGGAAACUUCCAAGCAACAUAACCAUCACAGUACAGUUUUUAGAAUAGUUGUACUUCUUACCUGGUUUCUGCUGAGCUCCGCUUCCUAUCUUCACUACUUCCAUCGGAGAGUGAUCUAGUCCUAACUCCUGCUUUCAUUCCUUGAAAGUUGAGGAGGGGAGAUGUGCCUGGUGGGCCUCAUAUACUUACAAUGAUGGGUCUCUUGGGCCCUCCUGACACCAUAACGAGUAUGUUGUGAUUAUCAUAUGUAAGAUUAUUCCUUUAACAAAUGUGAAUCGGAAUGCAGGUUUCUAUUCCUAAUGCUGUAGUGUUCCUUUAAGAGAAAACAGAGUAUCACAUGAACCGUUGUAGGUGAUCUACUUUUUUUUUUUUUUUAUUGUCCAAUAUCCCGAGAAACAAACCUAUUUAAAACCUCUCUGUCUCAUUGAUAUACAUUCUGAUUAUUCAUAAAAUCACUAUCUUUAUGAAGUACUCAUAAAUACUCAGAAUACUAACAAAAAAAAAAAAAAUCUUUAAGAAGUGGGGAUGUGCUAGUAAACACACACACACACCCACCCACCCACCCACCUCUUGUCCACUCUCUAAGCUGCCUUUUGCAAUGGGGAUGACAAAAAUGUAAAAUGUUAACACCACUGAUAUUGAUGUAGGCCUCAUUUUCCUCUCCACACCACCAAUAAGUGUGUUAGGGAUAGCUGGGUUAUGACUCAUAUUUGUGUUCCUGGGGUGAACUGACUCUAAUUGGAAUUGUCUAGCACUGCUAAACAGUUAUAAAAGUAGCUUUUAAAAGGAACACUAUAGUCAACCAGAUCACCUCAUCUCAUUGAAGUGGCAUGGGCACAGUGUCCCUGUCUUAUUAACCUUGCAAUGUAAAAUAUUGCCGUUUUUGAGAAACUGCAAUGUUUACAUUGCAAGGUUAAAUCCACCAUGAGUGGCUGUUAGUAUGACAGUCGCCAUAUAAUCUUACUCUGCAAUGACAGAGUAAAACGCAAGUGAAACAGAAGCCCCAUAGUAAAGCAUUAUUUUGGUGCUUCCCUAAGGGGAAGUUGGAAUGAAAGGCUCAUGCACAUUUAGGUCCCCAAUGCUUCACUAUAAGGAGCAUUGGAUUGGACAUUGGCGGUGGUUGCCAUGCUUCCUCCAUGACAUAGCAGGAGGCAGAGAGUUAAGCAGCACAGAGGGAGCCUCAGCCCUGGAAAUGUAAAGUAAAACUUUUUUUUUUAAUUUCAUUUUUGUUUUAUUGCACUGGAGAAGGGGACCUGAAAAAAAAGUAGGGAUACUAUAUCAUUAGGAAUACAGACAUGCAUUCUUAAUGCUGUACUGUUCAUUCUUUAAACUUUAAUUGGGAGUAUUUCAUUUACAGGACCUAGAAACACAUUUAGAUAUUAUGAUCUUAUGUCGAGUUUUGGAAAUACUUGGAAAAUUAAAAACACCUGGAGAAUAUCUUGUGGCUUUCAUAGAUUUUUCCUUGUAGUUAGAUCCAAGUUCAAGGAAAUCUUGUGUUGAAUUUGGCUUUCUAAUGCAAUUUAAAGAUAUUGCAUCUUUAAUACUGGUUAUACAAUGGAAGCAUUGAACGAUCUGUGAUCUGCAUGUUGAGUAAUGUUAUAAUAAAAAUUGUUUAUUUGGCCUAUGACUCAACACAUUGAUAUAACAGUGUAUAAAGAACUGUUUUUUUAAGGCAUACCUCUUAAAGGACCAGACCACUUCCUCUCAAUGCGGUGCUGUGCCCCUUUUAGUUUUAACCUUGCAGUCUUUAUUAAAACAUUGCCAUUGACGGUCUUCCUGACAGCUACUAAAAUAACCAUGUCAGACUCUGUUAUCCAAUCAGUGAAGUAUUUCAUUGGUGCUGCGUGGCGAUUUGCUACACUGUGGGGAAGCAUUGGGUUGGCUAAGGUGAUCAAUCUGGGCAGCUGUGGCGAGACCAGCACAGCGAGGAAGUAAAGGUAAGUAAAAAAUGAUUUGGGACGGUAGACGAAUAAAUAUGUUGGGUAACACUGUUUGUUCCAUUAAAGAAGCAGUUCAACCAAAAUAUAAAUAGAACACAAAAUGCAAGCUAUCUGUGAAUACAUCCAGGUUUUGUGGAUGAUUUGAAAUUUAAAAAGGAAAAAUAAUCUACAUAUUCUGCUAUUCUUUUGCAUUAAUAACUGGAUCUGUUCCUUCAUUUUAAAGAAAAAUCAUGUGCUUUAAUAAAGUAAGAAUGGAAAACUGCUUAUAUAUAUGUUUCACUUUAUUUACAUUUCCAACUGCUUUGUCCUAUUAAAUCUAGCAGUAAAAAUAUAUGAAUACAAUGUAAAAAAAAAUCUAAAGGUAUACCGUAUAUACUCGAGUAUAAGCCGACCCGAAUAUAAGCCGAGGCCCCUAAUUUUACCACAAAAAAACUGUGAAAACUUAUUGACUCGAGUAUAAGCCUAGGGUGGGAAAUGCAGCAGCUACUGGUAAAUUUCUAAAUAAAAUUACCGGUAGAUCCCAAUAAAAUUACAUUAAUUGAAUAUUUAUAUGCAGGGGGCGUGGCCUGAGCUCUGACCGGGAUGGACGCCUGAGCUGUGAGCUCCGUACUGCCGGCAACCUAAAUAGCCUGCUAAUCAGCUUUUACCAGCUCCUAUGGGGCGCCACCGACGCACGGAUACCCCCCAGACACCGAGGGGCCCCCAAACGGGUCAGCCUCACGGCCCGAUGGACGGAUUCCUCCAGUCCCAGACGGACGCGAGCGGGGAGGCAAGUGGAUCCAAUAUGGCGCCGACAGCCCUGCCCCCCAGGGAACCGCAUGGCGCUGCGUUGGAGAGGAUAGGCGAAGAACUCCGUAAUAUGACUGCAGCCAUGGCCACAAAAACGGACCUCCUAGUCCUCACAACCACCAUACAGGAUGCACUGCGUGCCGAAAUGGCGGGAAUUAGGGCGGAGGUGACAGCACAGACAGGCCGCAUCCAGGACCUGGAACGCUCCCACGAAGCCCAUGCCACGAGGCAGCAAGCAACGGAUACAGCCCUAACACGCCAAGGUGAGCUGCUCCUGCAAAUGAGAAGGUCGGUCGAGGACCUAGAUAACAGGGGGCGCAGAUGCAAUAUUAGGGUCCGUGGGGUCCCCGAAAGUGGAGGAGAAGCAGAAAAUGCUGAGGAUAUUUUACUUGGCUUAUUCCGCCUGAUACUUGGAGAGGCCGCACCCCACACUCUUAAAUUUGAACGAGCUCAUAGAGCCCUUCGCGCCAGGUCCCUGGACGAAGGCCCACGAGACCUGAUAUGCUGCCUUCACUCCUUCCGGGACAAGGAUGCCAUAAUGAGAGCAGCCCGCUCACGCCCAACCUGGGAUUACAGGGGUGCUGCGGUCUCCCUGUAUAAUGACCUCUCCCCGAUUACACUAGAGGCCAGGAGGGCACUGAAGCCAAUCACAGCUGCCCUACAGGAAAGGAACAUACCUUAUAAAUGGGGCUUUCCCUUCGCCCUACUAGCCCGCACUCAGAAUGGCUGGACAUCAGUCCGCUGGCCCGAGGAGAUCCCAAGAUUCCUGGAGGAGCUGGACCUGCCUCCAAUUACGGUUCAAGACUGGAUUCUGAGCCCACUGGGAGGGGGACCACGCCAACAACGGGCACCCCGGAGACGGGGGGACAACCCACCAAGAGGUCCGGCACCCCGCAGACGUAACAACCCGGAGGUGCCGGAGUAACAGAUAAGCCCUCGGCCAUCUACUCUCUACCCAUGACUAAUCCCCUCAGAGGAGCACUAUGCCCUGCGCGGACACUGGACUUGGAACUGCAACCCCUCAAACCCAAACCACGGAGUGGAAUGCUGCGUAGAUAACCCUCCUGCUUCACCCUCACUCGGGAUCCUCCCAAUGCCAACAAGAAGUAACGGAGAGGUUCUCGUUCCCCUACCCCCACGGAGUUUUGGGUGGGAGUGACGGGUGAUGUUUCUUCUUUUGACCGGGUGGGAAAUUGGGAGGAAGGCUGCCCGCCAUUCAAGCCCAGGAGACACAUAUCACCAUGGACUUCAGUUGGGGAGGGGAGGUCGAUGCGGGGAACUUUUUGCAUUACCUGGGGGGGCCCUACUUCCGACCCUAAGCUGGGAACCUCCAUCUGUGACACUGUGGAACUCACCUGUGCAUUGCGGAGCACAGGUUGGCGAGACAUUGAUGCUGCAAACAAGCACCAACUCUCUUGGAGAUCUAUGCACUGGACUCACGGUAUUGUGCAGCACCCACAGUAUAUAUAACAGAUCACAUAUCUCACCCAGUGACCUCACCUCCUCUACCAGAUGUCUGUUACACAUAUUGUAUCGUACAUAUAAUACGUAUUGCAUAUAGCUGUUAUAUAUAUAUUAGGGUGGCAUUUGUAUGACACAACUGCUGGACAUGCCGACCCCCCCAGGCCUGCGGACGGGCUGGUUCACGUGUCCGGAAUGCAUACACCGGGGACUGGGCGGUCUGGUGGCUGGAGGGGUCGGCAUAUCGCGCAGAGGGAGGUCGGGACUCCUAACACAAUCAACAUUGAGGGGUAGACACCCGGGAGGAAAUGGGGGAGGGGGGGGGCCCCACCGGAGCAGAUAAUCAACUGACCUUCUCUUAUUUGUGGGAGGGCGGGGAGGGAAAUGUAAGUUUUCCACGGUUGCAGACCACUCACGGGGGACACGCUGGGGCCGAGAGGUCAGGGGUGGAGGGAGAUGGGGAGAGAAUACAGGUUGAUAACAAACGCAUAAUCAUCCAGGCUGUUCUAUCGCUCGCCUAAUUUUGCAAUGUUAAUCUAUUUAAGUUAUCCUAUACCACAUCUGUCGGGUGGCGCCCUAUCUAUGGUUCAAAUGGCACUAGGCUAUGGUGCUGGCGGGUGGGACACACGGAUAUUAUUCUGACACCACACUUAUUUUCCAUAUCCAUUCUGGUUUGGAGCGGAGCCAUUGACUCCAUUGACUCGUGCGUUUUUCUGGACGGCGGAGCCCCCAGAGAUCCACAUCCCGGUCUGGUUACCGGAGUGGCCUCUGGCGACCCCUGCUGUCGCACGACUUACACCUCCUUAAAACUGAGGUGACAUUGAGGUGCAUUCUCUUUAACUUACCCAUCCCCCACUACAGGGCACCUCCAUCUGGGGAAUAUCGCACUUUCCCCAUUUUUUUACUCUAUUCUUUCCUACUCACUAUACUUGACACCACUCAUAUUUUCCUAGUAGUCCGUCCUGGGCUCUAACACAGGUGCGCAAUAUAGCCACAUCUCGCACCCUCCUCACACCGGCACCACACCUCGCCGACUACACAACCUCACGCACCACACUGGGUAUACGGGAACGGUGAGAGGGGCAAAAUCUACACACAACGCCACUACCUUAGUGAUCUCGCCACUUGACUGGGAAAGCUUCUACUGGCCCUCCGCUCCCGCAGCUACACAGACCACUAACUCCUAGUGGCCACACCAACGGGAGGGGGCUAGCCGGGACUAUAUAGCCACCCAGGGAGGGGGGGAUCGGGCGCCGGGCUCUCCGCGUGCCCUGAGCCGAGUGCCGGGAUGUCAGCACCUUAUCAUAAUGCCCCGUUGCAAGUCCUAACCCUUAACUGCAGAGGUCUGAACGUUCCUGAACGCCGCACCCAUCUCCUGCGAGAACUGCGGAAAUCGCAAGUAUCUGUAGCUAUGCUUCAAGAAACCCACUUCCUAGAGGGAUGUGCACCAAAACUACGGAACCGAUAUUACCCCAACAAUUUCUUUAGCAACCACAACACGGCACGUAGAGCCGGUGUUGCCAUCGUCCUGUCCGCUAACCUAGACUUCAGGGAACUGGACAGGAUGAUUGACACACAGGGGAGGUUUAUCUUCCUAAAAGGCACCAUUGCCGAUAAACUCUACACAUUGGUGUCGAUCUAUGUGCCCAACACAAACCAGGCAAGAUUCCUUAGGGGAACAUUGAAUAAGCUACGAGGAUUCUCGGAAGGAGCGCUUAUUAUAGGAGGCGACUUUAACACCCCACUAGACCCCCAGAAGGAUACAUCGACAGGCAGUAGCUGUCUACCACACUCUAGUAUUCGCUCGAUCCGCAAAUCAAUGAGCGAGAUGGGUCUAGUGGACAGCUGGAGAGCGCUUAACCCGGACUCCAAGAACUACACCCACUACUCGGCACUUCAUCAACGCUACUCGCGAAUCGACUACAUACUGCUCCCACAGGAGGGCCUGACACGACUUAGGGCAGCUACUAUAGGCCCUGCCACCUGGUCAGACCAUGGCCCGAUGAUGGUUGAACUGGAAUCACCGCUAUUCAAACCAGCCCGUUGGACCUGGCGACUGAAUGAGUCCUUGCUCCAAGACCCAGAGGUUUUAGGGGAAGUAACACAAGCCCUUGAAUUAUAUUUCAGAGAAAAUGAUGUGGAAGGAAUAUCGCCUAUAUCGAUCUGGGAAGCACACAAAAGUGUAAUUCGUGGAAAUCUCAUAAGGAUAGCCUCCCGCAAGAGGAAAGCGGCGAUGCGGGAGAUGGCAGAAGUUUAUGAGACCAUCGCAAAGCUGGAACUCCAACACAAACGGACUCAACACGUUGACACACAAACGGAACUAUUAAAUGCCCGACGACGACUCCGAGACCUCAUCACGCGAAAGUACUACCGCUCCUUACAAUAUUCGAAGAAUUUCUUCUAUAUACACGCGAACAAAGGCGGCAAAUUCCUGGCACGCCUUCUGAAAGGCGACACACCGCGAACAAGGGUACACAAACUCCGCCUCCCCUCUGGGACAUCAACCUCCUUCCCAGACGAGAUCGCAAACGAAUUUCGCCGAUACUACCAUGCUUUAUAUAAUCUCCCCGCCCUGGAUGGGACAACGCCGGGACCUGUAGCCCUCACGCCCACCCAGGCCUUCCUACGGGAUAAUGUCUGCAAACGAGUGAACCCAGACGCGACAACCAUGCUAGAUGAACUGAUUAGCACCGAGGAACUAACCGCAGCUCUGAAGGCAACGAAGGUGGGUAAAGCACCGGGCCCGGACGGAUUCCCCACAGGGUAUUACAAACAUUUCUCCGCACUACUCCUGCCCUGGCUGACGAAGGCACUCAACGCCAUCACGGAAGGAGGACGAUUUGGCAUGGAAUCACUAGCAGCUACAAUCGCGGUCCUGCUCAAACCUGGGAAGGAACCCGAGCAUUGCGGCAACUACCGACCGAUUUCCUUACUGAAUGUGGACACAAAACUCCUUACGAAAGUGCUGGCGACCAGGCUACAACGCGCGCUACCGAGUAUAAUUCACGCAGACCAAACGGGAUUUAUCCCAGGUAGAGAAGCUCGGGACAGCACACUACGACUUUUCUCCAUACAACACCGAGCGCGAACCUCACGGGAACCCCUCUUACUGCUCUCUACAGACGCCGAAAAGGCCUUUGACCGGGUCAACUGGUCGUACAUGAUGCACACGCUAAGGGCCAUGGGAUUGGGAUGUAAGAUGAUGUCGUGGAUAUCCGCCUUAUACGAUAAACCGCACGCGGCGGUCAGGGUGAAUGGAGCACUGACCGCCAACUUUGAAAUUAACAACGGGACCAGACAGGGAUGCCCCCUAUCCCCUCUUUUGUUCGCCAUGACCCUGGAACCGCUUCUACAGGCUAUAAGACAGAACCCGGACAUUCACGGUUUUAUUUGGAAGGGGUCAGAACAUAAGGUGGCGGCCUAUGCGGACGACCUUCUCUUUUUCAUAUCUAACCCACGAAUCACAAUGCCCUGUCUACUCCUAGAAUUUGAACGCUUUGGACGGAUCUCAGGAUUCAAGCUUAACCUUACGAAAUGUGAGGUCCUUAAUGUUACCCUCCCACAGAAUGAAUAUGCCACACUGAGCUCUGCUUUUCCAUUCCGAUGGUGCGAAGGGAAAAUGAAAUACCUAGGAAUAUGGAUCACUACCGAUCCGCGAGACGUUUAUCGACAUAAUUUUACCACCAUGUUACAACAAUUAACGUCAGACCUUGAUCGCUGGGCAUACCCACACAUCACCUGGCACGGACGGAUCGCGGUCCUCAAGAUGAACGUACUACCACGGAUCCUAUAUCUAUUUCAAACCAUCCCAAUAUCGCUACCGGCAACCUUCUUCUCAACUCUGAAAACGGUGGUCAUCCGAUAUGUCUGGAGAGGGGAGAGAUCCCGACUACGAUAUGAAACGCUGUGCUUACCCAGAUACAGGGGUGGCCUGUCACUCCCGGAUUUUAAAAAGUACCACCAAGCUACCACAAUGCAGCGUAUCCUGGAGUGGCACGCAGCCGAAAACCCGAAACAAUGGGUAACCCUGGACAGAGCUGACUCAGGGACCAAACUUAAGGCUGAUGUGUGGCGAGAAGGGACGGGUCGCUGUGGGAAAGAAGAGGAUGGGAACCCAGUAGCACAGACAUUGAAAACGUGGAAGACAACUAGGAGAAUGACACAGGUCUCCCCAACCCCUAGCCCUAUGCUCCCGGUUACCCAUAACCCCGACAUCGGAGGAGGACUCCCAUAUGGGAGCUGGGCGUUUCUGGGGGAAAGGGACUAUGUCCCGUUCUGCACAAUUUUGGAAGGAGGAACCAUACGACCACUCAACUCAUUGCUGUCUGACAGACCACAGACGCCCUUACUAACCCUACACUACCUCCAAUUGACACAUUACUACGACUCCUUACCUCAAAAACAGCUGCUACACAGGGACCUUACGUGGUUCGAGGGACUAUGCCGCCGAGGCACCGCACUUGAGAAGGCAGUAUCUCUCCUUUACCAACACUUGUUGAUAGGAGCCUCCUCGGACAAUAAUACCUUUCAAAGACGGUGGGAAGCACAACUAGAGAUACAAAUCACACCAACACAAUGGGGAACAGCUCUGCUAUGGCAAUAUAAAAGUUCCUCAAGUUCCUACUACCAGGAGGUCAACUAUAAAUUGAUCUCCAUGUGGUACAGGACCCCAGUCGUAUUACAGAAGAUUUUCCCGGAGGCAUCCCCAACCUGCUGGAGAUGUCAGGAGGCAAGGGGCACCUUGUUACACCUGUGGUGGGAAUGCCGAACUAUCUCGCACUACUGGGAUCGCAUUCACACAGAGAUAAUGGCAAUCCUGGGGAACGACACAGAAUGGUCCCGAGAACUGGCCCUACUACAUAUCACCUCGCAAUCCAUCCCCGGAUACAAGAGAUCGAUCCUACGCCAUUUACUGAACGCAGCCAAAUCCUUGAUCCCCGUCUAUUGGAAGAGAUCAGAAGUCCCCACUAUGGAAGAGUGGCUCCAAAGGAUUGGAGAUAUACAGGCGGCAGAGGCGUUACGGGCAUCCCAGGCGGGACGUUCAGCAAGGCACGCGGAGAUGUGGCAAUCCUGGUUCUCAUACCAAGCGGGUAGAUAGCGGGCUUACAUCACGCACACGAGGAGUGGAGGGCCGGCGGGCGGACCCCAGAUCCUUCAUAGCACUGGCUAUGACCUCCCCGUGGGACGACUUGCCCCGAUGGGAGACAAAACACAAGGACUCACACACUCCCUUGUUAACGCUGACUUUUUACAGGACACACAAGGGCUGAACGAACGUCAACACGGCGAUACAUAGCCAUACUAAAUAACCACAUGGACGGUUAACACGUACCUGGAAUCCCAAGGUACAGUCUGGGACACUGCACACUGACGGGUAACCAAGGAACUGACACAACAUACUAGUUCAGACCCCUGACAUGCCUAUAACGGGUGACAGUACCUGACAGAGACCUACGCUACAGUACCUUACACGCGCAACACGUUCCAUCACAAAACGACUAGAUAAUCCCCGAAUACCACGUACCGACCACUCAUCUACUCCGAGGUGAGGAGAAAAAGAGGAGCCCAAGGGCGGACUCUUCUAAACCUACUAAACCUUUCUCCCUCUUUCAUUUCUCUUUAUACUACAAUUACCUACCCCCCCACUUAACUGACCCAUGGCAUAGGAACACGGGAUCCACACUGAAUGACUAAAUGCGGUACAUACAAUCACACAGGAGGUCGAGAUAAGAGCAUGAAGUGUAACUAAUGGAUACAUGUUGGGCUCCAUCCCAAAUCUAACCAGUGGGAAAACACCUACAUACCACCUUCUUACAUACCGCAUAUCCACUAGCCAUGUCUUAGGCUAAUAUUUUUAUGCAUGACCGUAAAGCCGUAAAUGCUAUAUAUUACUAUAACUUGUUGAACACUCUGGAAUGCUGUAUAAUACAUGUUAUGUUAUUUCACAACGUUAUACAUGGAGGCCUGCGAGCCUCGCUUUCUACGUCUCCUUUUUCUUUACCGAACUUUCCUCAAUAAAAACAGAUUUACAAUAUUUAUAUGCAGAGUGUGUGUUUGUGUGUGUAUAUAAUGAAUGCAGAGUGUGUGUUUGUGUGUGUGUGUGUGUGUGUAUAUAAUGAAUAUAGAGUGUGUUUGUGUGUGUGUGUAUAUAUAAUGAAUGCAGUGUGUAUAUAAUGCAGUGUGUGUAAACUGGGUGAGGGGAGGGCAUUUUUAUUUUAAUUUUUUUAUUUUAAUAUUAUUUUAAUAACAUUAUUUUAUUAUUAUAUUAUUUUAAUAUUUGUAUUCUUUUUUGUCCCCCCUCCCUGCUAGUUGCCUGGCCAGGGAGGGGGGACAAAAAAAAUAAAAAAAUAAUGCAAAUAUUAAAAUAAUAUUAAAAUAAUAUAUUUAAAAUAAUAUUAUUAUUUUAUUAUUAUAGUAUUAUUAUUUUAAUAUUUGCAUAAUUUAAAAAAUAAAAUAAAAAAAAAUUAAUGCAAAUAUUAAAAUAAUAUAAAAUAAUAUUUUUUAAUAUUAUAUUAUUUUAUUAUUAUUAAAAUAAAAUAAUAUUAAAAUAAUAAUACUGAAUCCCUGGUGGUCCAGUGGCAUUGGUUGUUCAGUGGGGGGCUGGCAGCGAGCUAUUACUUACCUUCCUGCAGCUCCUGUCAGCUCCCUUCUCCUCCGUGCAGCUCCUCUGUCAGCUCCGUUCUGCUUACAGUGUAAGUCGCGGGUCUUGUAAUGAGCCCGGCGGUCCUGGUCUGUAUUGUGGCAAUGUAAAUUGCCAUAAUACAGAUUGACUCGAGUAUAAGCCGAAUGGGGGUUUUUCAGCACAAAAAAUGUGCCGAAAAACUCUGCUUAUACUCGCGUAUAUACGGUAUGUUUGCCACCAAUUAUGCAUUGUAGAAGACUAAGAGAAGUGUGCAUUGUAGGAAAUCUUUCACCAUAAGUUGUAUUGUUUUAUGAUUUCUGAAAGUGGUACUGAUUAAAAGUCUGAAAAUCUGCUCUCUAAGUAUCAAGAUAUCUGUCUUUAUAAAUCAAAUAAGAGGAAGGUGACUUUUGUAAAUAACGUAGACUGUAGCACAAGUGUAUUCAAAAUAUUUAUGGGAGGAUGUAAAAGUAACAUACAGCAUCAGGUAAGUAUAUAUCGCCUGCAUUGCAUCCCCAAGCCACCGCACACCAAGCAGGAAAGACACAAUGGAAGGUGACAGUGAUGCUAUAAAUUUUUUAUUUUUUUUCAAAAGACCAUGCAAGAAAGGGAAACUCAUUUCCCCCUCCCCUCUGGAUCUAUAAUGUAUAAACCAGAGAAUCUGUUCAGUCAAUCUGUGAGGAGUCAUUUGAAUAGAUUCAUAGAGCUAUGGAUGGCUUUUUGAUAUGGGCUGUUGACAACUUCAAAACUGGAAUAUUCAGAGGCAUGACGUAUGUGGUGCGACGGGGGCAAAAACCCAGCGCCGUGCCUUCAAGGAUACUGCUGCGUGCUUUCAUGAGUGGGAAGCCCUCACCAUCCUUAUUCAGCCUUAUAUUGCAGGAAGAUUCUAGCGCCUCCUUUCGUAAGCUCCAGCCAUUCAGAGCUGGUUACCUUGGCAACACUGAUUCUCAGAGUCCUGGAGCUCGCGAGAGGACUUCUAGCAGUCUAUACAGCGCUGUAUUUAGAGCGAGGCUGUCAAGGCAUUUGCCUUGGCUGGCACUUUCAGGGGGUCGGCAAAAAAAGCCGUCCCAAUUGUCCUGGCAAAUACCUUGCCAACCUCUUGUCCCGGGGAGUGCAGGAGUUGGCCGGCUGGUCACCUUAGGACCCCCCUGAGGCUGGCAUGCUGAUGUAGGAGGCAGGGGGCAAGGGAGCACUCUCUAAUAACCGUAGAAAAAAAUUAUAAUUAUACUUACCAUCAGAGGUUUCCUUUUUUUUUUUUUUUUUUUGUCAGACCUAUAAAAGGCCAAAAUAAGAUGCAUAACUCCAAGUCAUACCUUCCUUAUAGCAAUAUUGCCCCCCCCCCCCAUAAUCUCCUAAAUAACUUAUAGUUUUGAUGAGAGAUUUCCAUUAAUUUUAUCAACAGUGAUGAGCGCUAUUUAACUAUUUGCAGCAACAGCCAGUGGGCUGUAAAGAUUAAAAGAACACUAUAGUGUUAGGGAUAUAAACCUGUGUUCCUAAUGCUAUAGUGUACUUGUCUAUAAUUAGGUUAGCGCCCCUCACAUGAGAAAUAUAAAUAAAUAUAAAUAUUUUACUUGCAUAUUUUAGUGCUGUUUGGACCUCUUGGCACUACCUGUACAGGUGAAGUGAGGUAGGUUUCCGCAUUCCAUGCAUGUUGUGUCACUCUGUUGUAGUCAGCAACUUAGCAGAGUGUGAAGAAAAACUGGAACGUCCAAUUAACCCUUCUCUUUAACAAUGUUCCUCCUCUUCUCUAGAAAAGGCACGUAACAUGUUUAAGGUAGAGACAUUAUAUUGAGGUGGCAUGGGAAACGUCAUGAAAGAAGGUUAACGUGUUAGACUCAAAGUCAAAGUGAAGUUUAUCUCGCAUAACUGACAGAAUUAUCCCAUUUGCAAACACUGAAACAGAACAUCAAUAGCUGAGUGUCCAGCAGGGCCAGGUGCUCUUGGAUGGAGAUACUGAAUACACUUCCUAUUUUACUGUAGUAGCUCCCAAUCCCCAUCACAGAUCUGUUCUGGUGCAGUUUGAAGACGAAAGGAAACCUGAUUUUUUUAUUACAUAGAAAAGCAGGUAAUAUAAAAGACACAUAAUUGUAAAGAAUGCAUUAAAGAGGAACUGUCACUUCCAGAGCAGUAAUAGUUCCUUGUGUCUUCACCCCAGUAAAUGCUAUUGUGCGCUCAGGCAUAAAAUGGAGAAAUUAUGUAUGCACAAUCAGCAUUUUCCCAGCUGUGCCAUACGUGUGCAUGUAACACGUGAAGAGCACUGAAGGGUUAACUUAUUUACAUACUUUGCCUGGGGUUGCUUGGCAAAUGUUCUAAAUAUAAUAUAUCUCUAUAAAGAAUUAAAAUAAAAAGUAACAUCACUAAUUUCCAGUUAGACAUGCUAAAAUGUGGGAAGUGGCAGUUGUUUUUUAAAAGACUGCCUUGGUGUUGCUUCCAUUUGUCAGUGGUACAAUCCAAUGCUCCUCAUAAAGUUCUACGUGGUCGUUGGAGUCAAAGCGCCUCUAGUAGCUGUCAGUAUGAAAAGUGGCCAUGUUUUACCUUGAAGAAAACCAUAGGACCACUGCAUCCAGACCACUUAUAUGAAAUAGUGAUCUGGGUGACUUUAGUUGUCAUUUUAACGGUUGGCUGACAUUCCGUAGACUGAAUAUUUGAAGAACCAAAAAGAAUAAAACUAAAAGAAUGACCAAAAAAAAUUAUUUCUAUGCACAUCUCCAUAAAAAGAAAUCUAUAACAAAAAUAAAAAAUAAUUUUGUGAUAAAUCUUGUUAUAGUGAUAAGAUGUCAUGUAAUAUGUGUGUAAAUAGUAUAUUCAUUGUGCAUAGCUGCAAUAAGUAAAUAUAUGAGCACCUUAUUAAUAAUUUCAUUUUUAUUUUAACAUUUUUAGCUAUGCCAUGGGUUUGAUACCGACCAAACAGAGUCUUCAGCUGUGUGAAAUGGUUUCCGCCUCUUCUUUUUGCAGGUAUGAUAUUAAGCAAAAUAUAUUGCCGUACUGUAACUUGUAAUUCAUCUGUGGAUUGUUUUUAUCAACAUUGGGUAUAUGAAGACAUUAAUACACACAGCCUGGAUCUGUGUUUAAGAAAAAUAAUCUGACUUGAGGAGCCAAUUUAAAGGGACAUGCAUCACUUUGAGACAACUGGGUCAUACAAAAGCUUUAAAUGAGAUGGUUACUUCACUCUGGGGAUGAGUGCUAGCAAGAUUGCAAGUUUUACUCUGUGUACAUCAUGCUGCAUGUAUGCAUGCCUGGAUAAAUCUGUCCAGGGUCCAUACCUCUGAUGUGGGUGUGAGCGAGUGGCUUUUCUGGAAGCUUAGAUUGGAGAUCUGGACAGGCAAAUUGCAACACUGAGGGAAAUUGACAAUCUUGAGAGGAAUAUGCUGCUCACUGAGCAGAGUUUAGUGGGAGCAGGUAGUGGAGUAGGAUGAGUUGAGACAGCUGGGGAACAGGCACAUAGCUGAGUAACAGUGGGGCGAGGAAGCAGAGGGGAAGGGAAGAGGAAUGGUUUAGCUAGUCCUGAUCUUGUGCAGCCUAACAGAUUUGCCCGUUUGAGUGAAGAUGUUGGGAGCAUCAGCUCAGGAGUAGCUGUACUGCAGGAAGCUGUUCCUUCUAACAGCCGUGGGAACACCCCCUCUAGUACGGGUGGGGUUGAGAGGGUAAGGAAGUCUAGACAGGCUGUGGUGGUAGGGGACUCUAUUAUUAAGAGAGUAGAUAGGGUAAUCGUCCACUCUGAUCGACUCAACCGUACAGUUUCCUGUCACCCGGGUGCUCAGGUCCGGUAUGUUGCCGACAGAGUGGAGGGAUUAUUGGGAGGGGCUGGGGAUGACCCAGCUGUCAUGGUCCAUAUAUGUACCAAUGACAAAGUCAGAGGAAAAUGGAAGGUCCUAAAGAAUGAGUUCAGGGAACUAGGAAGUAAGCUAAAGAAAAGGACCUCCAAGGUAAUAUUUUCAGAAAUACUACCUGUGCCGCACUCUACAGCAAAAAGGCAGCGGGAGAUUAGAGAGGUCAAUGCGUGGCUGAAGUCUUGGUGCAGGAAAGAGGGUUUUGGGUUUUUAAAGCACUGGGCCGAUUUUGCGCUUGUAUAGUCGUGAUGGAUUGCACCUAAACGGAAGAGGGUCUGCUGUGCUGGGGGAUAGGAUGGCUAGAAGGCUGGAGGAGAUUUUAAACUAGUAGUAGGAGGGAGGGUCAAAGCAAUCUAGAAAAUGGAGAUGGAGAUGGACUUUAGCUCAGAACAAAGGGGGUGAAGAUAGGGGGGGAGGGGAAAGCUCGGAACAGAGGAGGUAUGUAAUAUUGAUAAUUCACAAAAAGUACAAGUGACUCAUGAUAUUAAAUGGAUGCUUACUAAUGCAAGGAGCCUAUAUAACAAAAUGGGGGAACUAGAGGCAAUAGCAUAAACUAAAAAAUAUGAUAUAAUCGGCAUAACUGAAACAUGGUGGUAUGAGACACAUGACUGGGCAGUUAACUUGGGUACAUGUUAUUUAGGAAGGCUAGGAAGAACAAGAAGGGUGGUGGGGUAUGUUUGUAUGUCAACCAUGAGUUAAAGUCAAAUCUUAGGCAUGUGGAGUGUGACGAGGAAAAUGUGGAAGCUUUAUGGGUAGAUAUCUGCUUGGGGCAAACAAAAGGAAAUCAGUUAUUGGUUGGAAUAUGUUAUAAACCAUCUAAUGUAAAUAUUAAUGUGGAAGAACAGCUGUUAAAGAAAAUUGGGAAAGCUGCAAAUCGGGAUAACACGUUAAUUAUUGGAGAUUUUAAUUACCUGGACAUAAAUUGGGAUAGAGGGACUAGUACUUCAGCAAGGGGAAUCAGGUUUUUAAAUGUGUAAAAUGACACCUUUAUGUCACAACUGGUACAAGCACCAACUAGAAAGGAUGCUUGUCUGGAUCUCGUUAUAACAAACAAUGUUGAUCUUUUAACCAACAUUCAAGUAGGGGAGCAUUUGGGAAAUAUUGAUCACAAUAUGGUAAUUUUUUAAAAUAAACUCAAAAAAGCAAAAGCACGUGGGGUAUACUAAAACGUGUAAUUAAAAAAAAAAAAAAAGCCAAUUUCAAUAAGAUUAGGGCAGCUCUACAACAUAUUGACUGGCAUUAACUCCUUAGUGAUAAAAACACUGAGGAUAAAUGGAAACUAUUCAAACAAAUAUUAGAAAGGUACAUUUCUCAGUAUGUACCACUGGGUAAUAAAUAUAAAAGAAACAAAUUAAAACCAAUGUGGCUUAGUAGAGAAGUAAAACAAGAGAUUAAAAAUAAGAAAAGAGCAUUUAAAGCAUUUAAAUCGGACAAAUCAGAGGCAUCCUAUAUAAGAUAAAAGGAAGCCAAUAAUGCUUUCAAAAAGGCAAUUAAAGUGGCUAAACUAAAAAAUGAGAAAUUGAUAGCCAAAGAAAGCACAACCAAUCCCAAUUUUUUUUUCAAGUACAUCAAUUCUAAAAAAACAAAAAUUGAAAGUGUAGGUACACUGGAAACAGAGAUGGGUUUGUUAGCUAAUGAAGACCAGGAAAAAGCAGAAAUUUUAAUUAACUAUCUUUCUUCAGUAUAUAUUAAUGAGGAUCCUAAGGCAAGAGAUAUGCAAAUGAUUGCUGCAAAAAACUUGCAGAUAACUUGUGAUUGGAUAACUCGAGACAAGGUGCUACAGCUAUUAAAGAAAAUUUAUGUAAAUAAAGCUCCGGGGCCUGAGGGUAUUCACCCAUGAGUACUUAAGGAGCUAAGUGGGGAAAUAAGUGAACCUCUGUAUUUAAUUUUUCAAGAUUAUUUUGUUUCAGGUGUUGUACCGGAGGAUUGGAGGAAGGCAGAUGUUGUUUCUAUAUUUAGAAAGGGUUCAAAAUCCUUGCCUGGAAAUUAUAGACCCGUGAGCUUAACUUCUGCGACUGGGAAAAUAUUUGAAGAGCUAUUAAGGGAUAAUAUUCAGGAAUUCAUUGGGAAGAACUGUGUUAUUAGCAAUAAUCAGCAUGGUUUUAUGAAACAUAGGUCAUGUCAAACUAACCUAAUUGCAUUUUACGAAGAAGUAAGUAGAAGUAUAGAUCAGGGUGUUGCAGUGGAUGUGAUCUACUUGGAUUUUGCCAAGGCAUUUGAUAUGGUUCCUCACAAUAGGUUAGUCUUCAAACUAAAAGAAAUUAGUCUGGAUGGAUAUUCUUUUUGUCGGGUAAAACAUUGGCUUAAGGAUAGAGUACAACGAGUUGUCAUGAAUGGUAAAUUUUCAGGCUGGACAAAAGUGGUAAGUGGUGUCCCUCAGGGUUCUGUUUUGGGACCGCUUUUAUUUAACAUAUUUAUAAAUGAUCUUAAAUUAGGCAUUGAAAGCCAUGUAUCAGUGUUUGCAGAUGACACAAAACUUUGUAAAGUAAUAAAAUGUGAUCAGGAUAUUGCUUUGAUGCAGAGGGAUUUGGAUGGAUUGGGGGAUUUAAAGUACAGAAAUGCAAAGUUAUGCACUUCGGGGUUAAGAAUGCACAAGCAAUUUACACCCUAAAGGGUAGUGAAUUAGGGAUAACCACACACGAGAAGGAUUUUGGAAUGUGGGGGAGGAGCUAAAUGCAGCGUCAUACUGCUGCACACAGAGGGGAAGAAGGAAGGAGUCCCUGCUUCCCCAACUACAACACAGCAUGGACUGAAUCCAUUCCUCCUCCAGCCCAAGCUGACUGUAAGUGAGAGAGUGUGUGUAACUGUGAUUGUGACUGCCUUUGACUGUGUGUGUGCUGUGUGUAACUGUGAUUGUGACUGUCUUUGACUGUGUGUGUGUGUGACUGCCUGUGAUUGUCUGUGUGACUGUGUGUGAGAUUGUCUGCCUCUGUGUGUGUGUGUGACUGCCUGUGAUUGUGUGUGUAUGUGACUGCCUCUGAUUGUGUGUCUGCGUGUGACUGCCUGCCUGUGAUUGUGUGUGUGACUGUCUGUGACUGUCUGUGACUGUGUUGUGUGUAUGUGUGACUGUCUGUGAAUCUGUGUGUGUAUGUGUGAUUGCCUGCGUGUUUGACUGUCUGCCUGUAACUGUGUGUGGGACUGUGUGCAUCUGACUGUGUCUCAUGGUCUUCGCUCUGCAGUGAGCCGGCAGCCAGGAUAUGAUGUCAUCGCGGCCUCUGCGUCAUUACAGGGCGUGCGAUGGACCUGUGCAGAAAGAGCACAAAAAUCCCAGCAGCAACCACUGAGCACCAGGGACUGAGGCUCCACUCCAGCCCUUCUAGAGCAAGGUAGGGAGGCUGGGUGGACCUCUUAAUUAUUAAAUGUGUGUAUGUAUGUAAUGUUUGUGUGUGUAUGUGAUUGUGUGUCUGUGAUUGUAUGUGUAUGGGUCAGUGUUUGUGUAUAUCUGUGAUUGUGUGUAUCUCUGCGUAUGUGUUUAGUAGAUAGCUCUCUUAUUUCCUGUCCUUAAAUAUUGCAAUCCCACAUAAGGAUAACAAAUAAGGGAUUUAUCUACUAAACAACUGAAAAUAAGAAAAGGGCGUUUUUUUAAAAUCCUUUAGCUGUUUAGUAGAUCAUUCCCUGAAUUGGUGACCGUAUGUGAGAUUUCCAUAUUUAAAGAUACCAAAUGAGGGUGCUGUUUAGCAGAUAGCACCUUAUUUGGUGUCCUUAAAUAUAGCAAUCCCACAAAGGAUAGCAAAAAGAGAAGUUAUCUGCUAAACAAAGAUUGAAAUUAAAGGACCACUCUAGGCACCCAGACUACUUCAGCUUAAUGAAGUGGUCUGGGUGCCAGGUCCAGCUAGGGUUAACCCAUUUCUUAAUAAAUAUAUUUAUGAAUGGGUUAAGCCUUCCCCUAUUUCCUCUAGUGCCUGUCUCAUUGACAGCCACUAGAGGCGCUUGCGUGCUUCUCACUGUGAUUUUCACAGUGAGAGCACGCCAGCGUCCAUAGGAAAGCAUUAUGAGUGCUUUCCUAUGUGACCGGCUGAAUGCGCGCGCAGCUCUUGCCGCGCGUGCGCAUUCAGCCGACUGGGAGGAGAAGAGGAGGAUCGGAGGAGGAGAGCUCCCCGCCCAGCGCUGGAAAAAGGUAAGUUUUAACCCCUUUCCCCCUUCCAGAACCUGGCGGGAGGGGGACCCUGAGGGUGGGGGCACCCUCAGGGCACUAUAGUGCAAGGAAAACGAGUAUGUUUUCCUGGCACUAUAGUGGUCCUUUAAGAGGUGUCAGCCAGCCCACAACAAGAAAUCUGGGUGGCUAAUGUGAAUUAUAUGCAAAUGUAUAGUCAGAUGCCAGCAUGCAGAACACAGCAUGCUUGCAUCAGACAGCCAAUGGCUGCAUAUUACCCCAUCCCCUAGUGAGAAGUUUUACUGCUCCCCAUCCCCCUCCUGUUUUGACUGUGGUAUCUUAUGUGCCCCCCCGCCCCCCUGUAUAUAUUGUUCCUAGAGUCGCCACAAUGUCUGCAUGUGUGUCAAUGUGCAUCUGUGUGUGACUGUGUUUGUGUGUGUAUAUGUAUCUGGAUGUAUGUAUGUGUAUAUGUGCAGACAUCUAAAAAUAUCGCCAACACUACACACAAAUACACUCAUGCAUUUCAACGUCAACACUACAUACAAACCCCACCAUUAUAUAUAACCAUACCACUGCAUUUAAAUACCACACAACACACAAAUGCAUGCUUGCAUUCAAACGCCAACACUACAUGCAAACACACCGACCGCUACAUUCACUCACAUAUACUCCAUACAAAAACAUGCAUACAUUCAAACACACAAACACUGCUAAGUGCUAAAUACAUAAAAACAUUUUUUGGUUGUUUUUAAAUUUAAAGUUGAGGGUGGGGGGGGGCAAGGGGGAGUGCCAAAAAUAGGACCCGCCCCGGGUGCCAAAUGCUCUAGGUAUGCCCCUGCAAUGUAGAUAUUAGAUUUUUUUUAUUUUUUUUACAGUUCUCUAUCAAAUCUGAACCUGUAUUCAGCCAGACUUAGAAGAGACAUCCAGGGAGAUGGUAAAUAGUCAGGAGUGUUACAGGACCACUAUAGUGCCAGGAAAACAAACUCGUUUUCCUGGCUCUAUAGGGUCUUUAGGUCUCCUCCCACCCUCAGGGUCCCACUCCCGCCGGGCUGAAGGGGGAGGAAGGGGUUAAUCACUUACCUUUCUCCAGCGCCGGGCUCCCUUGGCGCUAAGGAAAUCUUCUUCCUCUUCCGACGUCAGUGCUGAAUGCGCAUGUGCGGCUCUCAUUCAAUCAGUCCAUAGGAAAGAAUUUCUCAAUGCUUUCCUAUGGACGGCAGCGUCUUCUCACUGUGAUUUUCACAGACAACUACUAGAGGCUGGAUUAACUCUGUUUCUCUGAAACUGCUAUGUUUACAGCUGCAGGGUUAAACCUAGAUGGACCUUGCACCCAGACCACUUAAUUGAGCUGAAGUGGUCUGGGUGCCUAUAGGGGUCCUUUAACCACUUAACUAACCAACGUUUUUGAUUGGGGAAAUAAAUAAUGUUAUUUCUACUACUGAAUAUAUAUCUGUUGAGCAUCUGGUUACUCCCCAAGUCUGUGCUGGCAAUAUUUUUUGUUGUACAUCCUUACUUCAUUUGAUAUGAAUAGUACUAAAACUUAAGUUUAGCAUACUGAAAACAACAGAAGUCACCAAAACUAGGCCUUUGUUUUGGAAUAUACACUGCUCAAAAAAAAUUAAGGGAACACUUAAACAACACAAUGUAACUCCAAGUCAAUCACACUUCUGUGAAAUCAAACUGUCCAGGAAACAACACUGAGUGACAAUCAAUUUCACAUGUAAUUGUGCAAAUGGAAUAGACAACAGGUGGUUAUUAUAGGCAAUUAGCAAGACACCCCCAAUAAAGGAGUGGUUCUGCAGGUGGUGACCACAGACCACUUCUCAGUUCCUAUGCUUCCUGGCUGAUGUUUUGGUCACUUUUGAAUGCUGGCAGUGCUUUCACUCUAGUGGUAGCAUGAGACGGAGUCUACAACCCACACAAGUGGCUCAGGUAGUGCAGCUCAUCCAGGAUGGCACAUCAAUGCGAGCUGUGGCAAGAAGGUUUGCUGUGUCUGUCAGCGUAGUGUCCAGAGCAUUGAGGCACUACCAGGAGACAGGCCAGUACAUCAGGAGACGUGGAGGAGGCCGUAGGAGGGCAAUAACCCAGCAGCAGGACCGCUACCUCUGCUUUUGUGCAAGGAGGAAGAAGAGGAGCACUGCCAGAGUCCUGCAAAAUGACCUCCAGCAGGCCACAAAUGUGCAUGUGUCUGCUCAAACAGUCAGAAACAGACUCCAUGAGGGUGGUAUGAGGGCCCGACGUCCACAGGUGGGGGUUUUGCUUACAGCCCAACACCGUGCAGGACGUUUGGCAUUUGCCAGAAAACUAAGAUUGGCAAAUUCGCCACUGGCGCCCUGUGCUCUUCACAGAUGAAAGCAGGUUCACACUGAGCACAUGUGACUGACGUGACAGAGUCUGGAGAUGCCGUGGAGAACGUUCUGCUGCCUGCAACAUCCUCCUUCAUGACCGGUUUGGCAGUGGGUCAGUAAUGGUGUGGGGUGGCAUUUCUUUGGGGGGCCGCACAGCCCUCCAUGUGCUUGCCAGAGGUAGCCUGACUGCCAUUAGGUACCGAGAUGAGAUCCUCAGACCCCUUGUAAGGCCAUUUGCUGGUGCGGUUGGCCCUGGGUUCCUCCUAAUGCAAGACAAUGCUAGACCUCGUGUGGCUGGAGUGUCUCAGCAGUUCCUGCAAGACAAAGGCAUUGAUACCAUGGACUGGCCCACCCGUUCACCAGGCCUGAAUCCAAUUAAGCACAUCUGGUACAUCAUGUCUCGCUCCAUCCACCAACGUCACGUUGCACCACAGACUGUCCAGGAGUUGGCAGAUGCUUUAGUCUAGGUCUGGGAGGAGAUCCCUCAGGAGACCAUCCGCCACCUCAUCAAGAGCAUGCACAAACGUUGUAGGGAGGUCAUACAGGCACCUGGAGGCCACACACACUACUGAGCCUCAUUUUGACUUGUUUUAAGGACAUUACAUCAAAUUUGGAUCAGCCUGUAGUGUGUUUUUCCACUUUAAUUUUGAGUGUGACUCCAAAUCCAGACCUCCAUGGGCUGAAAAAUGUGAUUUCCAUUUUUUUCAUUUUUGUGUGAUUUUGUUGUCCGCACAUUCAACUAUGUAAAGAACAAAGUAUUUCAGAAGAAUAGGAUGUAAAUGUUAUUUUUGUGUUCCCUUUAUUUUUUUGAGCAGUGUAUUAACCCCUUAAGGACUGGACUGUUUUUGCGAUGUUGUACAUUUGCGACCAGGAAUAUUUUUACACUUUUGUGGUGUUUGUGUUUGGCUGUAAUUUUCCGCUUUCUCAUUUACUGUUCCCAUACAAAUUAUAUAUUGUUUUUUUCAGGACAAAAUGGGCUUUCUUUACAUACCAUUAUUUAUAUAAUCUCAUGUAUUUUAAUUUAAAAAAAAUACAAAAAUCUGAUGAAAAAUUGAAAAAAUACAUGUUUUUUGACUUUUACUUGAAAAAUCUUUUACUCAUCUACAAAAGCGAAUGAAAAAAACUGCUAAAUAGAUUCAAAAUUUUGUCCUGAGUUUAAAAAUACCUAGUGUUUACGUGCUUUUUUGCUUUUUUUUGCAUGUUAUAGGGCUAUAGGUACAAGUAGGAUAUUGCGGUUUCAAAACAUACAUUUUUAAAAUUUAUCAAUAGUGACAUUGUAACACUAUUAUCUGUCAUAAAUCUCUGAAUAACACCCCACAUGUACAUAUUUUUUUUAAAGUAGACAACCCAGGGUAUUCAAUAUGGGGUAUGUCCAGUCUUUUUUAGUAGCCACUUAGUCGAAAACACUGGCCAAAGUAAGCAUUCAUAUUUGUUUGUGUGUGAAAAAAGUAAAAAAACUAAAUUGAACGCUAAUUUUGGCCAGUGUUUGUGACCAAGUGGUUACUAAAAAAGACUGGACAUACCCCAUUUGCAAUACCUUGGGUUGUCUUCUUUUGCAAAUGGUAUGCCAUCAUGGGGUAAUUCUCAUUCCUGGGCUACCAUACGCUCUCAAAGGCAACGUAACCAACCUGGCCAUUUUCAAUGUAAAAAUAUUUGACCCAUAUAUUUGACCUUGUAACUUUCAAAAAUGCUAUAAAACCUGUACAUGGGGGGUACUGUUUUACUCGGGAGACAUCGCUGAACACAAAUAUUAGUGUUUAAAAACUGGAAAACGUAUCACAACAAUUAUAUCAUCAGUAAAAGUGCUGUUUGUGUGUGAAAAAUGCAAAAAAAGUAACUUUCACUGACAAUAUCAUCGCUGUGAUAUGUUUUACUGUUGUGAAUCACUAAUAUUUGUGUUCAGCGAAGUCUCCCGAGUAAAACAGUACCCCCCAUGUACAGGUUUUAGGGUGUCGUAGAACGUUACAGGGUAAAAUACAGUGCUAACAAAUUAAAUUCUCUGGAAUUUCGGCCUGGGUUGGCAGGCAGGUCCCUCAAAUUGCAAUCAAUAAAAUUACUGAAUUAUGUAAAAAUAUUACAUAAAUACGCACGUAGAAUUUAAAUAUAUAUGCAUAUUUAUAUAUUUGAAGUCUACGUGUAUAUUUAUAUAAUUAUUUAUGUAAUUUUGUAUAUGGGCAUAUGUAUAUUUCUUAUUAUUUUUAUUUAUUUUUAUAUACAUAGAUAUAUAUACAAAUUCAUUCUAAGUGUAUUUUGAUAUAAAUAUAUAUAUAUUAAUUUUAAAAUACAGUUAGAAUAAAAUUUCAUAUAGCUAUAUAAUUUUUUUUAAAUUUUUUAUUAUUAUUUAAAAAAAAUUUAUUUAAUUUAAAUUACUUAUUAUUUAUAUUUUAUAAUAAUAUAUAUAUACAAUAUAUAUAGUUAUUAUAUAUAUUAUAUAUAUACGUGUGUAAUUUAAUUAUAAGUGUAUUUUUAUAUUAAUAUAAGUACAUAUUAAUAUAAAAAUACACUUAGUAUGGCAUUAUAUAUAUGAUAUAUAGACAUAUAUUAUAUAGAUAUAAUAUAUGUCUAUAUAUCAUAUUUAUACAUAUAUAAUUAUUAUUAUUUUUUUUAUUACCAUUAACUUUAAUUUUUUUUCUGAUUUUACAGUUGCAGGGAGACUGCCUGUCAGCACAGGCAGUCCCCCUGCAGGCAGCACUAUGGACACCUAUGUGACCAUGUGAUCACUGUGUUAAGCGAUCACAUGGCCACAGGGGUCCUAAUCUGCCGUGGGGAGACUGUCUGGGCUGCAGGCAGUCUCCCCACAACCGGAGGAACACUGAUCGCCGCCGGGGGAACGACGGCGAUCAGGUAAGUACCCCCAGACCGUUUGGACGGUUCAGGACCGUCAUCGGUCGGCAAGGGAAAAAUGCCGAUGACGGUCCUGAACCGUCCUCGGUCCUUAAGGGGUUAAUGAAUGUAUUAAUUUUCUUUACUUAAGUUCAAAGUGAACAAGUGAUAAUAUUCAAUAUAAAUACAGCACUCUUUAUAAUUGAGGUUUAGAUUGUUUUUGCGGCAGAUUUAAGUAAAAAUCUGCUGUGAUUUAACCCAUUAACGCCGUUACGGCGUUCUAUGCAGUCCCGCAUUAAGUGGGCUCUAAAGCCGUUGCGGCAUAGAACGCAGUAACGGCUUUGAGCCCCUGGAGGUCCGCAGGUACUCUCCUCCGCCGCGAUCCUCUUCUGGAGGGCUGCCUGAAAGCCCAGGCAGCCCUCCCCUGGCAAAUCAGGCCCCCUAUAGCUGGCUGUAGAUCUGCCAGCAGGGGGACUGUCUGAAAUGUCAGACAGUCCCCCUGCUGGUGGGAAAGUAAAAAAAAUCAUUAAACGUGUUCUAAAAUAAAAUAGAAAUGUGUAUGUGUGUGUGUGUGUGUGUAUGUAUGUAUAUAUAUAUAUAUAUGUAUAUAUAUAUAUAUAUAGUCAUGCAAAGUGUAUUUUAAUAAUAUAAGUACAUAUAUUAGUAUUAAAAUACACUUAGAAUGAUGUUACAUAUAUAAUAUAUAUAUAUUCUAUAUAUAAUAUAUACACAUAUUAUAUAUAUAUACUUAUUACAAUAAUAAAUGAAAUAAAAUAUUGAAACUAAAUUUAAUAUAAAUUAUAUAUCCAUAUGUAAUUUCAUUUUAACUGUAUUUGUUAACUUUGUUAAUAUAUAUAUAUAUAUGUAAAAAACAGAUAAAAUUCUUAUCUUGUAAUAUCUGUUUUUUAUAUAUAUAUAUAUAUAUGUAACAAAUACACUUAGAAUGACUCUCUCUCUCUCUCUCUCUCUCUCUCUCUCUCUCUCUCUCUCUCUCUCUCUCUCUCUCUCAUAUAAUUACAUUAGUAUACAUGUAGAAUUUAAAUACCUAUAAAUACAUAUAUAUUAAAAUUCUACAUGUAUAUUUAAGUAAUCUUUUAACAUAAUUAUGUGAUUUGAUUAAUUAAAAUUUGAUUGGCAUGCCUGACAACACAGGGAGAAAGUGCAGAGAAUUUAAUUCGCAAGCACUAUAUUUGACCCUGUAACUCUCCAAGACACCAUAAAACCUGUACAUAGGGGGUACUGUUUUAUUCAGGAGACUUCGCUGAACUAAAAUAUUAGUGUUUCAAACUGGUAAAUUGUAUUACAAACGAUGAUAUUUUAAGUAAAAGUUACGUUUUUUGAAUUUUUUUUACAAACGAACGGCACCUUUAUGGACUAUAUUGUUGUAAUAUGUUUUACUGUUUUAAAACACUAAUAUUUGUGUUUAUUGAAGUCUCCCGAGAAUAACAGUACCCCCCAUGUACAGGUUUUAUGGAGUUUUGGAAAGUUAGAGAGUCACAUAUAAGGCUUGCAUUUCAUUUUUUUUUACAUUGAAAUUUGCCAGAUUGGUUAUGUUGUCUUUGAGAGCGUAUGGUAGCCCAGGAAUGAGAAUUACCCCCAUGAUGGCAUACCAUUUGCAAAAGUAGACAACCCAAGGUAUUGUAAGUGGGGUAUGUCCAGUCUUUCUUAGUAGCCACUUAGUCACAAACACUGGCCAAAUAUUAGUUUUUUGCUUUUUUCACACAAAAACAAAUAUGAACGCUAACUUUGGCCAGUGUUUGUGACUAAGUGGCUACUAAAAAAAGACUAAACAUACCCCACUUUCAAUACCUUGGGUUGUCUACUUUUUCAAAUGGUAUGCCAUUAUGGGGGUAAUUCUCAUUCCUGGGCUACCACACCGUCUCAAAGGUAAUAUUACUAAUCUGGCAAAUUUCAAUUUGAAAAUGGAACGUUCUAUAUUUGACCCUGUAACUUUCCAAACAUCAUAAAAUCUGUUAAUGGGUGGUACUGUUGUACUCGUGAGACAUCGCUGAUUACAAAUAUGUGCAUUUUUUUGCAGUAAAACCGUAUUAUGACAUUCACAGCUAAAAUGUCAGACGGAAAUACAAAUUUAAAAAUAAAUCUUAUUUUCUCACUUUUUUUUAAAAUUUUAUUCAUAAUAAAUUAUGUUCCAUAUAUGAAUAGUUAAUGAUAAAUUAAACCCUUGUUUCUCCUGAACAAAAUUAUAUAUAGGUAAUAGGAGUAGGUGAUGUGUAGAGUCUCACAAGGGGAAACCAACGUCAGGAGAGCUGUCCCUACUGAUUUAUUUAUAACUUUAGUAGGGACAGUUGGUUCAGGUAGACACUAGUGGUUAGACCACGGUGUAGAGGUAACUUUUAGGGUGAAUUGAGAGAUUUAUUUAAUUAUUUUUUGUGAGAGGCUUUUCAUCUGCGUUUAGACCUGAUUACCCGGUCCCUUGUUCUCCGGGGACCCUGUGCUUCUUCUCUCUCCCUAACCUCGUUUCCACUAUCUUCCUGUCAGUCAGACACUAGGGGAACUGGAACUUAGAUGCUAGCUAGUACUCCAGACAAUUGAUCCCCUGGGCACCGUUUAGUAGAUCUCCCUUUUUUUCAAGUUAUACUUUGUUUGCAGAUCCUUUUUAUCCUUAGAUUGAUUAAAGGUAGGGCCUCCCUUCCUCAUUUCUUAUACUAUGGAGGUCUCCUGAUGUUGGUUUCCCCUUGUGGGACUCUACACAUCACCUACUCCUAUUACCUACAUAUUUUGGAGGGUUACCCCCUCAUCCGAGCUCCCUAUUAGGUGGUUACAGUGGUGCAGCUCAUGAGCCCUUGACUUGUAUCCGUACUCCUGACCUGCACUCUGUUUACUUUAUUUCUCCAUUUUGUGUUUCAAAAUGAUAUAUAAUAAGUGUGGGUGCACUUAAUGUGACACCGGUGAAUUACGGUUGAACAGACAUAUAGCGCAAAUUCCAGUUUUUGUUUAAGUUUUGAACGUGCACUAUUGACUCCGUCCUGAAGGGGUUAAAAUACUUCAAAUUUUGUUGUGUUUAAUACACACCAUGGGAAAGACUAUACCUAACAAAUGUCUUUUUAUUCUUACAGGAGACGUCUCCCCACCAUUGUAGUCAAGCUAAGAAUGGCACAAAACCUAAAGACUGCUAUCACAUUUAUUGAACAAGGACGUAUCCUUUUUAUUUUUUGUUUUCCAACGUGCUAUUCAAAAGUUAUUGCUGAACAAUGUUUCUCUUUAGUUCCCCUGCUUUGGUAUAGUUAUUACGGUUUAGUUAUAAUUGUGGUUCUGAUAUAGACAAAGUACACACCCCGAUAGUGAAUUAGGGAUCUCCGGGGUGACUAGGACUGGAUGAGUGUGAUAGGGCAAGGAAAUGAAUGAGACAGGGUUAGGGGGGUGAGUGUGGCAGAAUGAGGAAGGGCAAGCGUAACACAGUUGGAUGAGGGAGUGUUACAGGGUGAGGGGAGGUAAGUGUGACAGCAUUAGGGGGUAAAUGUGACAGGGUGAAUGUGGUAUGGUUGGAGGCCACAAGGCCUUAGGCGGCCGCCUAAAUUGCCUAAUUAGACAGCCACCUCUGGGCUGGGCCGCCAAAACAUUCAUUGUGGGCUGCAAGUUUGACAUGCUUGUUAUAGACUGUUGCUAAGGUUCGUAAGGUUAAUGUUGUGCAUAAAAAGGGUUAUUCAUUAUUGGGAUAAAAAUGUAAUUUUGCCUCUUUAUAAAUCAAUGGUAAGACCACACCUUGAAUAUGUGGUGCUAUUUUUGGCACCUUAUCUUAGGAAGGGUAUUAUGGCACUAGAAAAAGUGGGCCUAAAAAUUAAUAAAAUUGUAGUAAUGGGGAAAAAAAAUCAUUGCUUACUUUAUACAAUCUGCAGAGGGGAUAUAAUAUUUUACAAAUAUUUUUGGGGCCAAUACAAACCAUUGUUUGGAAGUUUACUCAUAAGCAGGACUAUACAUAAGACACAAGGUCACGCAUUUAGAAAGGAGAUGUAGUCCAAAGCAAAUAGACUAAAGGACUUCUUGUCCGCUAAUGGAUGCUGGACCAACUCAUGCUCUGCAUGAUGACAUCCAGCGUUUGCUAUUUUCCCCAUUGGAAAGCAUUGAUUCAGUGCUUUCAUAUGGGGAGGCCUAAUGCGCUUGCUGAGGCAGAGCGGCGACCCAGUGCUGCGGGACAUCAGCGCAGGGGUAAGGUAAGUAAAGUGUUUUUAACCCCUUGUUCACGUUAUAGGUGGGAGGGGUGGGUGGGCGGAGGCCGAGGGAGCUAUAGUGCCAGGAAUACAGCUUUGUAUUCCUGGUACUUCUAGUAUGCCUUUAACCUGUCCUUUGAUUGUCUCACAGCCAUGUCCUUAUGUGCCAACAGUAAUCAAGUCCAGGAGAAAUUUGCUCACAGUUAGUAUAAUCAGGAGACUGGCCCAGUGAACUUGAACCUACUGUGGCCGGUGCCCUCGCUGUACAAUGGACAUUUUAUAUUUACUCUGCUGUAUCCCAGCUAGGGAAAUAUGUUUUACCCUGACCAAUCAAAGAGUGAAAGUCACAAGUACUCUGCACCGCCAUGGGCUCUUAUUAUUACCAUAAGUGCAGCACUUAUUAAAUAAACUUUAGUAUAGGCUACGUUUUAAUAUCAUAUGCUACCCAGCACUUAGAAUUAGGUACACCUUUCCUGUUAAAACCUCAUAUACAUUUGUUCUCAUUCCAGAUGACUGCUGGAAAAAUAGGAGGAAAAAAACAUGGAGUCAAAAUAUUAGAGAUGAAAUAUUAAUCUAUAUGAAAGUGCCAGAAAAUUGUGCCAGAGUUAUUAAUACUUCUUGUUAAGCUUCUUGGUUACCUUUAAUAUCUUGAAAUGUAAUUUAAAUAGUGAGGAAAGCAACCUUCAUGCAUAACUGAUAUUUGAUGAAAGAAGAAAUCUGAACCUAGAUUAGACCAUGCCAUUGCUGUGAUGAAUGAAUCCUUUCAGUGCCAAUCUGUUAUUUCACAGUAAGCUUUUAUGAAAGGCUAACAUUUUCUUUUCAUAAUAACUUUAACUCUCUUUUACACAAAAAAAAAUAUUUCUGUGGUAUUUAGUUUGUGAACAAAAAGAGAAAAAUCUCCCUCAAUCACUUUAGGAGCAAGGCCUAACUUAAAACCAGUUGUCCAAUAUACUCUCUUAUACGUUGAGUGGUAAAGGACUCUUUCACAAAUAGCCAUCUCACCUAGACCUCAGUACCCUCCUAAAAAUCCUGCUCCCUACCUUCAGUAAAGUAUAUUCCACAUUCCUCUCAUAAAAUUCUCCGUUUGCCUAUAGUCAUCCUUAAUUACAGUCAAGCCAUCGAACUCCUCAAAGUGGUACUGUCAAGGUACUACAACUGCGUCAUAACAUUUAAGCGGUUUCAGUGCGUGGAGUCUGCUGGUGAUGUCCUUCUAUACAGUGUUAAACCAUUUUUAAUGGUUUUAUUCUAAACGAGAGUAUAAACCAAAACCCACUGUGCUGCUUGAGGAAGCAUUAGCAGUGGUGAUUGGUUGAGUGUCAGCUGACUGUUGGGCCUAACACAGCUGGUUUUGAAUUGGCAUGACUAAGGGAGCAUGUAUUCUCUGUCUUAACCCUACCUUCAUUGGGAACAAGGCUGUGGGUAACAAGGGGACCCAUAUUUAGUAUUAAACUUCUCAAAAAUAGUUUAUUACUGAAUGGAGGGACUGCACCAGUGGACUCUAGGCAGCAUAACCAAUUUAAUUAUAUGAAUUGGUUAUAGUGCCUAUGGUAUCCUUUUCAUAAACUGUAACCCUGAGGUACUCUACCACUUUAUUGUCCAAUUUUCUAUCCUAUACAAGAAGAAUAUUUUCAUCUAAACCAACUGCUUUCAGUUUGCUAAUGCAACAUUGUGAUUUAUGUUUCAACUAAAUUCUUUAUAGAAAGCUGCGCCAAUCAGCAUCUCCUCAUAGAGAUGCAUUGAAUCAGUGCAUCUCCAUGCAGAGCAUCGGGAGACACUGAACGUCAGUGCUGCACACUGUGCAGCACGAACACAGGAAGCACCUCUAGUGGCUGAGUUCUCUGGCAGUGUUUACAUUGACUCUUGCAGGGACAUGAUGUAGGCACCAGAACAACUACAUUAAGCUGGUGACUAUAGUGACCCUUUAAAAAAAGGUUCAAAAUCUUAAACUUAAAGACAGGUGCCACAACUGCUUGAUUACUAAAAGAUUAAAACCUGUGGUUUGAAUAUUUCUACUCUUAGCUCCCUAAGUUCUCAUGGGAAUACCAUCUUGCUCACAAGCUUUGCUUACAUUAACAAGACCCUGUAGUCGCCAAAACAACUUUAGCUUAAAGGACCACUAUAGUGCCAGGAAAACAUACUUGUUUUCCUGGCACUAUAGUGCCCUGAGGGUGCCCCCACCCUCAGGGUCCCCCUCCCGCCCGGCUCUGGAAAGGGGUUAAAACUUACCUUUUUCCAGUGCUGGGCGGGGAGCUCUCCUCCUCCGUUGCUCCUCCUGGGCUGAAUGCGCACGCGCGGCAAGAGCUGCAUGCGCAUUCAGCCGGUCACAUAGGAAAGCAUUCAUAAUGCUUUCCUAUGGACGCUGGCGUGCUCUCACUGUGAAAAUCACAGUGAGAAGCACGCAAGCGCCUCUAGUGGCUGUCAAUGAGACAGCCACUAGAGGAAAUAGGGGGAAGGCUUAACCCAUUCAUAAACAUAGCAGUUUCUCUGAAACUGCUAUGUUUAUGAAAAAAUGGGUUAAACCUAGCUGGACCUGGCACCCAGACCACUUCAUUAAGCUGAAGUGGUCUGGGUGCCUAGAGUGGUCCUUUAAUGAAGCAUUUUCUGUGUAUAGAGCAUGCCCCUGAAGUCCCACUGCUCAAUGCUAUGCCAUUUAAGAGUUAAAUUACUUCUGUUUCUGUUUAUGCAGCCCUAGCCACAUAGCCUGUAUUAAAAAAAUAUAUAUAUUUUUUGAUAUUCACUUACUUUAGUUUUUUUCUCCUGCUCUGUAAAUUGAACUUUAAUCACACACAGGAGGAUCCUGCAAGGUCUAGCAAGCUAUUAACCGUGCACAAAAUAAGAAAUUCUAAAUAAAACUGAAUUUGCAAUAUUGGAAGAGUAAAUAUUAGAUCUCCAUUUACAGGAAGUGUUUAAGAAGACUGUACAAGUCAUAUAUAAAAAAUGACUUGGGAGUGUGGACUCCCAAGUGUAUUUGUAAACUGCUCAAACUGGCGAUUUUUGGGAUUUUUUCUGAGUGAUUUAUCUCUAUUAGUGUUAUUUAGAGUAUAACUAGAGUAAGAUGUGUGAGGGUUAUAUAAUGUUGCUUCCUUAUAAGAUAGUAUCCUUGACUCUCUCUAUAAAAUAUGUAACCAAUAGCAAGUUGGAAGGAAAGCGCAAACAUUCUUUAUAUAUAUAUAUAUAUAUAUAUAUAUAGUUCUUACACAUAAAUAUGAAAAAAAUAACACAUGUAUUCUUGUUGUAUCACAAAAUGUCUAUACACAAACUAGAGGGUAAUUGAUAAAACAUAUUUUUAAAAGAAAAUAAAUUAAUUGCUGGUACCGUUGUAAUAAAGUUCAGAGUGUGCACACUUAUGUUAUAAAAAAUAAAAGUCCGACUUAUGAAGAAAGAGAAUAUGAAGAAAGGGGCUAUGUGCCCAGUGGUUUUGUUGUUCUCUGGUACUUAUGUAGGUUUGUAGGUAGAUAGCCCGGUAUGUAUGCAAGUCUUCUAUGGCUGGAACAAUAAAAUGUGGACUAGAUGUCCACUAAGUCCGUUGGCGUGUAAACGUACAGAUAGUCUGGGUGUGGAAUAAAGAUUUCUCUAUAUAGGAUGGUAUAGUUACUGUGGAGAUGCUGGUAUACAGGUACAUGAGCUACUAGGGAGCACCUCCCUUUGUCUAAACGUCACCUUGAUCGGGCACGCUCGGGCAGCUAGAGCAAAUACGGUGGCUUUCUGGAUAUCCCUAUUUUGGUAUGUAGUUCGGUAUUCAUUCAAAUCCUAUACGUUUCUGAAUUCUGAGCUUACUUUCUCAGGGAAUAUUGAUGAAUAGCGAGUAGUGAGAAGCAUUUCUUAUAUAUGUCUCCGGUCUUGAUUUUCAUUUGUUGCAUCUGUGGAGGUGAACUAGAUUCCAAGUAUACAGCAAUCAUAUUGUGUAUUACAAAAAGUAUCACUAACUUUGUGUAUAACCAUUUUUUGAUACAAUAAGACCAAUAAAUGUUAUUUGUUAAAAUUUAUGUGUAAGGACUAAGUAUAUCUAUAUAUAUUACGUUUGCGCUUUCUUUCCAGCUUGCUAUUGUGCAAGUCAUAUGCAGGAAGUUGCAGCUAGAUUUGUAUAAACAAAGGGAUUUAACUUGAGCUGUGAGACUGCAGUGGCACUAUCUCUACUCAAACUUAAAAACUGCUUCUUUAACCCCAUGUCAUAAUUCCCUUUUAUUCCAGAAGUUUGCUCCUUAAGGGGUUAAGUUAGUUAUUUUGGUGACUAUAGUGUCCUUUUAAUUUUAUUUAUUUGAUGUAGCACUUUGUCCUGUAUCAACCUACCUCCUGUCAUGUUUAAUACAGCAUGGAAGAACAUAAAAUAAGAGAUUGGGCAGUUUAAUGGCAUAUGUGGUUGCGCAAAGAAUAUUGCUAAUUACAUUUUUGAGGAAGUACAAUAAACAUUGUAUCUGCUAGAUAAUUUUAGGAGUGGAAGCAUACUAAAGCACACCAGGCACACAUUUUUUGGCUGAUUAGUUAGGGACUGCCUCAGUAAAGUACUCUUAUCGUACAUUUCAUGUGACUUAUAACCAUUACAGUUGUUUACUAUGUAUUGAUAUCCAUAUUCUCCCUAAAGUUAUCUGAAAUAGUCCAGUGGGAGUGAUGUUUUUUUUAUGUGUUUAUAAUGAUUUACUACAUCUAAAAAAUACAAUUAAAGGGACUCUAUAGUCACCAGAACAACUACAGCUUAAUGUAGUUGUUCUGGUGAGUAUAAUGGCUCCCUUCAGCCAUUUUCAUGUAAACAUUGCCCCUAGGGACACCUCCAGUGGCCACUCUUUAGAUGGCUCAGGGCUGCUGAAUUUUCCCUCAUAGAGAUGCAUUGAUUUAAUGCAUCUCUAUGAGGAGGUGCUGAUUGGCCAAAACGGUGUUUGGCCCCCACCCCCUUGCUGAUUUUAGCCAAUCCAAUGCUUCCCCAUGGGAAAGCAUUGGAUUGGCAAAAAAUCUGCAAUUUUGAUGUCACGAAGGGGGUGGAGCCAGCAGCAGCAGACCCGUGGAGAGCUGUAAAUAAGGUGAGUUUAAACCGGGCUGAGGGGGAGGGGGCAAGCCACCUAAAUGGUGGGUUUUCACUAUAGGGUCAGGAAUACAUGUUUGUGUUCCUGACCCUAUAGUGAUUCUUUAAAGGGACACUAUAGUCACCAGAACAAGUACAGUUCAAUGUAGUUGUGCUGGUGAGCAUAACCUGUCCCUGCAGGCUUUAAGUAAACACUGCCUUUUCAGUAUUUACAUUGCUGCCUAGGAUCACCUCUAGUGAAAGUCACUCAGAUAGCCACUAGAGGGACUUCCUGGGGCAGUGCUGCACAGUGUGCAGCACUGACGUUCAACGUCUCCACGCUCUGCAUAGAGGAGCUGAACACUCUCUUGAUACAAUGCAUCUCUAAGAGGAGAUGUUGAUUGGCGCAGUGCUGUGUUUUGCUGCGCAUGUGCAAUAGCCUCCAUAUGCUUUCCUAUGGGAAAGCAUUGAAUUGGCUGAGAUUGUCAAAUUUGAUGAUCUCAGCCAAGGAGAAGGGGCUAACUGCGAAAAGACUGUCACGGCGCUGGGAAAAAAAGGAAAGUAAAAAUCACCUUUUUACAGGGGCAAGGGAGAUGGAUACCUAAAUAGCGCAUUUAAAACUAUUGUAUCACUGACACUAUAGUGUUCCUUUAAUAAGCCUGAAUCCGCAUUUGAUAUGUGCCACAUAUGACCAUGUGCCAUAAACUCUGGCAAGCAGAGAUUUGAAAUAUUUGCUUCAGCAACAUUGUAUGAAUUAAAUCUGAUGAGUAGAGCUGUCAAAUAAGCACACAUGUGAUUGCUUUCUUGUAUCAUAUCCUACAAAAUGAGCAUAGGUUUAGGUGCAAGAUUGGAAAUUAGACCAAAAUAGAUUAUGUGGGAAAAAGUACUCAGCUGAAACAUAGUUACAGCUUAUUUUAGCCAGAAAGCCUUGGGUAUUCACUUGACCAUAAUUUACAGUAAAGUGAAAAAACUCUACUGAAUUAUUGAAAAAAUUGUUAACUAUCUGGACUUCAAUGGAAAAUUGCAGGUUUUAUGCUUACUAGUUGAUUUCUGUCUGUUAUAUUUGUGUUUAAGCUAGUUUGCCCCCCCCCCUUUUUUUUUUUUUUUUUACAAUUACAAAGUAAAAUCACAAGAAUUCACAAUUCAGUGAAAAACCCUCAUAGCCAUUCACAAAUUACAGUCAUACCUUUUAAACAUUACAUGCAGGUGCUAAGAUAGAACUGCUACUAUGCCACCUAUUAAUAACUCCAGGGCCUAUAACCUGCCUGUGUACCUCCGUGACACUGCAAAAAAUGCUAAGUUUUCACAAGUGACAAAGACUCCCCCAGGUGACAUGUCAUCAUGCAUGUUUUCAUUUAAAAGAAGAGUAAAAAAAGGGAGAUCAACAUUUCUUCCUUCCUUUUUUUUUUGCUUGUGGGCUUGUUAUUUAGCUCCUGGUAGAUGCAUUUUCUUUGUAUUCUUGCAUAUAAGCAAUAAUACGAAACACAACAUAUAGGUUUUCAUUUAAAAUAAAUAAAUAAAUAAAUAAAGGAGGCACUGCUCCUUCAGUAUUGGGGAGACAAAGGCGUGAUUUCUUUAUUUUUAAUACACCUUCCAACCCUACAUGGAAUGUGGCUAUUAAGACUGAUGGAUAGUAACGCCUUCAUGACUAGCAAUGUACAGGGUAUGUCAUGGUGAAUAAGUGAUCAAUAACGUACACUGCACGUAGGAGGUUAAAGGUGAGACAUAGCAGAAAGAUCUCUCUGGAGAUGCCCUCAAGCAAGCCUUUUGUUGGCAGUCAAACUGUUGGGUUUUCAAUUUAAGCAAUUGUGACAUGUACUGUUUCUGGAAGUCUUAGUACUUAGGCUGUCAAGUAAAAGUAUCUGGUUUUCACAGUUAACCUAUGCCAGUUUCAAUCACAGCAUUCUAUGUCAUGAUUGAAGGCUUAGGCUUUAUAUGUGCAUCCCUGGGUCAAUUGUCAAAGGACUGUCAGCUAAAGCUAUAUGAUGACUGGUAAAUGUGUAAAUAUGGUUUAAAAUAAAAUACAACCAAACAAAUGUAUCCAAUAAAACACUAAUAACACAUACUAUAAAUGAAAAUACACAAACUAAACCCACCAGUCAAAGCAAGUGUGUAUAUAAUGCAAUGAACAUUGAUACCAGGAGAACAAAUGUGCCUGCAAUAACACUCUGAACUAAAUUCCAAAUUGUGUACAUUUCAGAUACGUUUAGUAAUAUUUUUCGGUUAAAGUCCUUUAAACACAAACUUUUCCUUCAGGUUCUCCUUGCUAUCCUCCUUCAAAAUGUAGCAAAAAGCAUUUGAACAUUUAACACACAAUAGAUACAAUUAUAAACGCACGUUUUUACACUUUGCUUCACCGGAAUCUCAGGGAGUUGUUCUCAGACAGCUAGUGAUAUUCUGCUGUGCCAAUGAAAUUACCCAUCCACUUAGGCUUUUAGGCAGUCAUGAAGAAACUGUACCAUUAAAAAACUAAACAAGUUUUUUUUGCCAUUUCUAUAAAAAAAAAGAAAAUAGUACGCAAUAAAAAAACAUAAAUUAGGGAAUAUUCUUCUUGAUAUUUUAGAAUGGCUUUUAUGAUUUAUUAUCCUAUUAGAUAAUGUUUUUUUGUCCAUGUAGUACAUCUUGAAAAUCCAGCAUAUAUAGACAUUUUCCAGUUGUAUAAAAUCUUUAUUUCUAUCUCUUAGUGACAUAUGUUCUUCAACACUUUCUUUACAGAUGGUUACUUUUUGUUAUCUGCAUUGUGGAGAACAGUCAUACACCUAAUUUACUUUUCUGUAAAGCAUUACAAGGAAGGAUCAGAUUAUAGGAUCUCUAACAUUUGAUGUCACACACAGUGAGGAAGUUUGCCGAGAGGCACUGGCGCUAAUUCAUUGUUAAAUGCAAACAUGUCUUCACGUAAUUUGUGAGGGUAACUUGCUGAAAAAUACCGUAUAUACUCGAAUAAAAGACGAGUUUUUCGGCACAUUUUUUGUGCUGAAAACCCCCCACUCGUCUUAUACUCGAGUCAAUGUCUGUAUUAUGGCAACUUACUUUGCCAUAAUACAGACCAGGACCGCCGGCCGUCCUGUUGGGGGCUGGCAGCGAGCUGUAACUUACCUUUCCUGCAGAUCCUGUCAGCUCCCUUCUCUCUCCUCUGGUCCGGUCAGCUCCCCUGCAAGUCUCGCAAGAGCCGCGGGGUCAGAGCGUUGCCACGCGUUACCGUGGCAACGCUCCGCGCGGCAUUGGAGCUGACCGGACCGGAGGAGAGAGAAGGGAGCUGCAGGUAAACACUUCCUGCCAGCCCCCAUCCUACACAGCCCAUCCUCUGGAACACCAGGGAAUGAGAGCCCCACCACCCUGGCCAGGUAUUAAGCAGGGAGGGGGGGACAAAAAAAUUACAUAAUAAUUUAAAUAAUACAAAAUAACAUAAAAAUAUUAAUAAUAUUUUAAAAAAAAAUUAAAUAUUAAAAAAAAAAUUAAAAUAAUAAUAAAAAUGCCCACCCCCCACCAAGGCUCUGUAUCACAUACACAUACACACACUGCACUCAUACACACACACACACACACACACUGCAUUCAUUAUAUACAUACACUGUAAAUAAAUAUUAAAUUAAUAUAAUUUUUUGUGGAUCUAAUUUUAUUUAGAAAUUUACCAGAAGCUGCUGCAUUUCCCACCCUAGUCAAAAAGUUUUCCCAGUUUUUUGUGUGUAAAAUUAGGGGUCUCGACUUAUAUUUGGGUCGACUUAUACUCGGGUAUAUACGGUACAUUUAUAUGCAAUCAGUACAAAAGCAUAUAUGUGCAGGUGUGAAACAACCUAGUACCUAAGCAAUUCCUAUAGUUUCUAUUGGUUACCUUAACUUCUCUUACCAGAUAUUCGUGUAGGCCCAGAAGUAAUAACAGAUCCAGCAUUCCUGGUGACAAGGUAAGGGUAAUUUAUGUGCAUGUAUAAAUGAAUCACUGUCUAAUGAAUUAAUCUAAUAACAGUACAAAAAGGAAAGUGUGUGUGUUUUGUUAUACAUUAUCUAUCCAUCCAUCCAUCCAUCCAUCCAAUGUCGUCUUCUUCAAACAUCUUUUUGUACUAGAUUAGUUGUUACCCCCUCAGUAUUAUCAUUAGGAAGCGGGGCUGACCAGAGACUUGAGGACACCUAGCCACCUGUGGGGAAGUGGGCAUACUUUUUUGGGAAGGUGGAUAGUGGCAUGUAAAUGGCUCUGUCACAUCACUUACCUUCUAUUGUUUCCUUUUUUUUUUUUCUUCAUUUAUGAUCGAAUUCUCUUUAAAAGCUAAGACAAAAUAAGGACUACUUACUGUUGUAUGCAUUUUUUUCUACACUUGAUAAUCUUCACAUAGGGUAGAGCUUAAGGGAAGUUCCACACCCCUGGUCAAUAUGUGUCUGUAGUAGGAAAAAUUAAUACGACAAAGUAGUCCUUACUUUGUGUUUUAUUUUAAAGAGAAACAGAUGAGACAUGUAUGCUUUGCUCUGUCCUUCUUUUCCAUCAGCCCUGCAAUCUUCUGAUGCAGAGAGGCAGCGCAGGGGAGGUGAGGCUGCAGUAUGUCUCACAACUUUGAGAGGGUAGAGCCCAGGCCGACCUUCAUGCCUGAAGCCACCAUGUAGAAAGGGAGGUAGUUACUAAAUGUGUGUGUUUACAGACCCACUCUCCACAUAAAGCUAUAUAUAGGCACUUCCACAUGCAUAUCUUUAGAAAGAAGCAACACACCACACACAUUUACAUAUGACUUGGCACAAACAAAGACAUGAAAUUUAAAAAAAAAGCUGCUCUCCUCUCACCCCACACAACACUGAACCCCUAUCCUAACCCACAACUCUCACACACACACACACUUCUUAUAUCCCUUAAACACAGGGCCAGACUGGGAACUAAAAGCAGCCCUGGAAAAAAAUUAUUUACUAGCCCAAUAAUGCAUCACAUCAGCAUAGUGUGCUGAUACAGAGUUAGCAAAGAUAAUUUUUUAAUUUUAAGUUAUUACUCCAAUGUGAAAAAAAGCACUCGUGGGCUUCAAAAUGAACAAAAGUGCAGAUUUAUUUUAAGCAGAUGUGCCUUUGCAUGUAAUCAAUGUUUCAGUCCAACUACCUUGACGUAUUAAGGAAAGUUUGGUAAUGGGAUUGAAAUGGUGAAUGUGUGUAGUGCACAACUGUAAAAAAAAAUUACGUUAUCUUGUUUAUUUGUCCUGUGGGUGCACUCUUCAUUUUAAAUAUGUUAUUGUGCUGGAGUAUGCACCUAGCAACAAGACUGGGCCAAUGUCUGCUCAUUACAGUUGCAAGAAAAAGUAUGAGAACCCUUUGGAAUGAUAUGGAUUUCUGCACAAAUUGGUCAUAAAAUGUGAUCAUCAUCUAAGUCACAACAAUAGACAAUCACAGUCUACUUAAACUAAUAACACAUAAAGAAUGAAAUGUUGCCAUGUUUUUAUUGAACACACCAUGUAAACAUUCACAGUGCAGGUGGAAAAAGUAUGUGAACCCCUAGACUAAUGACAUCUCCAAGAGCUAAUUGGAGUGAGAUGUUAGCCAACUGGAGUCCAAUCAAUGAGAUGAGAUUGGAGGUGUUGGUUACAGCUGCCCUGCCCUAUAAAAAACACACACCGGUUCUGGGUUUGCUUUUCACAAGAAGCAUUGCCUGAUGUGAAUGAUGCCUCGCACAAAAGAGCUCUCAGAAGACCUACGAUUAAGAAUUGUUGACUUGCAUAAAGCUGGAAAGGGUUAUAAAAGUAUCUCCAAAAGCCUUGCUGUUCAUCAGUCCACGGUAAGACAAAUGGUCUAUAAAUGGAGAAAGUUCAGCACUGCUGCUACUCUCCCUAGGAGUGGCCAUCCUGUAAAGAUGACUGCAAGAGCUCAGCGCAGACUGCUCAAUGAGGUGAAGAAGAAUCCUAGAGCGUCAGCUAAAGACUUACAAAAGUCACUGGCUAAUGCUAACAUCCCUGUUAGCAAAUCUACAAUACGUAAAACACUAAACAAGAAUGGAUUUCAUGGGAGGAUACCACAGAGGAAGCCACUGCUGUCCAAACAAAACAUUGCUGCAUGUUUACAGUUUGCACAAGAGCACCUGGAUGUUCCACAGCAGUACCAGCAGUACUGGCAAAAUAUUCUGUGGACAGAUGAAACCAAAGUUGAGUUGUUUGGAAGAAACACACAACACUAUGUGUGGCGAAAAAAAGGCACAGCACACCAACAUCAAAACCUCAUCCCAGCUGUGAAGUAUGGUGGUGGGGGCAUCAUAGUUUGGGGCUGCUUUGCUGCUUCAGGGCCUGGAUGGAUUGCUAUCAUCGAAGGAAAAAUUAAUUCUCAAGUUUAUCAAGACAUUUUGCAGGAGAACUUAAGGCCAUCUGUCUACCAGCUGAAGCUCAACAGAAGAUGGGUGUUGCAACAGGACAAUGGCCCAAAGCAUAGAAGUAAAUCAACAGAAUGGCUUAAACAGAAGAAAAUACUUCUUCUGAAGUGCCCCAGUCAGAGUCCUGACCUCAACCCGAUUGAGAUGCUGUGGCAUGACCUCAAGAAAGCGAUUCACACCAGACAUCCCAAGAAUAUUGCUUAACUGAAACAGUUCUGUAUAGAGGAAUUGUCAAGAAUUACUCCUGACCGUUGUGCACGUCUGAUCUGCAACUACAGGAAACGUUUGGUUGAAGUUAAUGCUGCCAAAGGAGGUUCAACCAGUUAUUAAAUCCAAGAGUUCACAUACUUUUUCCACCUGCACUGUGAAUGUUUACAUGGUGUGUUCAAUAAAAACAUGGCAACAUUUCAUUCUUUGUGUGUUAUUAGUUUAAGUAGACUGUGAUUGUCUAUUGUUGUGACUUAGAUGAUCAGAUCACAUUUUAUGACCAAUUUGUGCAGAAAUCCAUAUCAUUCCAAAGGGUUCACAUACUUUUUCUUGCAACUGCACAUAUGUUGCAUAUUAAUGACAUUACCCUGUGUAUUAUGCAUAUAUAAAUGUACAUUGAUAUGUGUAAAUAUACGCAUAAUUAUAUAUAUAUAUAUAUAUAUAUAUAUAUAUAUAUAUAUAUCCCAUAUGUGUCUCCUUCUACCCCCAGCCCCUCUGUGUGCCUCUUUGUCUCUCCCCAGUCCCUCUGUAUGUUUUUCUCACCCUCACUGCUCCUCUGUGUCCAUGUCUCUCCUCUCCUUCCCAGUCUCUCUCUUUUUCCCUUCCCCCCUGUUUUUCCCCCCCUCUGCCUCUCUCCUGUCUUCCCCUCCUCUGUCUGUCUCUUUCCCUCUGUCUUUCUCCCUCCUUUCCCUGUUUCUCUUCCCCUCUGACUUUCUCCUCCCACCACCUUCUCUCUAUUCCACCUCUUUCUCCCCGUGUCUCACUCUUCCCCCUCUGUCUCUUUCUCCCUCCUUUCCUUGUCACCCUCUCUCCCCCUUCUGUCUCUUUCCUUCAUCUCUGUCUCUCUCUAUUCUCCCACUGUCUUUCUUCCCUCUUCCCCGUGUGUCUCUAUUCCCUCUCUCUGUCUUUCUCCCCCUUCCCUUGUGUCUCUCUAUUGCCUUUCUGUCUCUUUCUUCCCCUUCACCAAAAGAAGUCAGAGGGGCCGGCCGCAAUCCACGCUGGUGCCUCCGGGCAGGUGGUCGGUCGCCUUGCCGGUCCGGCGGCACACUAAUGCUGACAACAGCGAGCUGUCCGCAUAGGAGAACUGAAGGAGGGAGCAUGUCUCUCUAUCAUGCUCACUCGCGGUUCCCACAACUCCCAGCACAGUAAGAUGUGGCUGUGCUGGGAAUUGUGGGAACCGCAAGGCAGGGGCAGAUCCAGAGCCAGAUGUCAGGAGGGGACAUAAUCCAGGCACAAUAACCACUAUAGCUCAACUGCAAGCUGAGCUCCCGGGUACUCGCUCCCUCCCCUGCCAGCAACAAAAAAGAACAAGGUUAAGAUUUUAUUUCUACGUUGGCUUCAUUGUAAAAAAUUUACAGAAAAAGAUAUAGCAGAUGCAACUGUGUAGCUGCCACAUAUUGCAUAUCAACUUUAACUUUGAGAAAGUUUCAAGAAGAGUUGCUAAAAUUAUAGAUCUGCAUAUGGGAGUUCAGAGUUUGUGUAUGUGUGUAUAAAUAUUAGGCUGACCAAGGAGGCAUUCGUGGGGUAUGUUUCACAACUUUGAAACAAGGUAGCCUUCAUACCUCCUAGCUUUAAGGGGUUAUGUAAGCAAAAUGGGAAACCAUUUUUAAAAACAUUUUAACACCAGUGGCUUCACCAGCAAUGCCCAUAAUGGGGUUCUACCCGGAAAAGGGUAUCCACUGAAGUUGCAUGACAACUUGUGUGGCUGGCCCCUUAUCAAAUGGACCAUGUAAAGUGCUGCUGAAACACACUCUACAUGUUCCUGGCACACUUCACAACGCGUCUAAUGAUGCACUCAUACUGUGCUGCCCAAGGACAAUAUCCAGUUGGAAAUCUGGACUGUUGGAUGGCAUAAAGUGCCAUUUUGUUGUGAUAAGUGGUUAGUAAGAACAUAAAGAAUAAAAUAUUAAAGCAAGGUUAGUUUAUGGCUAUAUUAUUUUAUAUAUUUAUUAUUUUUAUAUUUACAAACUUUCGUUCUAUUCUCCUUUUUCUUUUAAUCACUCACUGCUUGUUGUUAUUGAGGUGAUCUAUAUCUAUAUAUAUAUAUAUAUAUAUAUAUAUAUAUAUAUAUAUAUCUUGUUAGAUGAUUUGAAGGGUUUUGAAUUUUUAACCAAUUUAAUAAAACUAAAACUUUAACUUGGAGACAUUGCUAUAUCCCCCAAACAAACCCCAUACUCCAAUUUUUCUUUUUGUGUUAGUUUAUGGCAAAGUUCGGACCCGAACACUGACAUAUCACUGUAUGUUCGGGUUGGAGUUCGGUGUUCGGCGAUUUAACGCACGUUUUCAAAGGCUGCAGGGCAGCCAAUCAACAAGCGUUUGACUCGUGUGCCCUUAGAAGACACCACAGCCAUGCGUACUAAUGGCAUGGCUGUGAUUGGCCAGUGCAGCAUGUGACCCAGGCUCUAUAUAUAAGAUGGAGUCGUGUAGUGCACAUGAGCUCCUAUUAGUGUAGGGAGAGGAUGCUGCAGCUGUUAGGAACAGAUUAGGAAAGAAUUCUGCAAACUAGUAGAUUUGGGGCGUGCUCUUCAUAUCUGAGAGUCAAAUAAAAGCGUCAGUGCAGUUACAGCACAAUUGUAAACAUUCUUAUUUUCUGGGUGCUAAUCUGCUAAAUAGUAAAUUUGGGGCAUGCUCUUCAUAUCUGAAAGUCAAAUAGAAGCGUCAAAUACUGUGUUUACAGCGCACUUUGACAAAUUCCCAUUUUUUUGCUCCUAAGAAGUUCAUUUGGGGCAUGCUCUUCAUAUCUGAGAGUCAUAGAACCGUCAAAUAGUGCUGUGACAUAGCAGUUUUAAACAUUCUUAUUUUCUCGGUGCUAAACUGCUAAAUAGUAAAUUUAGGGCGUGCUCUUUAUAUCUGAGAGUCAAAUAGUGCAGUUGUAAACAUUCUUAUUUUCUGGGUGCUAAUCUGCUAAAUAGUACAUUAGUGGGGUGCACUUCAUAUCUGAGAGUCAAAUACUGCGGUUACAGCGCAGUUGUAAAAAUUUAUUGUUUUGGUGCUAAACUGCUAAAUAGUAAAUUUGGGGCAUGUUCUUCAUAUCUAAGAAUCAAAUAGAACCAUCAAAUAGUGCUGUGACAUAGCAUUUUUAAACAUUCACAUUUUUUGGCUGCUAAAUAGUACAUUUGUGGCCUGCGGUGCACUUCAUAUCUGAAAGUCAAAUAGAACCGUCAAAUAUUGUGCUUACAUUGCAGUUGUAAAAAUUCUAAUUCUUCAGGUGCUAAAAAGUCAAUUUGGUGCCUGCACUUCAUAUCUGAGAGUGAAAUAGAAGCGUCAAAUACUGUGUUUACAGCGCACUUUGACAAAUUCCCAUUUUUUUUGGCUCCUAAGAAGUACAUUUGGGGCGUGCUCUAAAUAUCUGAGAGUCAAAUAGUGCUGUAAAAAUUCUAAUUUUUUAGGUGCUAAAAAGUUUGAUGCCUGCACUUCAUAUCUGACAGUCAAAAAGAACUGUCAAAUACUGUGGUUACAGUGCAGUUUGACCAAUUCGAAUUUUUGUUGGGUGCUAAAUAGAACAUUUGCGGCCUGCACUUAAUAUCGGACAGUCAAAUAGAACCGUCAAAUACCAAUAUAACAAUAUUGUAAUUCGGGGGCAAUACCCUCACAAGUCAAACUGAGAGGUCAGUUUAUAGGGAAAACUGUUGCCUGUAUACAAUUCUAAAACAAUUUCCAUAUGUCCUUUGCAGACUUUACAUGCUGGCAAAACACAGGUGCCAACUUCUGUGGCUUUCUGCAGUGUGCAGACCGGCAAGGAGGGCAGGGUUGAGGAGUGGGUGGAAGAUGAUGUGGAGGAUGAUGAGGUCCUAGACCCCACAUGGAAUCAAGGUCAUGCGAGUGACGUGUGAAGUUUGGAGGAAGAGGCACUGGUCGCACAGAGGCACCAGCACAGCAUAAGAGGGAGCAGGGUGCAAAAGCGGAGCGGCCGUCCCCUAGCGCUCGUUGGCAUGUAUUAGCUCUAGAAUUCACACAGUUAUCCAAGUUAUUCGGCGUUCUCACCCUGCUGCUGCUCGCCUGUCUGCGCUGCAGUGUAACUUUGGCCUUUUUGUAUUGCUCGGGGGUGACCGCAUACCGGGCCAGGAGGAUUUGGGUAAUAAAGGGAUAGUCUCUGAUCUGCUCUUCUGGUACAGCCGGUAAAUAUCCGCUGCCUUCCCCACUAGUUUUCUGGCCAGGAUGGUGACCCAGUCGCUGGGGUCCACGUCUUGGAGUAGGCACUGGCGCUCAAAGUCUUGUAAAUAGUCAUCGAUGUCUUCUUCUGCUUCCUUGAAGUCUUUGAAGGCAUUGUAUGGUAGCUUGUGGGCCAGGGUGGUGGUGCUUCCUGGCGCACUCUGCUCCCUUCUUUCUUCAUCUGGGUUCAUGGAGGUCGCCCUCUGUCUAUUGGCAAGGACAUAGGCUUGCACCUCCAAAAAGGUCCUGCUAACAAUCUCCUCUAAGGGUGGCUCUCAGUAAUAUGCCCGACGCCGUUACACCUCCUUGCGCACUUCCUCCUCAUCUCCGGCCCCUUGCUGGGGUUCGUUGCCUCACUGCAUGCCUGGUCGUCCUCCAUGAGCGCAGCAGUCCUUCGGCCUUGUUACGCCCACCAGGCUUUAUUCCUCUGGCUCCACACAAGUCCUGCAGUGUAGGUCGCUUUAGAGCACUGUAGUCCAUGGGUUUGUUGGCAGGGACAUGGAAUCCCGCCGAUUGCCACCAAUUGAAGCGGGACCUGGGUAACCAAUGGUUAUCCCCUUUGAUUAGAAUAGAAUAGGUCAGACCCAUUUCCCCAGUAACCAGAUGGUUUCCCCAACGUUUGACAAUCUUUAUUUGGGUACACAGCUUUGCCUCCUGUUGCCUCCUCCUACUCCACUUCCUCCUCGUCUACCACCUCCUCAUCCGGUCAGCGUAACACCUUCAUCACCAACUUCAGCACAGCCAGGGGGAAACGACAGCAGGCUGUUUUCAAACUCAUGUGUUUGGGGGGAAAAUCCCACACCGCGCAGGAGCUGUGGACGGGCAUGGAACAACAGACCGAUGAGUGGUUGUUGCCGCUGAGCCUCAAACCCGGCCUGGUGGUGUGUGAUUAUAGGCGAAAUCUCGUAGCAGCGCUGGGCCUAGCCGGUUUGCCGCACAUCCCUUGCAUGGCGCAUGUGCUGAAUUUGGUGGUGCAGAAAUUCCUGAAAAACUACCCAGAUAUAUCAGAGCUGCUGCAGAAAGUGCGGGCCGUCUGUUUGCGCGCUUUUGGCGUUCUCACCCUGCUGCUGCUAGUCUGUCUGCGCUGCAGCGUAACUUCGGCCUUCCCUCUCACCGCCUCAUGAGACUGUGUGAGCAGCAGCAGGCAAUAGUGGAGUUUCAGCUGCAGCACGCACAGGUCAGUCGCUCUACGGAACAGAGUUUUCUUUUUUUUUUAUAUGUUCCAAUAUUUUGGGGGCUACCCCAAUUUAAAAAAAAACAAAAAAAAACAAACAAAUAAAAAACAGUGUUGGCUACCUCCUCCUCCUCCACUGCUGCUUCUUUCUACACCGCCACGGUCAUCGCCUCCUCAACCUAUGGGUCACUUAGUAUAAACUGUACACAAUAGCAGAGGCUUGUGAAGGCCUUUUCUCCAUGCAUCAGGAGUUGAUCUCAGUUUGAAUAAUAAAAGAGAAUACCCUGCACUUCAACCCUCUCUCAAAUGGAUAAUUCUGGUGAUCCUCCUGACGGCCAUGCUUUAGAUUUUGAUUUAUGUCCUUCCAAAGCCAUAAAAUAGCACUAGAUUCCAUCUAGUGCUAUUUUAUGGCUCAGCUGUAUUUUUAAUUUUUAUGUUAUUUUAAGUGAUUUCCCUAUCUACAUUUGUUUGUAGGGCACUUGUCCUACUCUUAUCCCCAUUUUACUUCCUUUUGCAGCCCUCUAGCCCUUUCCAGGAGUUUUUUUAGAGGCAUUUUUGUGCCCAAAAGUUUGGGUCCCCAUUGACUUCAAUGGGGUUCGGGGUCAAUUUCGAUCCCGAACCCGGACUUUUUUUUAAAAGUUCGGCCGAACCCGCCGGACCCGAACAUCCAGGUGUCCGCUCAACUCUAUUUAUGGCUAACGUCCGUAAAAUUCUUGUUUUAUUGUACCUUUUUAAGAAAUGUAAACAUCUACAAUAACCUAUCAGUAAAGAUGGUAAAUACGUACGCAGUGUAAAAUGAAAGAUGUCACAAUGUUCUUCUAAGCAGGGACCUUAAUCAAAUUAAAAACUUUUACUUGAUUGACUCGGCAGACAUGAUUGCUGAGUUUAUUUACAACUGGUGUUAAAAUGUUUUCACAGGUGUUGUAUAGCAAAUAUUUCUAAUGAGGGGUGUAUGUAUAUUCUCACUUUGAGUGUAAUGUUUUUAGAAUGUUGUCAUACAAGUUUUUAAGAUGUUUUAUAAGAUAUUACACAAUUUUUCAACGGCUUUGGAACACGUUUCGAAAAGCUGUUUGACUACAUUUCCUAUAAUUCUCUGCAGAGCUGUAGCUGGCUCAUAUUGCACCACAAGCAAGAACAGAAAGUUGUGCCUCUCCCCCCUAAUUUUAAGAGGUUAUUUUGAAGAAAGUAAUAAUUUCUAUAAUUAUAUAUUUUGAUCCAGGCACAGGUGUUGUACAGUAUAACUCUUAUCUAAUAUUGAUUGAUCUAGACACUGAGGGUGUAGCAUUUCUCUUAUCAUUAUACAUUGAUCCAGAAACUGAAUGGGAGAAUUUCGAACUCGACUACUUUGGCUUUCAGUUUGAAAUUACCAUCUGAAUUCACUCUUUGAGUAGACCCUCUUAUUCAUGGGUCGUAAACAGAUUCCAGGUGGGCAGUAGUGGGUUCUACGGCACAAGCAGAAUCCUCCCUCCAUCCUCUAUUCAUCUCUUGCGCACGAGUUUAAAACACCGGUCGAGGAAGGGAAGGACAACCCCCUUUCCCACCCGCUAGUGUACAACAGAAGCCUCGACCCACUAGCUCGGUACAGUGCCACCAUUGCCAACGCUGGGGACAUUAUAAGAGGGAAUGCCCGCAGCUAAAAGAUCGCUCCACCUUGAUCAGACCCGGACUACCCCCACCACCUCGACAGACAGCCCACUACUACCAAGCAGAGGCAACAAGUCCCUAUGGCACCGCAAUUCCCAUAAACGCAGUGGAACAAUGGGAAGUAUUGCAUGAAGCGGAUCCUGUGCAGGUGAAUGCUGACAACCGCCAGCAUCAUAGACAGUCUGUGUACUUGGAGGGGAAAGCAGUCCAGGGGCUCUGUGAUUCAGGAGCCACCAUCACACUGGUUAAAAGUCACCUGGUACCUGACCAAGCCAAGACCAACAGAACAGUAGCAGUCAGGGUAGCCGGGGGAGCAGUAUACUGGCUACCCACAACACGGGUAUAUUUACAUUGGGGAGCGGGGUUUGGGAAUGUGGAGGUGGGGUUGAUGCCCCAGCUGCCAGCAGAGGUUUUGUCGGGGAACAAUUUGGGCAAAUUGACGUCUGCAUUUGAACCUCAGGCCCCAACAACCGGAGAAGCACACCCAGUGGUUACACGACAACAGCCCCGCAACCAGGACUACAACACACUCCCGGAGGUCCAAGUAAGAGAUCCUUCCCCUACCUUAGAAUGUACCCCUUGGGCUCCCCCUACUGAAUUUGCAGCUGAGGUAGCCACCGACCCCACCUUACAGGUCUAUAGGGACAAAGUCACCUCAGACCAGCCGGGAGGGCGAAAGAUUUGUAUGGGAUAACCAGUUGCUAUACAGGGAGUUUGACAAGCAGGUAGCUGGGUCAGACCCCAUUGUAAUGAGGCAGUUAGUGGUACCCCAACGGUAUCGCGCAGAUUUACUCCGGAUAGCGCAUGAUAUUCCGCUAUCCGGAUAUUUAGGGGUCAGUCGCACCCGGCACCGACUGACCCAAAGUUUCUUUUGGCCGGGGGUUAGUCAGGAAGUCCGCAGGUACUGCAACACGUGUGACACGUGCCAAAGGGUAGGGAAGAGAGGGGACCGGCGGAAGGCAAAAUUGCACCCACUACUCAUAAUCGAGGAGCCCUUCAGCAGAGUGGCAGUAGAUACAAUAGGACCCCUGAAAACACCCAGCCCCUCUGGAAAAAGGUAUAUAUUAACUGUAGUGGAUUAUGCCACCCGAUAUCCAGAGGCAAUUGGCCUGACUAACAUACACGCAGAAACCGUGGCUGAGGCCCUGAUGUGGAUUUUCACUCGGAUGGGGUUACCCAGAGAGAUAAUCUCGGAUCAGGGUACCCAGUUCACUGCGGAAGUCACCCAGAGCCUCUGGAAAUUUUGUGACAUCAAAUCGAUUAUUAGCGCCCCAUACCACCCCCAGACCAAUGGGCUAUGCGAAAGGUUCAAUGGGACCUUGAAGCAAAUGCUGCGCACUUUUGCAGACACCCAUAGGGACUGGGAACGGUUUCUGCCGCAUCUCCUGUUUGCCUAUAGGGAGGUGCCACAGGAAUCGACAGGAUUCUCCCUGUUUGAGCUACUAUUUGGGCGGAGAGUAAGGGGACUCUUGGAUCUUAUCCGGGAACACUGGGAGGGAGACCGGAGUACCGACGGUACCCCUGUCAUACCAUAUGUGCUGGCGUUUCGAGAGCGUUUGGAAGCGUUGACCAAGUCAGUCCGAGAGAACCUCCAGGCAGCUCAAAAGCGCCAUGCACCUGGUAUGAUAGGGGCGCCAGGGACCGCAGCUUCCAGGUUGGGCAGAAAGUUCUAGUUUUGAAACCCGUCCAACAUGACAACAACUCCUGAGCUGAUGCUCCCAACAUCUUCCCUCAAACAGGCAAAUCUGCUAGGUUGCACCAAAUCAGGACUAGCUAGCCCUUUCCUCUUUCCUCCCCCCCUGCUUCCUCGCCCCACUGUCACCCAGCUACAUGGCUGUUCCCAAUCUGUAUUAUCUCCUCCCUCUCCACUACCUGUCCCCACUAAACUCUGCUCAGUGAGCAGCAGACUCCUCUCAAGAUUGUCAAUCUCCCUCAAAGUUGCGAUUUGCUUCUCGAGAUCUCCAAUCUGAGCUUCCAGAGAAGCCACUCGCACACAGCCAUCACAUAGGUAUGGACCCUGGACGUGUACAUCCAGGCAUCCAUACUUUAUGGGGAUAUAAAUCCCACACAGGUGCAAUUAAUGAACACCCCCCCCAAUUAAUCAAGCAACAGCACAAAAGAGGGGGAAAAACCAGAACACAGAAAUUUUUUAUUUUUUUUUAAACACACGCCUAAUGCAAUUUUCCGAGUGAGGCAACUGUCUCAGUCAAAGCUAAAGCUCUUGAAUGAGACAGUUGCCACAAAGUAAUGCAUGCCCCUUUUAAGAAAAUAACGGUCAUUGCUCAGCUAUAAACAUUUUGUUUUAUUCUUAUAAAACAAUUCUAAAUUGUUUGUUUAACAUGGUAGUUCUUAAAGGAACACUCUAGAUUUCAACACAAAGUUCAAUGCAUUUUAUAUUGUGUGUCGUCGUCCCCCCCUCCAUAAAUCAUUGGCAUAGUUGCAACAGUUGUUUUUUGUUUUUUUAAUAUAAUUCUUUAUUUUUCAGUGCAAUGCAUGAAUCAUACUUAAAUAGUAGAUAGGUAGAAGGAUAACAAGGCAGGGGGUGUGUAACAUUGGUAAUCUGCACCAUUUUUAUAUAUGUACAUAACAUGUUAACAGAGGCCUAGGUGCAUCUGUAGGUGAGACAAGGAAAGGUUGAGCAAAAGAUAAAAAGUAUAUAUACAGAUAAUAUCAAUAGUAGAGAUAGUCCUAGUAAGAGAUCCUCUUGUAUAGGUGACUAUAAGAUUCAAAGAUGAGUCAAUAUAAAGUACUUGAUAGAAAAAUUAAAGAUCCUCCGUUCAAACGAUGAGUCAAUUAAUCCGAGCGUUCCGUAUGCAGAUAUAAAAGACAAAAAACUAAGGACAGCAGAUAGUGCAAUAAAUGUGAUUAGAGAUAUGAUAUACGUAGAAAUAAUGGUAGUACACUCACAUUUAUGCGUAAUUGGCGUACAGCAGUAUAAUCCCCAAUUUCUAGGAUAUGCAGCAAGUGUCCACCUCAGGAGCGAUAUCCAAAACUCUGGAAAGGGAUAGAAAGACAACUAAUAGUGCUCUCAAUAUAAAAAUAUAAAUAGAUGAAAUGAGUAAAAACUGCUCUAUGGUAUCGGCAUUGGUGGUAUGAUCCCCACCUAGGAUUGCUUGGAGUACAAGAAAAGUUAAAUCUGUGUAAAAGAAAAGUGAUAAUUGGCACAGGGUAGUGACCAAAAAACCUUUAGUACGCAAUAUUAAAAUAUCCAAACGCGUUUCGCCUAAGGCUUCUUCAAAUGGAUAGAGUAGUAUACAACCUGGCAGUUGGAGUUUAUAUAGGGCUAAAUGGUUAAAAUUGGCGCCAAAAUUAUGUUUGCCAAUUAAAAAUUAACAUAUACAUAGUUGCCAUAAAAGAUGAAAGAAAGACAUAUUUUUAAAUUUAGUACUUGAAUUAAAUGCUUUUUGUAAUAAAACAAAUGAAGGGUUGAAAGGCUAGUAUAAGUGAAAUAAGUAAAGUUGCGUGACAUUAACUUCUCUGGCAGCAUGGGUAAUAUAUUACACGGCAGCCAUAUAUGCCGGCGGGCAUUGUGGGAGUGGCGUUGGGAACUUCUUUGGCUGCAUGGGUUAUAUACUAGAUGGCCAUAUUGUGGUUGGCAGCCGUGUAUGCCGGCAGCCAUAUUGGGAGUGGAGUUGGGAGCUUGAGUUGCAACUUUGGCUGGCCAUUAGAGGGGGCAUUGCGGUGUAUAAAUAAAUUAUGAUUUGGUUAGUUUUUCUUUACAUAAUAAAUUAUGAUUUAGUUAGUAUUUAUUUACAUGUUUGUUUUUUUUGGGGGGGGGGGCUGAAUGAGGGUCUGGGAUUUUAAUUGCUUUCAGGAGAUUAGUAUAUGCAGGGUCGUAUAUAGUAGUGAUCGACUGAUAUAGAUUUUUUUUUUUUUUUUGAGCUGAUACCUAUAAUCUGUGAACUUUUCAGGCCGAUGUUUUACCGAUAUUCUGUACAUUUACCUUUUUUUUUGCAAAUCAUUUUUGUAUUAAGUGGUUAAAGGGAAACUCCAGUGCCAGGAAAACAAUCCGUUUUCCUGGCACUGCAGAUUCCCUCUCCCUCCCACCCCCCAAUCCCCGGUUGCUGAAGUGGUGAAAACCCCUUCAGUAACUUACCUGAGGCAGCGACGAUGUCCCACGUCACUGCUUCUCCCUCCGCAUCGCUCCCCCUCCUGAUUGCGUCGGUCGGUGGGCGAGACUGAUCCCGCCCACCGGCCAGGGAGACCUAAUGCGCAUGCCAACCAGGAAGUGCCCUCUAGUGGCUGUCUAGUAGAGUUAACCCUGCAAUGUAAUUAUUGCAGUUUAUAAAAAAAACUACAAUAAUUACAGUUGUAGGGUUAAGAGUAGUGGGAGUUGGCACCCAGACCACUCCAAUGGGCAGAAGUGGUCUGGGUGCCUGGAGUGUUCCUUUAAUGCACAAAAUAUACAUGCCAGUCAGAUUUUUUUUUUUUAAUGUUUUCAAGAAUAUUUAUAAAUGUGUGUGUAUGUAGUGGAUGCAGUGUGUUUGUUUGUGUAGUGGAUGCAGUGUGUUUGUGUGUAAAUAUGUGUGGUAGAAACUCCCCACCCCUUACCUGUUGCAUGCCCCCCCCCUUACCUGUCUCUUAGUGCCCCCCAAUUCCCCUCCCUUUUCUUUUAGUGGUCCACCCUACCCCAGUGUUCCUUUUCACUUCCCUCCCCUGUACCUUAGUGCCCUCCCUUAAUGUUCCCCUCUCCCCCCAGUGUUCUUCUCUCCCCCUUCCCUGUCCCAUAGUGUUCUUCACCCCCUUCUGUCCAUAGUGUUCUUUCACCUCCCUUCCUGUCCCAUAGUGCUCUCUCCUUGUCCCAUAGUGUUCUUUCACCCCCUUCCCCUGUCCCAUAGUGUUCUUCACCCCUUCCCUGUCCCAUAGUGUUCUUUCACCCCCUUCCCUGUCCCAGGUGUUCUUUCACCCCCUUCCUCUGUCCCACCCCCUUCCCUGUCCCAUAGUGUUCUUCACCCCUCUUCCUGUCCCAUUGUGUUCUUCUUCUCCCCUUCCCUGUCCCAUAGUGUUCUUUCACCCCCUUCCCUGUCCCAUAGUGUUCUUCACCCCUUCCCUGUCCCAUAGUGUUCUUCACCCCCUUCCCUGUCCCAUAGUGUUCUUCACCCCCUCCCUUCCCUGUCCCAUAGUGUUUCACCCCCUUCCUGUCCCAUUGUGUUCUUCCCCCUUCCCUGUCCCAUAGUGUUCUUCACUCCCUUCCCCUGUCCCAUAGUGUUCUUCAUCCCCUUCUCUCUGUCCAUAGUGUUCUUUCUCCCCCUUCCCUGUCCCAUAGUGCUCUUCACCCCCUUCCUGUCCCAUAGUGUUCCCCCUUCCCUGUAACCCUUCCUGUCCUAUAGUGUUCUUCACCCCCUUCCCUGUCCCAUAGUGUUCUUCACCCCCCCGCCUUCCCUGUCCCAUAGUGUUCUUCACCCCCCCGCCUUCCCUGUCCAUAGUGUUCCUUAACUCCCCCCCACAUCCUAUAGUGUGUGUCCCCGUCCCUUAGUGCCCCUCCCUCUCCCCUCCUUGGUCCCCGCUCCCCGGUGUGUCUCCUGGUAGCGUGACUGAGCGGAGCUGUGUGCACCGUGGUACAGGAGAUUGUCACUAGAGAUUCAGCCUCCUGUACAUAAGUUCCUGUACCGCGGUGCGCACUGCUCCGCUCGGCCGCACUACACACAUGGACUUAUGGACGCGGCGGGCCAUUCAUUUAUUAUCGGUAUCAGCCGAUGCCAAUAAUCGGUCGAUCCCUAGUAUAUAGAGUGAGGUUCCUACAGUAUAACCUGUUUCACCAUAGUGACGUAUCCUCUUAAAGGAACACUAUACUAAAUUACUUAAGCUAAAUAAAACCGUUUUAGUGUAUAGAUCAUUCCCCUGCAAUUUCACUGCUCAAUUCACUGUCAUUUAGGAGUUAAAUGACUUUGUUUCUGUUUAUGCAGCCCUAGCCACAUCUCCCCUUGCUAUGAUUGACAGAGCCUGCAUGAAAAAAAAAAAACUGGUUUCACUUUCAAACAGAUGUAAUUUACCUUAAAUAAUUGUAUCUCAAUCUCUAAAUUGAACUUUAAUCACAUACAGGAGGCUCUUGCAGGGUCUAGCAAGCUAUUAACAUAGCAGGGGAUAAGAAAAUCUUAAUUAAACAGAACUUGCAAUAAAGAAAGCCUAAAUAGGGCUCUCUUUACAGGAAGUGUUUAUGGAAGGCUGUGCAAGUCACAUGCAGGGAGGUGUGACUAGGGUUCAUAAACAAAGGGAUUUAACUCCUAAAUGGCAGAGGAUUGAGCAGUGAGGCUGCAGGGGCAUGUUCUAUACACCAAAACUGCUUCAUUAAGCUAAAGUUGUUCAGGUGACUAUAGUGUCCCUUUAAGCUGAAGUUAUUUAGGUGACCAUAGUGUCCCUCUAAUCACUUUCUCCAGAUAACUGACACAAAGCUUGAAAGGCUACUCUACUUUGCUACUCUAUAACAGAAAGUGUAAUUUUACCAAGAGCUUUAAUAUGGCCUUAUAACACAAUGUUAUAAUGGCCCAAUUAUAAAAUCAUUGUGUGUACACUUUAUACAGAUAUAAAGCUCACUACUGCCAUCUGGAGUGCUAGGUUUGUGAAAUAGCACAUAUGUGUAAGCAUUAUUGAAUUGGAAUAGUGAGAUUCCAGCAAAUGUACUUUUUUAUAUGCCAUUUCGUCGUUUUGGUUUUAUAUUCAUAUUUUCUUUUUAUUAAACAUUCUAAAAGUUGUGGUGAGAUCAAAAAGUGAUACAAUCUUCCCACAGAACUGUAAAUUUAAAAACGUGUACAUUUAAACGCACAAAUCUUUGGUUUUUGGUUUUUGGAUGCAGCUAGCUGGUGGGCAGCAGACCCAAGCAACUACUACACCAGGUAUAGGCAACCUUCGGCACGCCAGAUGUUUUGGACUACACCUCCCAUGAUGCUUUGCCAGCAUUAUGAGUUUAAGAGCAUUAUGGGGGAUGUAGUCCAGAACAUCUGGAGUGCCGAAGGUUGCCUAUACCUGUACUACACCAUAGUGCCAACAUCACAAUGUUUCCACUUAUAGGAAGGGGCCCUGCAUUUGACAAGAUGCAUCAAUGACCCCUCAGGGCCACUGUAUUAUGAGUGCAAUCCUUGCCGCUGGAGAAAACACUGUGUUGCAAUUGCCGAAGGUACACUCCACAAUACUCUGGGGCUUUGUAUACAGCUUACAGCUUGGUCGAAGCCAAAGAUUAAGAAACAUAGAAUGUGAUGGCAGAUAAGAACCAUGCGGCCCAUCUAGUCUGCCCAAUUUCCUAAAUACUUGCAUUAGUCCCUAGCCUUAUCUUAUAGUUAGGAUAGCCUUAUGCCUAUCCCACGCAUGCUUAAACUCCUUUACUGUGUUAACCUCUACCACUUCAGCUGGAAGGCUAUUCCAUGCAUCCACUACCCUCUCAGUAAAGUAAUACUUCCUGAUAUUAUUUUUAAACCUUUGUCCCUCUAAUUUAAGACUAUGUCCUCUUGUUGUGGUAGUUUUCUUCUUUUAAAUAUAGUCUCCUCCUUUACUGUGUUGAUUCCCUUUAUGUAUUUAAAUGUUUCUAUCAUAUCCCCCCUGUCUCGUCUUUCCUCCAAUCUAUACAUGUUAAGAUCCUUUAACCUUUCCUGGUAAGUUUUAUCCUGCAAUCCAUGAACCAGUUUAGUAGCCCUUCUCUGAACUCUCUAAGGUAUCAAUAUCCUUCUGAAGAUACGGUCUCCAGUACUGUGUACAAUACUCCCUCUUUCUACUGCUAAUACUGCUAAUCCCUAUACAACCAAGCAUUCUGCUAGAAUUUCCUGCUGCUCUAUUACAUUGUCUGCCUACCUUUAAGUCAUCAGAAAUAAUCACCCCUAAAUCCCUUUCCUCAGAUGUUGAGGUUAGGACUCUAUCAAAUAUUCAGUACUCUGCCCUUGGGUUUUUAUGUCCAAGAUGCAUUAUCUUGCACUUGGAAGGCGAGCUUGCUGGUGCAUGAGCCGAGCAAUGUCAGGCUUAAUUCAGUGUUAUGGGACUGUGCCAUGCCAGUGUGGGGGUGAGAUGAACUCUGAGGCCUUUAGCAUACUAUAUGCUUCAAAGCCGCUAAUUGUGAGGUUACCCAUAUAUUAUCAACUCUUCUAAUUUUGUUAUGGGGUCCAGGGGUCUUUCUUCUGUGCUUACUGUUGCAUGUUAUAAUUACUAAGUUUAUUGUGUAAACAUUUAUUUUCAACAUGCUACAAUUAAGGGCUGUCAUACAUAAUAUAAAUGAGGCCUUGUUCAUCUGUGUACACAUUAUUUUACUAUGCGUUACCUGUGGCAUGCUACUCUAUUGUACACAUGCUCUCAUCAGAAUGUAUUACUUUUAUGCCUCAAAAAUAAACCCAAAAAACCCACAAUUUAGAAUCACAACUAUUGUCUCCUGUAGAGUGUUGUUUAGAGAUACAAUAAAUCACCAGUGACAAGUCCUACAUUCAGGUAUUUAAUUUUGGACUCCGUCAAAAUGAUUGAUUAAAAUCAUCUUUUUUUUGUUUUUUGUUUUUUUAAUAAUGAAAAUUGAAAAUUAAAAAAUAAAUGAAAUUGUAUAUGGACAUAAUGUGCAGGAGACACAAAGAAGGAAAGAUGCUAAUGCAUUUUGUACCAUGCAAGGCACACCGUUACAGAUUAAAUACAUACACAGGCAUGAUAAAAACCAGCCUAUAAAUCAAAACAUCCAGUUAGGGUGUAGAAUCAAUUAAAACUGGGAGAUCCACAAAUAAAUUGUCUGCAAAGUUGGGACUCUCGAAGGAGUGAAAACAAAUAAUGUACUUUCUCAAAAAAUAUACUGAUAGAACCACUGCAUGCACACAGUGUUUUGUAAUUUAAACCAGGCAUUGUAACAAUGUAAGUGGUCAUUUGAAAAGUCGUUAAACCACAUUGUUGUAAUGGAAUAAAUGGCAUGGAAGUUCUUGUUCUGUACGCCCUUUCAACAAGGCAGUCAUGUCCUGCCUUCUACUCCUGUGGUUUUGACAACUUUGGAGAAGCAUGAAAAUUAAAUUUGUAUCAUUAGCUUCUCUUUGUGCCCAGAUAGAUGAGAAAAAUAUUUUUUCAGUACAAGUAUUCGGCAUCCCUGGGAAGAAAUUUAUGUGCUUUAGGAUUAAGUGGUGGAAUUUGACUAACAUAAUGAUUUCUUUUCAUUUACACAGAAUAAAUCCUCACCUCAUUACUCUAGGUUCAUGCCUGCCUGCGCACAGUCAUUCUGCAUUAAUGCUUCUUUACCUCAACGUUGCUUUAACCACUUUAAUGCUGUCAAAUCUUUAUAGCUAGACUUUGGCAACAUCUUUGUGUCAUUUUAGAGGCGUAUCUGAUAAUGUGCUAAUUUUGCUGAAUAUUUUGAACUGGUGUCUUGCCGUAUUCGAAGAUCAGCAGAAGAAAUUUGUAAUGACAAGAACUUAACUUCCCGUAAAGGUUAUGGCACAAAUGUCAUCAAAAAUAAUUUUAUAAAUUAGUGUAUUAAGAAAAAAUUCUAAUUAGUAAGCUAUAUUUUAAUUUAAACCUGGAAGUAUAUAUAUAUAUUGGUCCCCUACUGUUCUCCAUUUAUACUGCCUCCCUUGGUAAACCCAUUAUCUCCUUUAGCUUCCAAUAUCAUUUCUAUGCAGAUGACACGCAAAUCUACCAGUCCUCUCCUGAUCUCUCCUUGUCCCUCUUGACUAGUGUCUCUGACUGUAUUUCUAACUGGAUGGCUACCCACUUCCUUAAACUAAACUUGACCAGCGAGGCUCAUCUUGUCCGCCUGCACCUCCCAUGCCUCACCCUUCUGUUUGUCCCUACAUUGGCUUCCUAUAAAAUAUAGAGCUCAAUUUAAAAUUCGGGUUCCUGCUUUCAAAUUGCUACAUAAUGCUGCUCCCACCUAUCUAUCCUCCCUUAUACACAAGUAUGUCCGUCUAGGCCCUUACGAUCUGCUGAAGACUCACGUCUAUUUUCGGUCCGUACUCCCACCUCUGAUGCUCGCCUUCAAGAAUUCUUGAGGGCUGCACCGUUCCUGUGGAACUUGCUUCCCUUCUCCGUUAGAUGCUCACCCAGUCUCCACUCCUUCAAAAAAUCAUUAAAAACCCACUUCUUCAUAAAAGCGGAUCAAUUAAACUGUGAAUUGCUCCUGACUGAUUCCUUUUCUGCAACUGUCAUUAGUCUAAUACUGUCCUUACCUUUUUGUGUAAUUUUACCCCACUCCCUCUAGCAUGUAAGCUCAUUGAGCAGGGCCCUUAACCCCUCUGUUCCUUUGUGUCCAACUUGUCUGGUUACACCUACAUGUCUGUUCGUCCACCCAUUGUAUAGUGCUGUGGAAUUUGAUGGCGCUAUAUAAAUAACAUAUAUAUAUAUUUUUUUAUUUAUUUAUUUAUUUAUUUUUCUUCAAAAGUUCCUUUCACACAGACUUAAAACAAAAAGCUGCCAUGUGCUUCAAACCAAGGGUUAGUUAUGUAGAAAGAUAUGCAGAAAGGUGAGCACUCAUGGUCUUCAGAAGAAUGUUUUUUGGUCUUAAAGAAAGUCCAGUACAUGCACUGAAACGUUGAUUAAUUAAUCUUCAAUAAACCUAUCAGUUUUAAUCCUUCUGAAGCCUGUGAGUGCUCACCUUCCUGCAUAUCUUAUAUAUAUAUAUAUAUAUAUAUAUAUAUAUAUAUAAUUUUUUUUUUAGGACAGAUGGAUAUCUUCAUACAGAUGUCUUCUGAUACCCUAUAUCCCUAUAUUGUAACCAUCGGCAUGGAAGAUGGCAUGGACUACAAAUCUAAUGCUUUAAUAGCCUUAUGGCUGUAAGAGCAUUAUGGAAAAUGUUGUCAACACAGGGUCAGAUAUACAUGUCCGGUAUCUGUAGGCACAACGUUCUAAAGGCAAUUUCUACUGGAGGACCCGAUUGGUUUUUGAGUGUCAUAGCAAGAGAAUGUAAUGAUUUUUUAUUUUGAUGAUUGUUACUGUUAAGCCAUCGUGCCUGAACUGUCAAGGAUUCAAUAGAAAAUUCCCCGGGUCGAAGAAAAACCUUUUGUAUUUUGUUUAACUUUCAAAUGGAUAUUUAUCUGGUAAUUCAGAGUAGGCAUGUCAAUAGGUACUCGUUUAAUAUUCGUUGGGUGGUCUUAUGCGUUGGAUACAUUUUUAGAAUAUUUUGUUGUAUGGGGUAAGUAGGCAUGAAAGGUCUCUUAUUAGGGAAUUAAGUUAAUAAGUGUUUUAUACCAGCAAUGUAUAGUUUAAUUGUGGUGUGCUUCCUUUAAAUUAAGGGGACAAGAGGCAUAUAGUCACACACAGGGCUCAAACCAUGAGACUUAUGGGAGGGAAAGUGUUUUGUUGUUAAUGCAACUUAUUAGCAAGCCAGAAGCCAACCUCUAUAGUUGCAUUAACAAUAAAACAGCUGUCCAUGGGUGUUUAUCUGGCUUUGCACCUCUUCUUGAGUGGUUUUAAAUCUGUUGUAUAGAGUAGACAUAAACUCAAUAAAAUCCAUGUAUAGAGUAUGAGGAAAAAAUGUGAUUCUUUGUUAAACUCAUUUGCAUGCACUGCAAAUGUCAAAUUUCUGUGGGAAAUGAGUCUUAUGGCUUGACUGGUGUGCAGAUCUGUGUUUAACAAUGUAUUGACUGACUAUAUCUAUUUAUAUGCAGGGGCGGACUGAGCACUCGGGCAAAUCGGUCAUGGACCGAGGGCCCGAGGCUCUGGGGGGCCCGCCCCUGCUGCAGUGCAGUAAUGGCUGAGCUGGGGAGUUAAACAAUCUCCCCAGCCAGCCUGCACUCAGUAAGGGGCCCGCACAGCCUUCCGCGGGCCCCUGCUGCUAAAAAUAUAAUCCCCCGUGCAGGGCACACUGAGGGACAGCUAAAGGGCCUUCCAAAGACCCCACUAGGCUGCCCUUCAGUGUGCCUGUCUCCAAACACAGCCUCACUGAGCUGCCUGUAACACUGUUCAGGGCAGCUCCGUGCGGCUUGUUCUGCAGGAAGUGACAUCAGCAGUCACAGUGCAGAGUGAGGAGCUGCCCUGAGCAGAGUUACAGGCAGCAUGUCAGCAUUGUGUGCCCUCCUUCAGAAGGUUUGGGAGGGGGGCUUUAUUUUUUUUAAUUAAAAUGUUUUAUUAUAUAAUUUCCCCCACUACUGCCCCAUCAGAGCCCAUACCCCCCCUUGCCCCCACUGCAUCUCCUACCCCCCCUGCUCCCAAUGCAUCCCCUACCCCCCUUGCUCCCACUGCAUCCCCUACCUCCCUGCUCCUACUCGUAUCCCCUACCCUGCUCCCACCACGCCCUACCCCCUGCAUCCCCACCCCUCCCACUGCCUCCCCUAUCCCCCACUACAUCCCCUAUCCCACUGCAUCCCCACCCCCCUGCUCCCACAGUGCAUCCCUGCUCCCACCUCCUGCAUCCCCACUCUCCCAGUGCAUGCCUCCUACUCCCCCUGUAUUCCCUACCCCUCCCACUGCAUUCCUCCCCCUGCUCCCACUGCAUCCCCUACCUCCCUGUUCUCAGUGCACUCUCUACCCCCACUGCACCCCCUACCCCCUUGCUCCCAGUGCAUGCUCCUACUCGCUCUGCCUCAGUGUGUCCCUCUCUGCUCCCAGUGCAUCCCCUACCCCUGCUCCCAGUGCAUGCCCUACCCCCCCUGCUCCCAGUGCAUCCCCUACCCCCUGCUCCCAGUGCAUCCCCUACCUCCCUGCUCCCACUGCAUCCCGUACCCCUCUGCUCCCACUGCAGCUCCUGCCCCCUGCACUGUGCGCAAUAGUAGGGUUUCGCUUUUGGUAGUGGCUAGUGGGCUACCCAACUGCUACCACUGCAUCUCCUAUUACCCUUUGCACCCACUACAGUCUGUCCCUCCUCUGCACCUACUACAGCCUCUAAUCCACCCUAUUCCCCCGUACCCUCUACAGUCCCUCCCCUGCAGCCCCUUCCACUCGCACCCUUUACAGCCCCUUCCUUUCGGCACCCUCUGCAGUCCCUACCCCUUUGCACGCACAAACAUAAAGGGACACUAUAGUUACCAGAACAACUACAGCUUAAUUUAUAUUAUACAGCUUAAUGUAUAGUAACAGCUUAAUGUUUAUUAUAUAGCUUAAUGUAGUUGUUCUGGUGAGUAUAGUAUACUACUGCAGGGUUUUUGCUGUAAAGACUGCCUUUUCAGAGAAAAUGCAGUGUUUAUAUCGCUUCCUAGGAACACCUAGGCGCUUCCUGUGUCAGUGUUGCAAAAUGUGCAGCACUGACAUUCAGCAUCUCCAUGCUCUGCAUGUCGACGCUGAACGCUUGUCAUAGAGAAGCACUGAUUCAAUGCAUCUCUAUGAUGGUGAUUGGCACAGCAUUUUGCUGCGCGUGCACAAUAGCCUUCUAGUGCUCUCCUAUGGUAGAGUAUUGGAUUGGCUGAGAUCAUCUAAAUUGAUGAACUCUGCCAAGGAGUUUGGUCGGUGCUGGGAAACAGGUGAGUAAAUCGCAUUUUUAAGGGGGGAAUACACAUUUGUAUUCCUGACACUAUAGUGUUCAUUUAAAGGGACACUCCAGGCACCCAGACCACUUCUGCCCAUUGGAGUGGUCUGGGUGCCAACUCCCACUACCCUUAACCCUGCAAGUGUAGUCAUUGCAGUUUUUAUAAACUGCAAUAAUUACCUUGCAGGGUUAACUCCUCCUCUAGUGGCUGUCUACUAGACAGCCACUAGAGGGCACUUCCUGGUCUAUAGCACAGGAUUUCUGUGCUAUAGUGUCGCUGGACGUCCUCACGCUGUGUGAGGACCUCCAUCGUCGCUAAAAUUCCCAUAGGAAAGCAUUGAAAAGCAUUUUCAAUGCUUUCCUAUGCAGAGGUCUAAUGCGCCUGCGCGGCAUUGCCGCGCAUGCGUAUUAGGUCUCCCCCGACAGCUGACGUGAUGAAGGGGAGGAGCAUGAGUGGAGGAAGAAGCAGCGACGUGGGACAUGUCGCUGCCUCUGGUAAGUCACUGAAGGGGUUUUCACCCCUUCAGCAACCGGGGAUGGAAGGUGGGAGGGAGAGGGGACCUGCAGUGCCAGGAAAACGGAUUGUUUUCCUGGCACUGGAGAGUCCCUUUAAGGUGGCUCGUAACAUUUAACACUUGGUUUCACAAAUACCCCCUUUUACAUACUGCCAUGCUACACAAACACACACAAAAAAAUACUACCCUAUUCACAAAACCAAAAACAUGUAUUCAAAUAUACUAAUAAUCCACAUAUCCUGACACUACACACAAAGACAUACAUAUAUUCACUUACACUAGCGCUCACAGUGAAUAUACACACAGAAACAUGCAUUCACUUUACAUGUACAUACAAUCAAAUAUACGGUACACCUAUACCAGCAUAUAUAUAGGUCUGCUGGGGGGCCCACGUGCUAAUUUUGCCCGAGGGCCCAGGCCACUGUCAGUCCGUCCCUGUUUAUAUGUUAUAUAUAUUUAGUGUAUGUUUGUAUUUGAGUAUAGUCUUUGUAUGCAGCUGUGAAAUUAAGGGUUAAAAUGCUAGAAGUGUGUAGGUUAAUACGGUGCUUAAGAUUUGAGAGGGAUUAAGGUCAGAGUUAGAUUGCAUAGGGUGUUUAUUUUUAAAACGAUUAAAAGCUUGAGGAGUCAUAGUUUUAGUAUUAUUUAACUAAUUAUCCAGCCUCCCAUAUGAUCUCAAAUGCGACAUAGGCCCAGAAAUAUAACAUUGUCAAAUUUCCAAGUUUUAAAUGGGAAUCUAAUGUAAUUUGUUCUUUGACUUACCACAAAUAACUGGAAAACCAGUACAUGGGGCUGUUAUAUUUACAAGACAAUGUUAAUUGUGUUAAUUAAAAAUAUUGAGUCGUUAUUGCACCAAUAUGCCAGGAUUUAGAAAUGUAAUGUAAAACUGGGAUUUGUGUGUUAAAAAAAUUCAAAUAAAAGUAUAACCACUAAAUGUGAUGUGCAUUUUGAUUAAGAGUACUUGUGAGACAUACCUGAACACAAAUGAGUGUUUUACAACAGUAAGCCAUAUAAGGAUAUCAUUGGUGAAAGUGCAAUUUUGUGUGAAAAAUGCAAAAAUAAAAAUAUGAAAGUAUUCAUAUUUGUGUUUUUUUGCAUUUUUCACACAAAAUGGUCAGGGUUUGUGACUAAGUAGCUGUUUAAAAAAAACAAAACCUUAAAAUAGCUCAUUUUGAAUACCCUGGGUUUGUCUUCUUUUGCAAAUGGUAUGCGAUGGGGUAAUUUUCUUUCUUGGGCUUCCAUACAGUCUCAAAGGCAACAUAGGCCCAUAAAAUAAUGUUAUUCAGAUUUCUAUGAAUGAAGGCUGCUGAUCUUAUUUGGCCCUUUAACUUCCAAAAACCCUAGCAUGCCAGUACAUAGGUCAGCAUCCUUGUACUUGUGGGACACCACAAUACAAAUGUGUGUUUGUUUUUAUUGCAGUAAAACAGUUUUAUGACAUUUACAGUUAAAAUGACAUACAUAACUUGGAAAAUAACAUUAUUUCUUAAUUUCUAUCACUUAUUUAGAUUUUUUUAUAAUAAAUACAAUUUCACAUAAAAAAUAUUUGAUGUGAAAUGAAAUCCCUAUUUGUCAUCAGCAUGAUAUAUAAUAAGAGUGGGUGCAGUUAACCCCUUAAGAUCGGAGGGCAUAUUAUUACGCCCUAUUUUAGGCGGCUCUAAACCCUGCCGGGCAUAAUAGUACGCCCUCCGUUUUUUUUUUUUACUUACCCAGUCGCCGGCGAUGGCGGUUGGGGGGACUCCCAGGGAGCCCCCCGCGGCACAUCCGACCUCCUGCAGCCCCCACACCCCCCUGGCCAUGUGAGAGUGAGGUCCUUGCUAGGACCUCACAAUCACAUGGCAGGGUUAGCUGCCUGCCUGUAAUGACAAUUAAGUCCCCCUGCUGGCUGUAAAUAAAAUAAAUUAAUGUUAAUAAGUGUAAAAAAAAAAAUAUAUAUAUAUAUACAUAGAUCAUAUAUAUAUAUAUAUAUAUAUAUAUAUAUAUAUAUAUAUAUAUAUAUAUAUAUAUAUAUAUAUAUUAUAUAUAUAUAUAUUUUUUUUUAUAUAUAUAUAUAUAUAUAUAUAUAUAUAUAAAGUAGAAAAAAACGGCACUCAAAGAAUUUCAACAGCUUUUUACUGUGUAAAGAUAAAUCGACGUUUCAGCUCCUCUAGGGAGCUUUCAUCAGGACAUACCUGGAGGAGCUGAAACGUUGAUUUAUCUUUACACAGUAAAAAGCUGUUAAAAUUCCUUGAGUGCCGGUUUUUUCUACUUUCUACAAUUGAGCCACCAGAGCACCAGGUAAAAUAUACUUUUUUGGAGUGCAGGGGUUUGACAUAUCUUUUGUGUAUAUAUAUAUACAUACACCUACACUGUCUAGGUGUAUUUUACUAUUAAUAUAUAUAAUUAUAUCAAAUUACACGUAUACUGAUUAAAUAUAUAUAAUUAUUGUUAUAUAUAUUUAUAUAUAAUGUAAAAAAAAUGUAAAUAUGUUAAAAAAUAAAAUUAAAAAAAUAAUUAAAAAUAAAUAAUUAAAAAAUAUAUAGAGGUGUUAUUUCGUUCUAACUGUAUUGUGAUAAUAUAUAUAUAUAUUUAUAUCAACAUACACGUAGAACGAAAUAAUAUAUAAAUCUAUAUACAUAAAUAUAUACGUAUAUAUCUAUAUAUAUAUAUAUAUUUUUUUUUAAUUUAUAUAUAUAUAUAUAUAUAUAUAUAUAUAUACACACACAUACGUAUAUAUAUACAUAUAUAUUUAUGUAAUAUUUUUACAUAAUUAGGUAUCUUAAUUAAUUACAAUUAGUGGGACCUGCCUGACAACCCAUGCUGAAAGUAAAGGGAAUUUAAUUUGCUAGCACUAUAUUUAACCCUAUAACUUUCCAAGACACCAUAAAACCAUGUUUACUUUUCUACUCGGGAGACGUCGCUGAACACAAAUAUUAGUGUUUCAAAACAGUAAAAUGUAUUACAACGAUGAUAUCGCCAGUAGAAGACUUUUUUUGCAUUUUUCACGCACAAACAGCACUUACACGGACGAUAUUAUUGCUGCGAUACUUUUUACUGUUUUGAAACACAAAUAUUUGUGUUCAGCGAAGUCUCUCGAGUACAACAGUACCCCUCAUGUACAGGUUUUAUGGUGCUUUCAAAAGUUACAGCAUCAAAUAUAAGGCUUGUGUUUCAUUUUUUUCACAUUAAAAUUCGCCAGAUUGGUUACGUUGCCUUUGAGACCCUAUGGUAGCCCAUGAAUGAAAAUUACCCCUAUGAUGUAAUACCAUUUGCAAUAGUAGACAACCCAAGGUAUUGCAAACAGGGUAUGUCCAGUCUUUUUUAGUAGCCACUUAGUCACAAACACUGGCCAAAAUUGGCAUUUUUUUGCAUUUUUUACACACAAACAAAUACUAACGCUAACUUUGGCCAGUGUUUGUGACCAAAGGGCUACUAAAAAAGACUGGACAUACCCCAUUUGCAAUACCUUGGGUUGUCUACUAUUGCAAAUGGUAUGCCAUUAUGGGUGUAAAUUUCAUUCCUGGGCUACUAUACAGUCUCAAAGGCAACGUAACCUAUCUGGCGAAUUUCAAUUUCAAAUGUAACGUGCUAUAUUUGACCCUGUAACUUUCCAAAACGCCAUAAAACCUGUACAUAGUGGGUACUGUCUUACACGUGAGACUUUGCUGAAUAAAAUGUGUAUUUUAUUGCAGUAAAAGUAAACAGUAUUAUGACAUUGACAGUUAAAAUGUCAUGUAGAACUAAAAAAAUAAAAAUAUAUAUUUUCUCCCAUUUUUUUAAUAUUAAAUUAUGUUUCAUAGCUAAAUAUUUGAUAUUAAAUGAAAGCCCUGUUUCCCUGAAUAAAAUAAAAAAUAAGGGUGGGUGCAUUCACUAUGAAAGAGGUGAAUUACUGUUGGACAGACAUGUCUCGCAAAUGCCAGGUUUUGUUUACAUUUUGUUUUGUUCACAACGUGUACAUUUGGCUCCGUCCUUAAGGGGUUAAUGUGAAAGAGGUAAAUUGUGAUUGAACUAACCUAUAACUCAAAUUCUAGGUUUUGCUUUGGUUAUGAACGUUUGCCAAAAGGAUAAGGAUUCAAUGGAAAACAAAAUACUUAAAUGAACGUGGGUAGAAUAGCAACCUAAAAUGGUCUUACGGACUGGUUGUAGGUCACGGUAGCUGAACCAGUAACAGAUUCUUUGUUGAUAACACUUAGCAGAUAAGUGGUUUAUCCAACGAAUGAGCUCUAAAGAUGACCACCUCUACAAAACAAUGAUAUUCCAAUAGAUACACUGAAGGGUUAUUAGACUUUAUUCAUUAGAAAAUAAUGCAUCGAAAGGCUUUAACACUAUCUUAUUUUCAAUAAUAACAUUUUCAGAUUUCCUUAAAAUUAUGUAUUUUCUUUAGUUUAGUCUGUGUUUAAAGUUCUCCAAUAUUUGGAUGCUUGAGAAUGUUGCAGCAGCUAUUAUACAAUACCACAGGCUAUAAUGACGUUUUGUAACAGAUGAGCAAAAUGUACAAUUUAGCACAGCAAUAGUCCAGGUGAGUGCUAUCCUGGACAGCUUUGAAAAUCUGUGGUUCUCAGGAGUAAUUUGGCCUGAUUAGAUUUGUGCUUCAGCAUAUCUGCCAUUUAAUAUUAUAGCUUAAUCCAGAAUAUGCAUACAUAAUUCCACACUUGCUACACUGUGGCAGUUAUUUAUCUGACAGCUUGACAUUUUACUUGAACAGGGAAAAUAUAUUGAAGUAUGUUGCUGAACAAUUUAUUUUCUUUUUGUCACAUUAGGAACAUGGAAGAUUUUGUGACAUGGGUGGACUCCUCAAAGAUUAAAAAGCAUGUUAUGGAAUAUAAUGAAGAGGUAAGUGUAAAAAAAAAAAAAAAAAAAUUGCAAAUGCAACAUAAAAAUAAAUAAUAAUUAGCCUGUGUUGGUCCAUGGAGUCUUUAGGGACCACUAAACUAAAAGGCCACUCCACACACAAUGAGUUGCUGAAAUACUUUGCGUGUCAGGAGCAUCUUGUGUUAAUUUAAUUUUAUAAGAGUUCAGAUUUCUCUUUAAAAUUGGCACAUUUAUAAAUAAUUGCAGAAAAGCCUGGGAGGUUAUCCUCCAAAUUCCGUUAGCUGCACAGAGCCAAAGUUGUAUUUCCUCCUGCCUACAGGGCUUAUUUUACCUGUGUGUCUCUGAGUGGUCCCUGUAAGCAGCUCAAAAUCAGUGUCUUCUGAUUCUGAUCAGAGGCCUGUUAUAGGUAAUUUUCUUGGUACAUACUGAAAGUCUUUGUCAAUGUAAAAAGGGAGACAAAAGAUCUGAACUUUUUCCAAGCUGUUUUUACAUAUACCCCCAAUGAAAAACUGCUUACAAGCAAUUUCCCCUUCAUUGUCUCCUUACCUCAGAGGUCAAUACCUCCAUCAAUAUAUUACAAGAACAGCUCCCACAUUAGAGCAGUUGUCUACCAUAAUUUUUUUAUGGAAUCCAUUUUAGUUCAUCUUAAACAUAACAGAAUUAUUUUCUGCUGGUCAUUGAUGUCAUUUCAUAUGCUAAAAGAACUAAACUGGUUGUCGCUGUAAUCCAGACGCACCUCUCAUCUUUCCAACCUUGUGUUUAAGAGCUUUUCUGGGAAACUCCCACCCUACCUGAGCCAAAUGCUCUCCCCGGCUGUUCCCGCCUCCUAUAAUUUCCAAUCAAAUACCAGCACUUUCUUUAGUCUACCUCAAUACAAAAAGAAAGCAGCCUGAUCCUCCUCUUCCUUGAGAGCAUCACAAUUAUGGAACAACUUUCCGCACACUUUGAAAUCUUCCUCAAGCUUAAAGUCCUUUAAGAGAUCCCUCUCUAGAUACCUCAAAACAGAAUGCACAUGUCAUGGUAGAUUAUAGAUUUCCUACUUGUUCUAUGUUAAAUUUUGUAUAUAUUGUGUAUUAAUAUUGUUUUUAUAUUUUAUUGUACCCUAUUGUAUCAAUGCAAUGUUUUGUGGACCCAGGACAGACUUGAAAACAAGAGAAAUAUCAAUGUAUCUUUCCUGGUAAAAUAUUUAAUAAAUAUAAAAUAUUUUAUAAAUAUAUUUUAGAAGCCAACAAGUCAUAUUCUCAGAGGCUGAGAAGAGUCUCUCCUUUAAUUUCUGUCCUCCUGAAUUUAGACAUGUAUUUAUUACUGGCUUUUAUAAACCGCCAACAUAUUCCGCAGUGAUAUAGGGAAGAACGUACAAUAUACAGGUCCCUUCCUGUGAGCUGGGAUGUAGCCAUUACACUUUUUUUAUACAGAGUGCUUAGUUAGAAAGCCGUCGAGCUUACAACCUAAAAGUUAUAAUGGGGACGAGGUGGGGAACAGGGGUGGGCUGGGACGGGGCCGCCCUUAAUUAUUUUAAAAAUGUCCGCAGACGGCUCUCUGUGGUUUAGGCGGCUGCCUAAGGCCUCGCGGCCGCCUUAACCACCUUAGGGCAGACAGUGUCGGGUCCUCUGUCAGUGACCAAGGACCCAACACCGGGAGGGGGCCCGGAGGCUUGUUCAGUAUGCCGCCUAUGGCCGCUGGUCUGCAGCUCCGCAGUGUGCAGAGCUGCAGACAAUGUGUCUCGCGAGAUCUGGCCAAUCAGAGCAUUGCUGCGGGUUACCACAGCAACGCUCUGACCGGGUCACGUGAGACAUAUGGUCUGCAGCUCUGCCCACUGUGGAGCUGCAGACCGGAUAUCACCACCGGACCACCAGGGAGCCCACACUGGACCACCAGGGAAUGAGAGAAGGUAUGUAGUCCCCCUCCCUCUCGCCAUCACACCCCCUCCCUCUCGCCAUCACACCCCCUCCCUCUCGCCAUCACACCACCUCCCUCUCGCCAUCACACCCCUUCCCUCUCGCCAUCACACCCCUUCCCUCUCGCCAUCACACCCCUUCCCUCUCGCCAUCACACCCUCCUCUCGCCAUCACACCCCUCCUCCUCUCAUCACACCCUCCCUCCCUCGCCUCUCUCUCUUCUAUCACACCCUCCCUCUCUCGCCACACCCUCCUCGCCAUCACACCCUCCCUCUCGCGUCACCCCCCCUCCCUCUCGCGUCACCCCACCACCCUCUCGGAAAGCUUCUAUUGCACAUUAAAAACCAAAACAUAAAAACAAAUUUAUUUAUUUUUAAGUUUUUUUGCAUGUUUUAUAUUCAAAUAUAUGCCAUUCCUUAAUACUGGUUGUUUGUCUUCAUGAUUUAAUCAAUAAGAAAAAAAAAACUAAAAAAAAAACAUGUAUUUUUCAUCUUUUUAGUAAAGAUCUUCUGUUCUGAUAUCAUGCUGACAUUUUGUCAUGAGGUACAACAAAAGUCUGCAUUCUGAUUUAAAUGAGACCUUUAAACUAAAAAAUAAAUAAAGGUAAUCGCUCGUGUAGUGGUUCUUGUCCAGAUGCUUCGAAAUGGUGCUUUUCAGUGGUUUCAUGCCCUAAUCACAUUUAUCUAAUCAUUGCGGCCCAGGUUGGGCUUAUCAGUGCGGCCAGGUAGGAGAGUGGUCUCCAGAAUAAACUCUGGUAGUAUGAAGUAUUCUUGUUGCAAAAAGUGGCUGCUCUAGUCACUUUAAAUUUAGUAUAGAUAUGGACUGUGGAUUGUUAGAAAAUAGAUGAAUAACUGAACAUGUGUAGAUAUUAUUUAAAUUGUGUCCUUUUUUUUCUUCCCCAGAGAGAUGAUUUUGACCUUGGCUUAUAGAAGUGGAGAGAUUUUGAUCUUCCGUCAGACUCACCAGUAUUCUUUUUCGAAGGCCAGUUGUGACCCCAUUGCAUCAAUAAUUAAAACAUACAAGUAUAAGUUUCUGCAGCCUCUUCUUUUGUAUUGACACAAUAAAUACCAAACUGAAAUAAAUCUGGAAAAGUUUAAAUUAAAUAUUGUAUUUUGAAAAUCAAAAUCGAAAUUUUUAAAGGGUUACACCAGCCAAAAAAUAGUGUUUUCAUAAAACACUGUUUUUGGUUAUAGUAACUACUUCUGUGGAUUUCCCCAGCUCCACCCUCCUCAACCUCCCCAAACAAAUCUAUACAUUUUUACCAACUCCAAGUCCAGUUUUUCCCAAAGCCUGAUCUUCUUCCAGCUGAUAGGACAUUGGCAGUACGGAGGGGAUGUGCCAUUCGCCAGUCUGGAACUUUGUUCCGGGCUGGCUAAUCAUGCUGCCGGCAGCUAAGGGGGUUAAUCUAAGUAUGCACAGCAUUUCAAAACCCAACGCUGCACAUACAGACAUAAGGCACCAUGACCACUUCAAAUCAAUGAAGUGGUCAUGGUGCUUGGAGUAAAUCUUUAAUAUGCUUUUGGUCAAAAUCUCGGCACAAUAUUUGUAUCUUUAAAAGAUUUAAAAAUCUGUGAAAUACUCAAAUAUUGGACAUAAACAGUCCUCCUUUCAUAAACUGUAAAUUGUUAAAUUGUCUUUUGUAGGAAAAUAAUGGGACAUUUAACUAAAAAUGUUGCCCCCUUUUAACACUUCUCUUGUUUAUAUAAAAACAAUAAAAAAUACUUUUUUUAAGAUACAGCCUGUAUUUUCUGUUUUAGAUGUCUGGUCCUAUUAUUUCCCAUUUUACAAUAACCGCUUUUCUCAGUGAACUGAUGGAAUGCCUAACUGACAAUUUGUUCAGCAUUGUAAGCAGUUAAAGAGAAACGCAAUCCUCCCAGGAAUUUUUUAUAUUAGGUUUACUUUUACAUAUAUUUCACAAAUAUAUAUUUGAAUGAAAAAAAUUAAACUAGAGUUUAGAAAUCCACACCUCUUUAUUCACUGGGCAUCUUCAUGGUGCUGAUAUCUAUCAAUUUUGGACCAAGAUCUAGUUUUUCCUCUUUAUAAAUCUUGGGUAAGACCACACCUUGAAUAUUUUGGGCACCUGUUCUAAAGAAGUAUAUCAUAGCACUAGAAAAAGUGCAAAGACAAGCUACAAAAUUGAUAAAAGGAAUGGAGCAUUUUAGUUAUGAAGAAAGGUUAAAAAAUUUAAAUCUCUUUAGUUUAGAAGAACCGUGCCUCAGAGGGGACAUGAUAACUUUAUACAAAU